AUGAUGGCUUUGGAAAUUCAAAAAUCCCAGGCUCUUAGUGUCACCUAUCACUCUGAUGGUAAUUAUCAGGAAGAACUAGGAGAAAAGAUGCAUGGUUCCAGGUCUCAGAGUUUACCAGUCUUAAAUGGUUUCUGUAAAACAUCUUCUCAAGGAAUUGCAUCAAAAGUGGUGGACACAACACGUUCAACUGCAGUUUUGGCACAAACUAGUUUUCAAGGAGUACCUGAUCUGAGAGAUGGCCUGGCCCGAGACGUAUCAUAUGAAAGUAAUACACUUUCCUCUAGAACAGUAUUUUCUUUGACAACACCUAGCUGUAAAGGUAGUGGAAAUCCUGAAAAGACAGAACCUAAUAGAAGCACGAGCAAAAGAAAAGGAGUGUCUCGGUCAACAACAUUGUCUACAAUAAGAAGUAGUAAAGUUUUUGGAAUAGCACUGACCGACUCGCGAUGUUUUCUGGUUUGUAUGUGCUUAUUGACAUUCAUUCAAUCCUUGAUGGUCUCUGGUUAUUUGAGCAGUGUGAUUACCACUAUUGAAAGGAGGUAUAGUUUGAAGAGUUCAGAAUCUGGACUUUUGGUGAGUUGUUUUGACAUUGGAAGCCUUUUGGUGGUGGUUUUUAUCAGUUAUUUUGGUGGACGAGGGCGGAGACCUCGAUGGCUUGCUGUAGGAGGGUUGUUCAUUGCUGUUGGAGCUGCACUGUUUUCUUUACCUCACUUUAUUUCGCCACCAUAUCAAAUUCAAGAGUUGAACUCCUCCAUUGCGAAUGAAGGGUUGUGCGUGGAUAGCAACAGUACCAAAAAUUCCUUAGAUUCAUGUCCAGGGGAAUCAGGUGGGAAGGAUCACUCCCUGUAUGUUGCUUUAUUCGUGUGUGCCCAAAUUCUUAUUGGCAUGGGUUCCACACCUAUCUACACUCUCGGACCGACCUACUUAGAUGACAACGUCAAGAAGGAAAAUGCAUCACUCUAUCUUGGUAAGAGAGGUCAAGAAUAUUUGGUUUGUGUUGUCAUGUCAGUAUUAAAACCAUUGCUUAUGGCAGGGCUCAAAAUUUCCAAUCGCCCACUAGCCUUUGCAUGUGCAAAUUAAGCCCUACUAGGUAGAAAUUCAACCCUGGUGAGUGUCCCAUGGCCCCUAAAGACUUACAUUGUUGAGUAACUUUAAAGUGACACUCAGUUGUCCAAAUACAAAAGCAUAAAUAAAUUACUAUUUAGUAAAUAUACCACCAAUGAAAACAUGUAAUCAUUUAAUUUCAUAUUUUUAUUGGAGGUACAUGUAAAUACAGCUUGCAAAAGCUGUAUAUCUCUUCUCUGCAGCCUUUGUAAGCCAUCCCCUUCUUCCCCAGCCCAGACUUUCUGUGACUGUCCAAUCACAGACUUCCCAAUGUAGCUCACUGAGAGGUCUUUGCAAGGCAGGUGCUCUCGUCAGUUGCCUGCCUCUUGAGGUUAGCUCCACUGAACUGAACUGAAGAAACCAGGAAGUAACAGGACUUGUCUGAUUGACAUCUAGGAGGUGUAAUAAGGUUAAUUUAUAAGUCUGCAUAUUUCUAUUUUAAAUCUGCACUUUUGGAACAAUGAAAAAACAAGGACACACUCUUAACACAUAAAGCACUUCAAAAAGCUAAAUUGGUCCUUUAAGAUCUUUCUAGUAGUUUAGGGUUUCCACAGAAAUGUUACUGACGUUUACUGUAGCUCCUCCUAGUAAAUAUUACCAACAGUUAUGCAUCUUGCAUUCUUGUUCUUCAGUCUUCUGGAUGCACAGUGUAAAAGUGUUUUUAUAAUGUUUAUGAUUUAUUUUCAAAUUCAUGUUUUUUUUGGUAAUACAUAUUAUAAGAUUGUGUGCCUCCUCUUUCCUUUUGUGUAUAAAACCUGUCCAUUAAAGGAACCCAGACACCUAAAGCACUUUAUUUUACUGUGAAAGUAUGUACUGAGAAGAGUGUGUCACCUUGUUUUAAUUUUACAAAAAGUUCAGAUUUUAAUAUAAAUUGGCACUUCUAUAAAUGAACAGUGUCACAUUGGGGGUAUAAGUAAAAAAUAAAUAGCCUAGCUACCAAUCAGACAACUGCUCCUGUUACUUCCUGGUUUGGUUUGCUCAGUGGAGCUAAACUCAACAGGCAGGCAAUUGCUCAGAGCACCUUCUCAAGACUUCUCAUUGAGCUGCAUUGGGUAGACUGUGAGUUGAAGACAAAGAAAAUCUGGGCUGGUUUAGAAGGAGAGAACUUGCAAAGGCUGCAGACCAGGGCUAUUUAUUUUUUACUUAUACCCCCAAUUAAAAUAAUACAUAAUUAAAUGCAGGCGUGUUUUCAUUGGGCUAUAUCUGCAAAAUAGUGAUUUCGUUAUUAUUUCUUUCUUUUGGGCAGUGGAGUGUCCCUUUAAGCAUAAGCACAAACUGUUAGGGUUAUUCAAUAAAGAUAGAAAUACUUAGAAUUCAAAGUGAACUGAAAGUUUGAAUUUCUAAGUUAAAACAAAACAGCUAAACUAAAAACAGAAUAUUCUCCAUUUUGGUUAUUUUAGCAAAAUUUUGAAAUUCCUAUUGAAUUCCCAACAAUUCUUACUUAAGUUAAUAGCCCUGUACUAUUUUUAAAAAGCAACUACAGUGAAAUGAUAAUUUUCCUAUACUUUGUAGCAUGUAUUCAUUUCUUUUAAACUAAUUCAUCAUUACUAAAGAUAUUUAUUUUAUCAUCAUAGUUCCCCUUAAAAAUGCAACCCACUCCGAUUUAAAUUUGUUUGUUUGUGUUCUUCUUGUUUCUCUCUGUACAGUUUUUUUGGAAACCUCUUCUAAAUUCCUAUGUUUGAAAAAACAGUUUCUACAAAAUGAUAAUUCAUACGCAGUUCAUUGUUGCACUUUACAACUAGGAUAGGCAUGUGCCUAAAGGGACUGUAUCAAAGCCAUCUCAACAAAUGUGUUCCUUACUGACUUCCAUAAAAACACCGGCAUUAUUUUUUAAAAAUUAAUAUUUGUCAGAUUUGUUUAGGGUUUUUUGAUUUUUAGAGAAUAUCUGUGUUAUUCCACAAAAGGUAAAGGAAUAUAUAUUUUUUUUAAAUAUGAACAUCCAUGUGCAUUAUGUACACCCAGCAGCAAUCCUUUUAUUCUACUGCAUGGGGUUAAUCUUUUGACAUUGUAGUGUUCCUUUAUCAGUAUGUUGAAUGGUGUGUCUGACAUGGGCUGUCAGGCCACUUUGACAAUGCUUUAUAGAGUGAUGGAUCAGUAGCAUGGAUUUCUGUAUAGUAACAAGCUCUUCAGAUAUAUUCCCAAUUAUAUCACAACUGACCUCGAUUCCUUUCCCAGAACGUUAGCCACCUUUUCUACCCCAAUGAGAUGCAAAAUUAUUUGUAUCAGAAAUGUAUGAUCAUAUCAGUGGUUCCCCAUAGGCAUUUUUCAGCAAAAUAAAAAAAGCUUAUUAUUUUAAAUGCACACAGUCACGGAACUGUAAAAUUGAGACUAAAAUAGGCAGAUUGGAUAAACUCUUCAAAUGUAUUUCAGAUCUUAUUUUGGCCUCUGGUCUCCUGGGUCAAAUUACAAUAAUCCUUCUAUUAAUAAUUCAAAUAAUUAAUUCCUAUCAGUUUAUAUUGAAAUGAACAGUUAUUCCAAAAAUCUGUGUACUAUGCGUCCUGUUUAUAUAUCAUACUCUUUGGAUGUCUGCACUUGUUUACAAAGAGCCAGUAAAAGUAGAUGUGUCUGUGAGUGUGCAUUGAGCAAGGUUUAUUGUUAGUACUGCAUCAUGAAUACCGUAUUUAUCGGCGUAUAACACGCACCGGCGUAUAACACGCACCUCAUUUUAAGAGGGAAAUUUCAGGGAAAAAAAACUUAAAGGACCACAUACUCGUUUUCCUGGCACUAUAGUGCCCUGAGGGUGCCCCCACCCUCCGGGACCCCCUCCCGCCGGGCUCUGGAGAGAGGAAGGGGUUAAACACUUACCUUUCUCCAGCGCCCGGCAGGGAGCUGUACUCCUCCUCUCCUCCUUGCUCGCGACGUCAUCGGCAGGAGCCGCGCGCUCAUUCAGCCGGUCGCAUAGGAAAGCAUUUACAAUGCUUUCCUAUGGACGCUUGCAUGCUCUCACUGUGAUUUUCACAGUGAGAAGCACGCAAGCGCCUUUAGCGGCUGUCAAUGAGACAGCCACUAGAGGCUCUGGAGGCUGGAUUAACCCUCUCUCUGAAACUGCUAUGUUUAUAAAAAAAAGGGUUAAUCCUAGAGGGAUUAUAAAGUGGUCUGGGUGCCUAGAGUGGUCUUAAAUUUCAAAUAAAGAACUUAUUUUCCCCUUCCCCCUCUUACCCCUUCUUACUCCCCCUCCCCCUCUUCUUACCCCCCUUUCUUACUCCCCUCCCUUCUUACUCCCCUCUUCUUACCCCUUUCUUACUCCCCCCCCUCCCCUCUUCUUGCUUCCCCCUCCCCUCUUACCCCUUUCUUACUCCCCCCCUCCCCUCUUCUUACCCCCUCCCCUCUUCUUACCCCCCCUCCCCUUUCUUACUCCCCCUCUUCUGCCUCCCACUCCCCUUUCUUACUCCCCCCCCUCUUCUCCCCCCUCCCCCCCUCUUACCACCCCUCCUUCUCCCUGCCCCCUCUCCCUCCCUCCUCUUUUAUUCCCCCUCUCUUGUUCCCCUCCCCCCCUCCCUUCUUACCCCCCUCCCCUCUAUUCACCCCCUUCUUACCCCCCUCCCCUGUAGCGUGGCCGAGCCGCUCUGCUGUCCGCGGUGGCCGGCCGGAGUGAUAGGAAGGUGCACGCUCAGUGUGCACCUUCCUGUCAGUCCGACCGGGUACAGGAAACAGAAACUCCUGUUCUGCGCGGAACAGGAGUUUCUGUUUCCUGUACCCGGUCGGACUGACAGGAAGGUGCACACUGAGCAUGCACCUUCCUAUCACUCUGGCCGGCCACCGCGGACAGCAGUGGGCUCCAACUGCAGCCGCCUGAGCGCUCUUGACAGAGCGCUCAGGCGGCUGCAGUAUUUAAAGGGCCGGCGUAUAACACGCACCCAUAAUUUCUCCCCUAUUUUCAGGGAGAAAAAGUGCGUGUUAUACGCCGAUAAAUACGGUAAAUCAAUCUGUGGUCCUUUAUAUGAGGAUGGAUCAAAUUGUAUAAGGAAAUAAAAAAUAUCUAUACAAUUUGCCCAGGUUUUGCCUGUAUCCCUAUCCGAUGAGAACUGCUAAAUGCCUACAUUUUGAAUCAUUUGUGUUUCUUGGUGUCUGGGCUGGGGCCCAUUGAUGACGAUAUCGACCGUUUUUCUCUGGAUCUAGAAAGAAACUAGCUGUACUUUAGUGAUGAUGCCUAUGUGAUUAAAAAGUGGCUCUUAAGAUUGUUUUUAUCUCUGCUUUUUAGCAGAGACAGGCCUAAAAUUUUGAACAUGGUCGUGGGACUGGUCUGAUAGGCACAUGGAAAGGGAAACUGCUUGUUUGAGGACACAGCAGCGAUGCCAGACCUUAUCUAUCCUAUCAUGCUUUUUUAAAAUAAGGUUAAAAGGACACUAUAGGCAGCCAGACCACGUUAUCUCAUCGAAGUGGUCUGAGUGCAGUGUCCCUAUCCCCUUAAUCCUGCAAUUGAAAACAUUGUAGUUUUAGAGAAACUGAAAUGUUUACAUUGCAGGGUUAGGAUAGCUACUAAAGGCACAUCCUGGCCUUUCACAGAGGUUAACUCUGUGAUACGACACUGGACGUCCUCACAUUUUGCAUGAGGACGUUCAGUGUCUUAAAAGUCUCCAUAUCAAAGCAUUGAUUCAAUGCUUUCCUUCAUGGAAGGACUAAUGCGCCACUCGCUGCGCAUGCGCAUUAGAUCCCCCCUCAUUUUUGACAUAGGAGGAGGCAAAGAGCAAUCUAGGGAUCUGAGCAUGCUAGGAGGGGCACAGAGUUUUGUAUUCCCAACACUAUAUUUUUCCUUUAAUUUUGUCCUUUUUUUUUUGGUGUUUUCGUGAAAUUUAAAUUUUAAAGCAAAUAUGCAAAAAAGAGUAGGUAAAAUAAAUCAAACACCUCGUGUGUAGGUUUAGAUUUAAUUGACCAUGUUGAAUGAGUCAGGCUUGAACUUUAUUUAACCUCUAACAAAUCCGGUAGCCUAGAAAUCCAGAAGCCCAAGGGUAUUAAGUUGUGUCUUUUGUCUCGUCAGGGUCUCAUCUGUAAAUACCCAGAUCUAUGCGCAAAACAUCAGCAGAUUAGGCUCAAUUUAUAGUAAUUAAUCAUUAUCCUGAUGGCUAGGAUCAGAUGUAGGAAAACAUGUGUACACCUGGCAUGUAUAGGCAAAUUAUUUGUUGAUCUAUCUCCAUCACAGCCAUACAUUUUACAACGUAAAUCAACAUCUAGGAUACAUCAGUCCCUUUAAUAAAAAGGUAAUAUUUAUUUCCAUAUUAUUAAAUUAUUAAUAUUAUCUUCUAUGUGAAGUGAAUAAAUAUAAAAUAAGUGAACACAAACAUAAAAUAGGGUGAAAAGACAUUUUCUUGUGAGCGUAUGCAGUUAAUUUGUUUUUUAAUAAAAACCUAUAAAGGGAUGAUUUAAAAAAAUAUCAUGAGUACUUAAAAUUACACAUUGCGAAUUAACGGAAUAGUGCACUUGUGUGUUUUUCCUUCUCCAGGAGUUCUGUUUUGUCACAAAAAAGCCCUUUGUCUUCAUUUUUCUUAGAUAUCUAAUUUUUCUGGGGUUAUAGCACUGUAUGUAUCACUGGGAUCAAUGCAAUAAGUGGCGCAAGUCCUGUAAUAAAGUUAAGAAUUAUGGCUGCAAUUCAAUGGAGUAUAUUUGGAAUGCUCAGAAUAUCUGUUCACAUUUUUUAGUAUUCCAAAAGCUUAAGUAUUCCCCUACAUCGGUGUCCAACCAUAAGAUACCUACGUAGGUCUCCGUGGAGCCGCUCCGCAUCCUUUGUUGAAAUCAUCAGUCUUAAUGCUCUCAGUCAAUCCAAUGCUUCCUCAUAGGAAAGCAUUGGCAGGCAAGUGCGCAUGAGUGGCAAAAAGCCACGCUGCGUCAAUCAACUCUCUAGAGAGUUAUUUGGGCUAUAACUGAAUUUCAAUUAUUACAGCCAAAGCGACUCUAGUGGCUGUCGGGAAGACAGCCACUAGAGGAAUGUUAGAACUGCGAAGAAAACAUUGCCAUUCCUGUAAAACAGCAAUAUUUUCAGCUGGGGGUUAAAAAGACAGGGGCAUGGCUCCCUGAGAUGGAGUGGCACGUGUACAGUCUUGUUAAAUGCAUUAAAAGUACAAUGUUAGAACAAAACUGCUGUGCCCUAAACAUAUUGAAUUGGAUAUUUGCAGAUAGCAUUGCUAUUUGUGGAUAAAAAAUCCCACCCACACACCCCAAAUAAACAUGUUCUUGGCAGUUCAAACCGGUAAUCAGCUCCUUAUAAUACUUUGUAACAGAGACCCUCCAUUCUUUAUCUAUUACAAGGUAUUGUGGUCAGAACCUGUAGUCCAAGUAUUUCUAAUUAUUGUAAAAUUGUUAUAAAGGGAUUUGAAAAGUGUAGUACUUCAUUAGACCAAAAUAUUUGCACAUUUAAAAUUAACUGAGGAAUCACUUUUGACCCAUUCACCCGUGCUAAGUUGACAGAGAUGCCUGUUUCAGUUCAGUCAUGUUGAACGUGUUAAUGCUGUAUUGAUAAUGUAAACAAUAACGAGCAGUUGAAUCUCCCAUUGUGAUGCCUCCGACUGAGAGAAUGAGCUUAGUGCGUUGGGGAAUCCUUUGUUUGUUGUCAAAUUGCUUUGAAUCUGGUUUGGCAGAACUUAAGGGACUUCAGCUGUAACCUCCUAGCACUAUAACCACUACAAUAAGCUGUAGUGCUUAUGGAGUCAUUAUAAUUCUUUCCCUAUAGCCCAACCCCAUUUUUAGCUCCUGCUUACAGGGAUCCUUCUGUUAGUGUGAUCCUGAUGGACAGUUGACAGUGGAACACAUAUUAACAGAUGCUCACUCCUGAAGCUGUUACGAAUAUGCCUUUAACCUUGCAGACACAGGGAUACAUGCAAAAUAUGAAUCCAAAGGGUUCUGAUUAUUAUCUUAUAAAGCUACAACCAUCAAUAAAAGCCCUUAUAUAAAAAACAAUGGUGGGUGAUAUUAACACAGGGCUUGACAAAUUUGCUUUGAAUCUAGGAGCCAGCUCAAAAAUUUAGGAGCCAGGAUUUUUUAAAUCUUACAAAGCUUUAUUUUUAACAACAAAAAUAUUUGUUAAAAAUUACUCUAGUGUCACCAGGACCGCUACAGCUUAAUGUAGUUCUCCUGGUGUCCAUAGCUUGUCCCUACAAGCUUUUUCAAUGUAAAGACUGCCUUUCCAGAGAAAAAACAGUGUUUACGAUGCUGCCUAGUGACAACUCUAGAUGCAGUCACUCAGAUGGCCACUAAGUGCUUCCUAUCUGAGUGCUGUACAGUGUGCAGCACCUACAUUCUACGUCUCCACACUCUGCAUGGAGGUGCCGAAUGCUCCCAAUAGAGGUGCAUUGAUUCAGUGAAUCUCUAUGAGAAGAUGCUGAUUGGCAUAGAGUUUUGUGACGCAUGUGCAAUAGCUUCCCUAUACUUUCCUAUGAGAAAACAUUGGAUUGGCUAAUAUAAUCAAGCAUGAUAAUCUCAGCCAUAGAGGCUGGGAGACCAGCACAGCAUGGGAAAAAGGUGAGUAAAAACACAUUCCAAUGCGAUUGGAGGGGGGCUGGUUACCUAAACAUACACACUCACUGACAGACACAUACAUACUCUGACAGACAGACACAUAUACCAUGAGACACACACACACAGACAGGCAUACACACAAUUAUUAUAUAUUUUAUUUAAAUUUAAAUCCACCUAGCCUCCCUACCUUUGAGAGAGCUAGAGUGGAUCGGCUUUUCCUGAGGUACAGUGGGCGGGGAGGUGGGGGACAGUGGAGUCGGGCAGUCGGCUGUGCGUCCAGUAGGCAGGCGGCGAGGUAGCUGUGAUAAUUACAAAGAGCCCCUGGAUACAUAAUCAGUUUAGCCAAGUAGUGACAUGGCUCAGCCAAGUAUUAAAGGGACACUAUAGUCACCAAAACAACUUAAAGGACCACUCUAGGCACCCAGACCACUUCAGCUUAAUGAAGUGGUCUGGGUGCCAGGUCCCUCUAGGAUUAACCCUUUUUUUUUUUAUAAACAUAGCAGUUUCAGAGAAACUGCUAUGUUUAUAAAUAGGUUAAUCCAGCCUCUAAAGCCUCUAGUGGCUGUCUCAUUGACAGCCGCUAGAGGCGUUUGCGUGCUUCUCACUGUGAAAAUCACAGUGAGAAGACGCCAGCGUCCAUAGGAAAGCAUUGUAAAUGCUUUCCUAUGAGACUGGCUGAAUGCGCGCGCAGCUCCUGCCGUGCAUGCGCAUUCAGCCGAAGAGGAGGAUCGGAGGAGGAGAGCUCCCCGCCCGGCGCUGGAAAAAAGGUAAGUUUUAACCCUUUCCUCUCCCCAGAGCCCGGCGGGAGUGGGACCCUGAGGGUGGGGGCACCCUCAGGGCACUAUAGUGCCAGGAAAACGAGUAUGUUUUCCUGGCACUAUAGUGGUCCUUUAAGCUUAAUGAAACAAUGUUGGUGUAUUGAUCAUGCCCUUGCAGUCUCAAUGCUCAAUAAUCUGCCAUUUAGGAGUUAAAUCACUUUGUUUAUUAACCCUAGUCACACCACCCUGCAUGUGACUUGCACAGCCUUCCUAAACACUUACUCUAAAGAGUCAUCUAAUGUGUAUCCUUCCCAUAUUGCAAGUUCUAUUUAAUUUAGAUUUUCUUAUCCCCUGCUAUAUUAAUAGCUUGCUAGACCCUGCAAGAAUCUCCUGUAUGUGAUUAAAGUUCAAUUUACAGAGCAAGAGAUACAAUUGUUUAAAGGGACACUAUAGUCAUCAGAACAACUACAGCUUAAUGUAGUUGUUCUGGUGAGUAUAAUAGUUCCCUUCAGGCUUUUUUCAUGCAAACACUGCCUUUUCAGAGAAAAUGCAGUGUUUACAUUACCUCUAGGGACACCUCCAAGUGGCCACUCCUUAGAUGGCCACUGGAGGUUUUUCCUGGGUCAGUGCUGCCGAAAAAGCAGCCCUGACGUUCAGCGUCCUGAAUUUUCCUCAUAGAGAUGCAUUGAUUCAAUGCAUCUCUAUGAGGAGGUCCUGAUUGGACAAAACGGCAUUUGCCCCCCCUGCCGAUUUUAGCCAAUCCAAUGCUUUCCCUAUGAUGAUGUCACAAUGAAGGCGGAGCUGCGCAGCGCUGGAAAUAAGGUGAGUUUUAAACUUUUAUAGGGGUGGGGGCAAGGGGGGGCAAGCCACCUAAAUUGUGGGUUAAACACUAUAGAGUCAGGAAUACAUGUUUGUGUCCCUAAACCUAUAGUGUUCCUUUAAAGUAAAUUACAUCUGAUUGAAAGUGAAACCAUUUUUUUUCAUGCAGGCUGUGUCAAUCAGAGCCAGGGGAGGUGUGCAAGGGUUAUUAAAGGACCACUUUAGGCACCCAGACCACUUCAGCUUAAUGAAGUGGUCUGGGUGCCAGGUCCCUCUAGGAUUAACCCUUUUUUUUAUAAACAUAGCAGUUUCAGAGAAACUGCUAUGUUUAUAAAUGGGUUAAUCCAGCCUCUAAAGCCUCUAGUGGCUGUCUCAUUGACAGCCGCUAGAGGCGUUUGCGUGCUUCUCACUGUGAAAAUCACAGUGAGAAUACGCCAGCGUCCAUAGGAAAGCAUUAUAAAUGCUUUCCUAUGAGACUGGCUGAAUGUGCGCGCAGCUCCUGCCGCGCAUGCGCAUUCAGCCGAAGAGGAGGAUCGGAGGUGUAGAGGAGGAGGAGAGCUCCCCGCCAGGCGCUGUAAAAAAGGUAAGAUUUAACCCUUUCCUCUCCCCAGAGCCCGGCGGGAGGGGGACCCUGAGGGUGGGGGCACCCUCAGGGCACUAUAGUGCCAGGAAAAUGAGUAUGUUUUCCUGGCACUAUAGUGUUCCUUUAAACAGAAACAAAGUGAUUUAACUCCUAAAUGACAGUGAAUUGAGCAGUGAAAAUAGAGAGGCAUGAUCUAUACACUACAAUUGCUUCAUUAAAGGGACACUAUAGUCUCCAGAACAACUACAGCUUAUUGAAUUUGUUCUGGUGUGUAGAAUCAUUACCUUCAGGCUUUUUACUUUAAACACUGUCUUUUCAGAGAAAAUUCAGUUGUUUACAUUACAGCCACCCCACCCCAUGAGGAGAGGCUGAUUGGCCAGGGCUGUGUUCGAAUCAUGCUGGCUCUGCCCCUGAUCUGCCUCUUUGUCAGUCUCAGCCAAUCCUAUGGGGAAGCAUUGUGAUUGGAUUAGGCUACCACUUCUGAUGAUGUCAGCAGACUGCUUAGAGUCUAACAGCAUGCAGAGUUACAGCUUCUUGCUUAAAUACAGUAAGAUUUUGCUAUAUUUAUGGAGGCAUGAGGGGCCCAAGGGGCUAGAUGGUGGUUUUAACACUAUAGUGUCAGGAAUACAUGUUUGUGUUCCUGACCCUAUAGUGAUCCUUUAAGUUAACGUUGUUUUGGUGACAGAUAGUAGUCUUGUUGCCAUCCAGACUGUCCUUGUUUACCAGAGGAACAGCACCUCCAUUGGCCAGUAAAGCACUUAAGAUCUGUUGAUACCCUACACGUCCUGCCAUGUGAGUAACAAAGGAGCUUAAAGCAACACUCCAAUACUGAAGCUGUCCCCUCUUGCUUAUUUUAGAAAAGUGUCAAUAAAACACAUUUUGAAGGGUGGGUGGUCCAUUCUUCAACCAGUUAAUUAAUAUCUACAGGUGUCUUUUGGAGCAUCAUCGCUGGCACUAUGGUGCAUUCUAAAGAAACGACAUGAUAUGACAUUGGCUUAAUGAUAUUGAGAAAACCUAAGAGAUCUGUGUUAUCAGAUCUUCCCGGUCCUUCAUUUUACACCAUCUGAAAAGAACACAAAGAAUCCAAAAAUAAAAAUUAGGCUUACCUAUUGAUGAGUGCUGGCUAUUGAUGUGUGCGGGACAUUUUCUUUUUGGAUUAUUUAUUCAUUCUGGAACCAGAAUCCAUUUUUGCUCCUUCAAGGAGUGUGUGUGUGUGUGUGUGUGUGUAUAUAUAACCAGGAUAUGUAUAUAUCGGUAAUUACUUAUAUAACUCCUAAGUGUCCCUAUUUAGGACAUGUCCCUCUUUUAGGAGCUCCAUAUUGUUGGCGUGUCUGAGUCACAGUAAUAAUAGUCACAGUAACAUGUUUUAACUACAAUAUAUGUGUUUAGAAAUAAGUCUUCGUAAAAAAAGAUAUGCUGUUCUUAUUCUUAGUCACAGUUUAGUUACAUAAAUUGUCACCUAGAAUUUCUAGGAACUUCCCCACCUCUGACCACACCUGCAGUCAGACCUCUAAAAUCAAAGUGUCACUCUUGUCCAUUUGAAAUAUUGGGGGUGGGCGAGGGUGGAGAUGCAGUUAUAACACAGCUGUUGUAUUUGUUUUUUAAAUAUAGCCUUGCCUUUGAGGUAGUAUCUAGAAUAAGCAGCCCAAGCUGAGCUGACAGUCACAUUGAGGUGCUGGGAUUGUCAAGCAAGCUAGAUAUCUUUUAAGGUGACAGGUCCACAUUAAUCAUACAGGUACUACCUGUAGUCUCUGGUCUGUAUGUUACCUUUCAUUUUACAAAUCUAAAUGUCCAUCUGUCCACCUUCCUCUGGGUGGGUAAGGAGUCUAGAAUUUGUAGUCCACAACAACUGUUAUUCCAAGCUACACAAAAUAUUUAACUACGUUCCAUUCCACUUUGCUGCAGCUAUUGAGAAUUUGGACUAGUGUUCUCCAAAACGUGUGUGUGUGUAUGUGUAUGUGUGUGUAUGUGUAUGUAUAUAUAUAUAUAUAUAUAUAUAUAUAUAUAUAUAUAUAUAUAUAAAGAAAAUCACAGUAUAAGCACAUCCAAUCAGAUAAACACAUCAGUGGACAACUAAUGAAACAAUUAAAAUAUUUCUGGAAUUAGAGCAUAAACUCCGUUAUUGUUUAUUAAACAUUAAAAAAAAUCUAUAAAAAGUGUUUUAACCCCUUAACGACGAGUGACGGUCAGGGGAUUGCCAUAACGACGAGUGACGGACCUUGUCUGUCACCCGUUAAAAUUAACCCCGGAUUUCCGCUAUCGCGGCAAUCGCGGGGUUAAUGGUGCUCCGGUCUGCCUCUGUAUUAGAGGUAGACCGGGAGCACCCGAUAGUGCUGCCCAGCACAUGUGCUCGCUCUGACAGCACUGUAGCUUCACGAAAUAGUGCCCAAGACAUAAAAUGGGGGUGUCAUUUUACUCAGAAGACUUAGCUGAGCAUAAUUUGGGGGGUUUGAACUUAGUGGCACAUGUGAAAUAUACAAAAUGCCCAGCAAAAAUGCAAUCCAUGUGUAAAAAACGCACAAAAUUAUUUUUUACCACAUACUUUGGCAUAUAUUGGUGAAAAAAUGGGGCCAUGUUAAGGCACAAUAUGCACCUUAUGAGAUACCUUGGAGUGUCUACUUUUACAAAUGGUAGGCCUUUGAGGGCUUUUUUGAACAGUCAAACUGUUAUAAUACCCCAAAUGGAAGCAUAGGCUCAUUAAAUCCGUCUCUCAAAAUGCUACUGUGAAUACUGAAAAGGACAAGCCUCCUAUAUGGCACUGUAAGUUCACGAAAUAGUGCCAAAGACAUACAAUGGGGUGUCAUUUUACUCAGCAGUUGUAACUGAAAACAAAAUAAAACUUUGUACAGGAAUAGUACACAUGAGAAUUUCUUUGUUAUAAGUUUGUGUGCCAAAAACCAAAAAAAAAACACAAUUUUACUCCAAUACUUAGCAGAGGUUGGCGGUGAAAUGGCUACGUAGAAAGUGUCAAAACAACCUUUGGUAAAUAGCCCGUGAUGUCUACUUUAUAUAAAUAUAUACUUUUGUGUGGCAAUUUUGUUUUCUUUUAUGGCUAUUAAGCUUACAAGACAAACAUACCAAAUUCUAAAAUCGCUCCACAUUAAAAGUUUAUUUUACUCCUUGUGCUUUGUGACCUGUAACUACCAAAAAAAACUUAAAAUCCCAGACACAUUAUAUAUUCUGUAAAUCAGAACAACUAAAUGAAUUUAUUUUUAAUUACUUUUCUUAACCUGCACUAAUUGUGCAUACAUUAUUAUUGCAAAAACUGUAAAAAAAAAACGCCAGAAAUUUUCAUUUUUUUGCAUUUUUCUGUAUUUUUUUUUAAAAUAAUAAAUAAGCAUUUAUAUAUAUAUAUAUAUAUGUCUUACAUCAAAUUAAAGCCCUUUCUGUCCUUUAAAAAAACGAUGUAUAAUAUGUGUCGGUGCAAUAAAUUAGUAAAAUGCAAAUUGCAGUUGAACGCAAACAGCAAAAAAUUUAAAAAAUGCUGUUGUCAUUAAGUGAAAGACAAGCUUCUGAAGCUCUGUCCUUAAGGGGUUAAAGGCUUUCCCCUUCAGUUGUCAUUGUUUACUAAACUAUAAAGUAGACUAUGUUUACUUACUUGCAGUUUAAUUAUUUAUUCAUUUACCCACCUAUGUCAGUGCUAUUGAUAGAUUGUUUUUUUUUUUUGUUAUACAUAACAUAUGUAUGAAGAAAAAAAAUCUUUUAAUUUCAAAAGCAUAUCUUGUGACCUAGCACGCUAAUGGGUUUCGUUUUAUGUGUUGUGUUUGGGAAUAAAUGUUUAUGUCCAACUUUUAACACUAAUUAAUUUAUUCCGUGCAAUGUCGUUUAGCUAUUUCUCAAGGGAUUAUUAUCUCUAUGGAUUUUUAUAUAAACUGUAACCUAGCAACAGUAGUUACUUAUAUGUUCUUAAAUUUAAAUGUAUUAAUAUUUUUCAAGGGCAGCUAUUUAUUUACUCCAAAUUAGUGAUGUUCCCUUAAAUCAGGCUUACCCAAACUCCAGCCCUCCUGAUGUUGCUGAACUACAACUCCCAUGAUUCUCAGCCUAUUUCAUUCAUAGAAUCAUUGGAGUUGUAGUUCAGCAACAUCUGGAGGACCGGAGUUUGGGGAAGCCUGCCUUAAAGUGUUGACCGAGUUUGAUGUGUGUUUGCUUUUAUUAUUUAUAUUAGAAUUUUAAAUAUUCACUCUGUCUUUGAUAUAAAGUAUCUUUUUCAUGUAUUAAAAUGCUGCCAGUUGCAUGCGGUUUAAAUGAGACCAUUCUUUUUUAAAUCUAUUAUUAUAGAUUUUCCCCUUGCAAAUUUUGUACAGCUAUAGGAUUUUGUUACUGAAGUUCAGGAUUCUCUAUUAAUCAUCUGGAAUAAUGUCAGGUGCUCAUAAGAUAAAGGUCAGUGAGGGACAAUGUGAUUUUUUUGUGGUUUACUAAUGACCAGCCUUUAGCCAGUGUGCUGCAGGUGAUCAUUGAAUAGGCGCAUCUCUGUAUUGCAAGAAUCAUUUAAAGGUGCAGUCCUGGCACCAUAACCACUGCAGCCUGCUGCUUAAUUAAAACAAUAUUCAGAUAUGGACCACAUGGAGUACAAACUGCUAUUCCAAAUCUCGCUGCAACAUCCAAAUAAGUCAGCAGAUAAGGAGAGUGUUCUAGCAAGGCUUUUUAAAUUAAUCAACCCCCAUAAACUAUAUGCUGUAUGCCUUUCAAGCCAUGAGAGAUCUUUAUUAAGCGUCUCCCUUUGCCUCAAUGCUGCAAUAUUUUUAGUCUGCUUGGUAGAACACAAGGAUUCCCAGUAAUACUGUAAAGUUGGCAGAUAUAACAUGUCUGUUUUUGUACAGAUGAAGUGCUUACCAGCCUCAGGUAACAUGAUGUGCAUCCCUGAAAUACCUUAUUGAUAAUUAUAUGUUAGGUUUUGAUGCUUAGUGAUGCGACUUGUCUCUGGAGAUACAGGUUGUUGCUGUACUGGUCACACCGUAAACACUUACAACCUAUUGAUGCAAUUCAAUCCUCACAAUAUAGGCAAAUGUUAUAGAAAUAUAUUACAUGAUCUGUGCCAUUGUUUCCCCCUAAUCAAUGGAUACUAAUUAACAGAUCACCUCCAUGCAGUCUACAUGAGCAGCUCAAAAUGUAUAUGUCUUGAUCUGGCUGAGAUUAGUGUGGGCAACACUCCCAAGUGCAACCCGCUGCAUCCUUAACUCUAACUCCUGCUAAUCUCAGGCAACACAAGGACACUGGUGCCUUUACAGUAAAGUCCUCUCCUUAACCCUCACACUAUUCGAACACACUAAACAUUAACCUCUUCAUUACCUUAACAGAACUCAAACAUGCUACACUACAUAUAAACCCCUACAUUAAACUAUCACUAAACAUUAAACACUGUAGUACAUUAUCCCUCCACUAGCACUAAACACUAAAGUACCCUAACACUAGCAGUUAAACCUAACUUUUAUAUAUCAGGUAAUAUACAAAAUACAUAACAUUGAUCUGUGUAUAUUGAUAAAAAAAAAGUUUUGUAGGGGUUCUAAAAGCUUCAUAAUAAACCACAAGACUAAAGCUUGAAUGGGGAAUAAAUCGCCAGAACCCCAAGAUCCUUUGUCUAGUUUGAAGGUAUUCACUAUUGACCCAAGACCUCUCCUCGAGCUAGGAGGUGACCAUGCCUGACUAUUACUCCAGAGUGAAGUGCUCUGGACCCUAUCUGCACUGAAUGAGAAUGCAUAGCUAACGUGCUUUCUAUCUGAUGAAAGCUGUCUUUUGUAGCAGGUAACGAGCCGCCUUUUGUUGCAGGCUUUCUCUAACGAUGAGGCUCUGAAAGGCAGUCAGAAUCAGUUUUAUUUUUAGGUAUUGAGCUGGUAUUAAAAGUUCAACCUUAACAUCAAUAAUACAUAUUCUCUUCCCCCAGUGUUUUGCUAUAAAGAUUACAGCUUGCCGUUACACAGGUAAGACGAUAUUUAUUUAAACAUGAAUUGGUAGAGAGAUAAUGAGAGAGAGUGCAUGACUGUGAGCACAGACUCUGGGAAAUGACGGGGUUCUAGAGAUAUCAUAAAUCACAAACCAGAGAAUUGCGGAUACUUAAGAGUAAACUUGAGAAAUAUAGGCCAAACUUGUUGAACUGGAAAUAUCCAUUAAAGGACCACUAUAGUGCCAGGAAAACAUACUCGUUUCCUGGCACUAUAGUGCCCUGAGGGUGCCCACACCCUCAGGGUCCCACUCCCAUGGUGCUGAAGGGGGAGGAAGGGGUUAAUCCCUUACCUUUUUUUAUAGUGCCGGGCUCACUCGGCGCUGGGACUCUCCUCCCUCUUCCGACGUCCCUGGCUGAAUGCGCAUGUGCGGCAAGAGCCGCGUGUGCAUUCAGCCAGUCCAUAGGAAAGCAUCCUCAAUGCUUUCCUAUGGACGCUGGCGUCUUCUCACUGUGAAAAUCAAUGAGACAGCCACUAGAGGCUGGAUUAACCCAUAGGUAAACAUAGCAGUUUCUCUGAAACUGCUAUUUUUACAGCAAAAAGGGUUAAACCGAGCUGGACCUGGCACCCAGACCACUUCAUUAAGCUGAAGUGGUCUGGGUGCCUAUAGUGGUCCUUUAAAGCUGAGCUGGAGGUAUUAUUUCCAGCUAUCUGGGCUGUGCUUACCCUCCUGGUCUUCCUUGAUGUCCCUGUUGGUCGCAGUCCUUGUGACUUCCAUGGUAUCGCACAUAUGGCCAUGCCAUGUAGGAAAGCCCCAAACCUCCCAGCUAGCCAACUAAAAAGAUGGCAUUGGCUACUUUUCAUUUGUAAGCUUCAGGCAUUUCGCUAGGUCUUAUACCAGGUGCACAGUGGACAAAGUCUCUUCUCACUGUUGUGCAAAUACACCUUUAUUCCAAUAAAUUUUGGAGACAUGUUUGCAAGAUUCAUUUUUUUGUUUUUUUUGUAAAUGCUGUAAAUGUAAUUUACUGUGCUAUAUUAUUUUGAUAUUGCCAGCCUCCUCCCCGGUGACUAUGACUCAGGUUUUAACCCUUCAGAUGUAAACAUAGUAGUUUCAGAGCAGGGUUCCAACCUCUAGUGACUGUCUUCCUGAGAGCCACUAGAGGCGCAUCUGCGACGCUUGAUGCAAAAUUCGCAUCCAGCGUGCAGAACGUCCAUGGGAAAGCAUUGAGAAAUGCUUUCCUAUGGUCUGUUUGAAUGCGCGCGGCACUUGCCGCGCAUGCACAUUCCACUCCACUCGGGAGCUGACAUCAACGGGGGAGGAGAGGUCAAUAGCGCAGAGGGAGCCCGGCGCUGGAUAAAGGUAAGCUGCUGAAGGGGUUUUAACCCUUUCAGCGCCAAGGGAGGGGGACCCUGAGGGUGGGGGCACCCUUAGGGCAUGAUAGUGUCAGGAAAAUGGGUUUGUUUUCCAGACACUAUAGUGAUCCUUUAAAGUCAGGGUCAACCAUUCCAUUGUAAAAUACAAAACAAAAGAAACAACGCUAGAGAAACCAAUACUAAAAAAGGGGCAGCAGACCUAAGGUAGGGUUCCCACUAAGCCCUACUCGUAGGAAUAAUACAAAGAUAAAAAGGGGAAGGGUUGCACCAAAGACAGAAAUACGUAUAUAAAAGUAUAAAUAUAAAAGAGUCCAAUACUGAUGUAAAAUCAAAACACAAAAGAUACCAAAAGGAGUCCUAGAUCAGAUCUUGCCAGGGGAAAGCCAACAGUCUUAUGGAGAGAAUGUUUUCUGUAACAGUCGGAUGAAAACAACGUGAGGGAUCCGUAUGGGGAAACAGAGAAAAGGUGAUAGUGCAAUAAGUCCAAUACGGAAGUGGUCUAAAAGCAAUAUGGCCUAAUGUAGUCCUACUCACGUUUAAUAGAGCUUGAAACCAGCUCUCGUAUGAAUGGCAUACAGCGGUACAAUCCCCACUUAUAGGAUACUUGUUGAGAUGUAAAUAUGCAGAAGUUUGUAGACCAUAAAAACAUAAAAAGAGGAGACAACUAAUAGUGCUAACUGCAUAAAAUAAUAUAGUAUUUUGAUAUAUUUGAUUUUACAUCAGUAUUGGACUCUUUUUAUUUACACUUUUAAAAACGUAUUUCUGUCUUUGGCGCAACCUUUCCCCUUUUUACCUUUGAAUGAACCAUUCCAUUGUCCUGUUCAACCUUUCACGCAUCCGUGUUGGUGUUGUUUAUGUGAAAGAAUCUAAAAAUGCCACUUUGACAGAUAUAAGGUACUCACAAGGUACUCAUCUCUGUGAAUUGGUCAUAAUGCCUGGAUUACAAUGGCACUGUCACUCUAUACAGUGUUAAACUAUUUCCGAGGAGAGGAACACUAAAGGACAGGGAUUGGACGGGAGAGGUAAAAUAAAUAUUAUUGAAAACAUAAAAAAAAACUGACUGGCAUGUAUAUUUUGUGCAUUAACCACUUAAUAAAAAUACUUAUGCUUGUAAGUAUGGCCUUGAUUUGAUAUUUUUAAUUAACUUUUAAAAUUAUUUAAUAUUUUUAAGUUUUUUUCAAAAUAUUAAUGUAUUAAAAAAUAUAUAAUAUAUCAUUUGAAAAGCUUAUCCUACAAUAAGUUGACACAUUUUCCAGGUCAUCAGUUUUGGCUUAACAUUUGUAUUUCCCUUGUCAAUUUGCAGUACUUACCAGUGGAUAGUAAAUGAGCCUAUAUGUUGCGAUGACUUUUCCCCAGGUAAAUAAUUACCUACUGUGUGCCCACAAUUGCUACAUAAGCAUUGAAUACCUAUUCUACUAGAGAGUGCAACAAACGUAUUUCUGAGCUCUUACAGUUAUUACAAUUCUUACAGCUAGGACUGAGUGAAAACGAAAAAAAUGUUUUAUUCUUGUGGAAUCCCACAUUUGAGGUUAUUAAUAAUUUACAUAGUUACAUAGCUGAAGAGACUUGCGUCCAUCAAGUUCAGCCUUUCUCACAUCUGUUUUUGCUGUUGAUCUAAAAGAAAGCAAAAAAAACACUUUGAAGUGCUUUUAAUUUUGCAACAGACUAGGAAAAAAAUCCUUCUUGAUCCCAGAAUGGCAAUCUUUCCUUGGAUCAAGAAGUUAUUAACCCAUGUAGUGGAGCUCACUGUACCCCGGCUGGUAGCUCCACGAAGGACCGCUUCUCAGCGCUUCUGCCCCAGUCGUCGUGUAUCAAGGCUCACAGCUGCACCCGAUUGGUGCAACCACACUGACAGGUUUAGGAGCUUACCUGUACAGCAGCAAACCGGGAUCCGACCCGCUGGGGCAUCCGUCCCCUUCACAUGCGGGAUCCAAAAUGGCGCCGACCACGAGGUAGCGCCCAUUUGUAGCUCCGCCUCUAAAGGUCAUGCGAACGUCUGUGUGACGUCACGAUGUCGAUGCACGCGCACGUUCUGGGGUCAGAGGCCAAGCCCUGUCCAAUUACAGCCCAAGGAGCCAUAUCUAAACCCCUGAUUUUUCCUAGUUCACUGCUCUGUCGUGGAUUCCGUUCCUCAGAGUGCGUUUUCUUGUCCUUUUUAUUGAUAUUCCUGGUAUUCUGACUUUGGCUGUUCCUGACUAUUCUGAUCUCUGGUUUCCCUGACUUGACUUUCUUAUUGAUCUUGUGUAUUUCUGGCUUCCUUGUCCUCGGCUUUCCCUUGACCAUUUUUUGUCUUUCAACGUAUUAACCCGGCCAUUCUAAUUACCGGUUUACGUUCUGUCUAGUUUUCUAUUCUAUGUAGAUGUUACAUAGUUUUGCGUGUUGGAUCACAUUAGUAGUCGUGACACCGUGGCUUGACUGGGGUCCUCCUGGAGCCUCUCCGUCCUGGAAAAGCAUAGGGGACUAGCUCUAUUCCCUUCCAGGGACUGGAUGACACACAGUCCUGGGAGCUCUAGUCCUUACAAGGGCUUUCCCUGCCGAAUCCUCCACGAGCUGGAACAAGGUGCUGAGCAGUGAUUAUAGCCCUUCCCCUCCCAGUAACUAGACAACACAUAGUUCUGGGAGUACAACUGAUUUUAAUGAGCCGUUUUCCUUGCACUAUAGGGUUAAUAGGUCCCCCCCUCCCUCGCGCCCCCCUCCUGUGGGGCUGAAAGGGUUAAAACCCCAUCAACCACUUACCUGAAUCCAGCGCCGAUAUCCCUCGGAGCUCGGCCAGGCUCCUCCCUCGUCGACGUCAGCCGAUGGGGGAGACAUAAUGCGCAUUCGCGGCAAUGGCCGCGUGCGCAUUAGACCUCCCCAUCAGAAAGCAUUAUUCAAUGCUUUCCUAUGGGGAAAAUCUAACGCUGGAGGUCCGUUAGGAUUCCGGAAGUGCCCCCAGUGGCUGUGUGGCAGACAGCCACUGGCGGCCGACUUAGAAUUGCAAUGUAAACAUUGCAGUUCUCUGGAACUGCAAUGUUUAACAUUGCAGCAAUAAGUGCAAAUGUGUCACAGGACCCAGACCACAUCAAUUAGCUGAAGUGGUCUGGGUGCCUACGGUAUCCCUUUAAGUAUUUUGUCGUCAGAAGCACCACUGAUAUGAUAGAAAACCCUGUGCAAUGUUUCAUGUUUGAGAGCCUUUAUCAAGACUUUUAAAGGUUGGUGAAGGCUCUCAGUAGCUGAAACAUUACAUGUUAUAGCGUUAUAAAUCUCCAUGGGAUUAUAUCCAAAUUGUGUGUUUUGUUUUGUGGAUUGCCGGGCUACUAGACACACUCAUGACGGGUGAAUUUCUAUUCACUUGGACAAAAUUUUCACUCACCAGUGGCUAGUGGCAAUAGGAAAUUAGGACCCCUAUAUAUAAACUACUAACAAUCACUGCAACUACUUAAAGAGUGUCCGAUUCUUAAAUUAUCAGUUUUAGGAAUCCUUAGUAAAAAAUCAUUAACACCGACUGGCCAUAUCAACAGAGAAAGCACAAUCCAUUAGUUUAAAGGGAUUCUAUAGUGCCAGGAAAACAAACUUGUUUUUCUGGCACUAUAGAUUUCCCUCUGUCACGGCCCCCUCCCGCAGCACUGAAGGGAUAGGCAACUUUCGGCACUCCAGAUGCUGUGGACUACACCCCCGGAAAUGCUCUUACACCCAUAAAGCUGGCAAAGCAUCAUGGGAGGUGUAGUCCAAAACAUUUGGAGUGCCGAAGGUUGCCUAUGCCUGCUCUAGUGGCUGUCUGGUAGACAGCCACUAGAAGAGGAGUUAACCCUCAGAGGUAAAUAUUGCAGUUUAUAAAAACUGCAAUAAUUACCACUGCUGGGUUAAGGGUGAUGGGAGUUUGCACCCAGACCACUUCAAUGAGCUGAAGUGGUCUGGGUGCCUACCGUGUCCCUUUAAGAUGCACACGGAAAAGCUGAAGUUCUCCCACCUUUCUAAAACAAUGUGCAUUUUUGUUUCUUGAUAUUAAAAAAGUUUGUUUCGUAUAGCAAAUACAUUUUGUGUAUUGUGUUAUUUUCUUUAUAAUCAUGUUGCAUUUAUAUGUUCAUUAAAGACAAUGCGUAGGAGAGGGUGGUAGCAAUGUAUUAACUACCAUAGUAAGCCAAAUUAAAAGAGAUUCACAUUCAAACUGAAUAUUUAUUGAGUAACGCAUUUUAUGUUUAUCACAUAGUCCCCAAAGAACCUUGUUCUAAAAUAAUUCAUGCAAACCAGUGGCAUAAAAUGGAAAUUCUUUGUGAAUUGGGCCAGUGAUGCUAAAGACGAUAUAUUUUAAAAAGCGCAGCUACUUCUAUGUUUUAAUGUGCGUUGCUCUUUAUUUGAGCAAUCAUGUACACUAAUAAAUCCCAAAUGAUUGCUCACUCUCCACCGAGACUAGAAGAAUAUAUUUAUAAUAUGAGCCAACAAAUUAAUUGAAACAUGUUUUGAUAAUAAGAACACGGCUAUUAAAAUGCAAAACAAUUUAAAUGUAUUUCACAUGAGCAGAUAUUUUACAAUGUAGUCAGUGUGUACUGAUAAGAGGAAUGUUUGUAUAAAUGUAUAUGGGAAAUUACGUUUACUGCAUAUAGAGGAAGUGAUCUAAAUGUAUUUAUAUUUUGACAAUCUUGAGGCAGUCUAAUCGUUUAUUUAUUUUUUUAAAUGCAUUAUUUAGCUACCUGUCAAUCAUUAUCCUUUACAUCUUGCAUCCAGAUUAGAGAAAGCAGAGAGAACAGGGACAAUUAAACAAUGAUUCUGUCACUUCUUUUUUAAUCAAUGGUCUCAUUUCCAGAGAAGUGACAGUUUCCUUAUAAGUAUUGUACACCAACAGGAGAAUGCACACAUGAAAAUUGUUGAUCCCCAUAAGGGUGCUCCAGGAAGGGAAGGCGAAUCCCGAAGGUGCACUAGUAGCAGAGAGAUCCAGGCAGUCUGGAUUGAAGAAACAAGGCACAGAAUCAUUUUGACUACGUUUCAGCUUAUAUACAGGAGCCGAAAUGAUGUACCCUGGCUCUGUCUUCUACUAGUUCCCAUAUAAGAUAAGACAUAUUACACAUGAAUAAAUUACCACACUGUUAUAGGAUGGCUGAUACAGAAAUUUCCAAAACAAAUUAAUAAGAAGAGCUAGUUGCCACAAACCGUUAGACCUUUUUUGUGUCUAAAAUUGGCUUUAUUGUUCAGUGAUCAGUCACACAGAGUUAUUCACUAGACAAACAAAAUUGGCCUUCAAAUCGCAAAAUUCAGGUUUUUACAAAAGACACAGAAUUUGAAUAUUUGGCAAACACAGAACAUAAACUGUAUUGCUUCCCAUGGGGGACAAUGUGGCUCUUUUUAUUCUGUCAAGAUGUAGGUACCAUAAAUAUUAAUUAUUCAUCAGCAAUGCAAGAGUGAGGAGAAUGGGGACCCAUUGAACUUGUUCCCCUAGGUAUAUAUUAUGUUCUUUGUAGACUACCAAUUUUUAUGUAACCUGCACAGGCACCUCCAUAAACCUGUCCUUUGGUAAUGGGAAUACAGCCUCUGCUUAGGAUCUGCACUUCUGUGGGCUUUGGCCUUUUGGAUGGGUUCAUUAUCAAACUUGUUUACAGUUUACCUUAUAUUUUCUUCCCCAUAAUUAAGAGAAUCAGUAAAGUUUAAAUCUGUAGAUGUGUGAGUUUACUAGGUACUGAGGAUCUUGGCAGUUCAUAUUAUUCAGACGGGCACAAUACAGCAUUCAGAGAGGUGUGCACCAAUGCCUGACGCAGAAAGACUAUAUAGUUUUGUCCUCCCACUUUAUAGCGGGGUUCCUAUUUAUUUUCUUUCUAUAAAUUAAUUAAUCUAUUAAUCAUCUUGUUGAAAUUUGACUGUUGCCUCUUAAGGGUGUACCAGGAUCUAAAAGCAACAUUCUAUAAAAUAUGCGCUUUUCAUAAAGAAUUAGUUUAAAAAAUAUUUAUCAUAAAAUAUCUGGUAAAAACAAACCCAACCAUCAUACUACUUUAAUUUAAUUGUUUGUAUAAAGUUUAAAGGAGAUUCACAGUUAUCUCUGACUGUUCUCAUUUCUACUAAAAGCAUCACUAGUGCUGAAUCGACACUAUUUUCUAUUGAAUCCUUCGCCAGAUGACCUUUAUUAGUGACAGCUGGUAGGGAAGAUAUACCAUUGAAUGUGUAGCCUCACACUAUUAUCAUGAUAAGGGAGAUAAAAAAAAGCCAAAUAACAGUAGCCACAGCAUAAAUUAAACUGGAGGAUUACAGGAAUGUUGUACCAUUUGUGUAAUUCAUUCUUCAAAAAUCAAUAUAUUGGAUUAUAACAAACAUGCUUUUUUAUUUUAAGAAUUCAUUCCAAAUCUUUACUAAUAUCAUAUCGUAAAGUCAUGAUUUUAUUUAGACACGGAGGCAUAUUUUAUGCUGAACUCUUUCUUUAUUCCCUCAGCAGCAAAGAGAGAGAAAAUAACGUUUGAAACUUCAAAUGAUAUGAUAUAAGAUAAAUAUUAAACAUUAGACAGUGUCACAGCCAAUCAGAACAUCCCACAUAUAUAGAUGUGUGUAUCUGCCAUCCUGGAAGUUCGAGAUGAAGUUAUGUCGCACUAAAAGAAAAGAAGAAACAUACAGUAAUAUGGAAACUUAAGAAAAGACACAUUAUCACACGUAUCACAAAUGUAUUUAAAAAAACACUAUCGUAAGAACGAUCAAAAAUCAAUAAAGCAUUGAGAAAGAUUAUAAAAACAUACACAUAUAAGAAAACCUAAUUUCCUACUUACCAGAUAAAGCAAAGAUUGGGAAGGAAAAGAAAAAGGUAGCUACAAAAGAAAACAAGAAGGGUCUUAAUAAUCAUGACUUUACAUCAUGAUAUUAGUAAAGUAUUGGAAUUUUAAAGACACGGAGGCUCAUAUUAUGCUCUUUUAAUAUACAUAUUAAGUAAUAGCGCACACAUAAAAAUACAGUUUGAAAUGUUAUAAGGGUACUUAAAAAUCGCCUAUCUCUGCAAAUAAAUAUAGGGAUUCAGUUCCCCAUAUAAUCAUAUUGUGGUAAGCCCAUCACUUCUUUGUAGUACCCUAAUAUCGGUGGAUCCUACACUAAUUCCAACAUGGGAGACAAAUGAAAUAGCGCUAGUGCUAAAUAAGCUAAACUGUAUUUUAAUAAUCUGUUGUGAGAUAAUUGUGAUGUAUGUAAUGCAAAAUUAAUGUGAUAAAAAAACAGGAUAUAAAUAAAAUGCUGCGUCAAAAAUAAACAAUUAAAGUGAUAGUGCUUUGAUGUAUUUACUAAUAAUGCAUAGCAUAUAUCUGCUCGAUAUCAAAUGACAAUUAUAAUUAAAGUGACAUUACUAUCCAAAACCUUCUCAAAUUUAUACUUUCCUGUGGUCACCUCCAAAGGGACAUCUGACAGACACACUCACUGACACACAGUCUGCUGAUUUUACAUACACACUGACAGACACAAACACAUUCACUGACAGACAGAAACACACACAUACACACACACACACUUAUAAUUACCUCUGGGAGAGCUGGAGUGGAUCCUUUCUUUGGGGUCUAGCGUGGCUCUUGUCAUCUUCGUGGUCUUUUUGCUCUGCUCCCUUGCGACCUCCCACUGUUGGUGUGUGUUUACUGUGUUGGUGCGUGGGGUACGUUUACCACAGGUUAAGAAACCAGGAUCUAGACUACCCUUUAGUAAAGUUAUAUAAUUGUUUAUAAAGUCUGUUUUUUAUAUAUCUAAAAAUACAUAUAUGUAUUUAAGUAUUUACUGAAAAACUACAUUGAAAUGUACUUUGUUUUUCAAGUAUCUCCCAGCAAGCACAAGAAAUACACAAACAUUGUGCUUUUUCCUACUCUUAACCAACCUAGUAAGAUGUAAAUACAACUCAAUAUGGGAACAUUAAUUGCUCUUCAAAAAUGUUGGCUGGCAUUAUUUUUCAUAUAAAAACAUUUUCAAAACAUCAUAAGUACUUCUCUAUUAGCUUUUGAAGCAAGGACUGAGUGCCGAGCACUAUGCAUUUAAAUUAAUCAUGUAUGUAUAUCUUUUAGCAAACUCUAAAAGGUGUUGAAAAGCUUCACCUUGUCUGAAAUCAAUAGGAUGUCUAUUCUUCAAGGUAUUGGAAUUGUGCCAGUCCAUUGCUACUUGAAAGCAUUCCAGACUUUCUUGGAUGGUUGAACAUUUCUUUACCACAUCCUACAUGGCUUCAUUUAAGGGAACACUCCAAGCACCAUAACCACAACAUUGUGCUGUAGUAGUUAUUUGUUAACAGAGUGCCCUGGUACUCCAAAGAUAAGAAUUCACUCCAUUUGUAAAUGGUUUAACAACUUACCUGGGAUUCACCAGUUGCCGAUUUCAUCCUCCAGGAGAGCCUGAAGCUCAUGCAAAGAGCUUGGCUCUCCUGAAGUAAACACAGCUGUGUAGGGCUGGUUCAUUGACUGAGAGUGCCAACUGAUCUCUGUCAGCCAAUGAGCUAAGCCCUGCACGCCUUGACUAGUUGAGAACAGAGAGCUACUUGCUUUCACUGGAGGGUGACUGCUGGACCCAAGGUAAGUAGUCAAACUACUUUGAGGUGCACUUUGAGGGCCGUCUUGGCACUAUAACUGCUGUGGUGAGUUGCCGUGUUUAUGUUGUUUGGAAUGUCCCUUUAAAAUUUGAGAUGUGAGAACAAACAAACUAAAAUAAACAGUAAUUAGCCAUAUUUUUAGCACAAAUCCUGAAUAAUACUUGUCUUGCCUAAUGGUAAGUAACCAUUCUUGAAAUACUAAUACACAGAUGCUUAAAGGACCACUAUAGUGCCAGGAAAACAAACUCGUUUUUCUGGCACGAUAGGGUCUUUAGGUCCCCCCCACCCUUAGGGUCCCAGUCCCACUGGGCUGAAGGGGUUAAAACCCCUUCAGCCACUUACCUUUCUCCACUGCCAGGCUCCCUCGGCGCUGGGGAACUCUCCCCACUCCUCCAACGUCAGCGCCGAAUGCGCAUGCGCAGCAAGAGCUGCGCGCGCAUUCAAACCGCCCAUAGAAAAGCAUUUCUCAAUGCUUUCCUAUGGAUGUCCAGUGUCUUCACUGUGAUUUUCACAGUGAGAAGCGCGGAAGCUCCUCUAGGGGCUGUCAGUGAGACAGCUACUGGAGGCUGGAUUAACCCUCAGUGUAAACAUAGCAGUUUCUCUGAAACUAUGUUUUCAGCUGCAGGGUUAACACUAGAGAGACCUGGCACCCAGACCACUUCAUUGAGCUGAAGUGGUCUGGGUGCCUAUAGUGGUCCGGGUGCCUAUAGUGGUCCUUUAAAUUAUAACCACAAAGGCUAAUCCAAACAUAAAAGUAACCAGUCAUUUAUAUAUUUGGUACUGCACUAUUUUGGUUUCUCUGUGUUUGGUUCUUCUCCAUUCAAGAUCAAAGUUCCAGAUACCGUGUGGUAGUCAAUUCUUUCAGUUGGGAAUAUUUCCCUCUCCAAAUGAGGCAUUAUUACCCAGAACAAGAAUUUGGCUAAGUUAUCAUGCAUACAUUUGUUGCCAUUGUUGGAAUCCUUUUUAAGCCUCCAUUUAAUACAGCCUUUGCAUAAGCACUCUAGUACUUCUCAUUAUUUGUGAUUUGUAUAUUACUGCUUUAAGGUAUCCAGUUUAUAAUGAGCUUUGACUGCUGCUUCCUACUGUGCUGUUGUUUCUCUGGCCCUAUCUUCUGAAAGCUAAUUUAUAGACCCACAUAGUGAUCUAGUGUUUAUUUUAUUGUCCUAUGUACUUCUUAACACUUUAUUUUUGUAAUAUUACAGUGGGAUAGGGUUGAUUUGGGAAGAGCAGAAGUUAUAAGAAGUUGAAUGUAAUGGUUACUCCAAGUAUAGUAACUAUAGCACGCUGUAGAGAUUAUGUUACGAGGAGUACCCUGGCCCAGUUUACCAGCAAUGGGCUAAACCAGUGGUUCCCAAACGUUUUAGGUUCCAGGCUCCCUUAAUAUUUCAGUAUUUUUCCAAGGCACACCAAGUCACAAUUUCUAGGUUGUAUAUCUGUACAGCGCUGCGGCAUUUACUGGCACUAUAGUGUAAUGUACAGUGUUGGUGUUUGAAGGGAUGCUUGUAUAUAGUUAUUGUGUUUUAAUACAGGGGUGUGUUUGCAUUUAAUGUUUGCGUUUGAUUGCAGGGGUGUGUCUGAAUGUAAUGUUCACUUUUAAAUGUUGUACAUUUGUGUGAAGUAUUUGUGUUUCAGUGAAGAGAUGUGUUUGUUUUUAUAUUUUUUGUUUGAAUGCAGGGGUGUGUGUAUGUAAUGUUUGAGUUAGAUUGCAGGACUGUGCUUGUAUGUUGUGCUGGUGUUUGACUGCUUGGAUACAUACACUAUCUGCACAUACACUACCACGUACAUACAUACUUACACAGAUAUUCAUGCACAUUAACACACAGAUGCAUAUAGAUACACACAGACACAUACACACACAUAGAUACACACCGACAUAUACACAUAUGCACCCUGACACACACAAAUAUUGAUACAUGCCCACACCGUGACACAGAUACACACAAUGACAUAAAAACACACACCCUGACACACAGAAGCACAUACACAGAUGUGUGCACAGACACAGAAGCACACUGACAUAUAUAUAUGUAUAUACACACACAGAUGCACACCCUGACACACUCACAAACACCCUGACACACACACAUACUCAUUCUCACUUACACACUCAUACAUACACACACACACACAGGUCAUGGUCUUAAAGGACUGUGGCACCUGACCAGGCCCCUGUUCAUCAGUAAUGUUUCCCCGGUGCUAUAAUCCGAGAAAACAUUCCGCGGCACCCCUGUGUGCCCUGGGGCGCCGAGGCACACAGUUUGGGAACCGCUGGGCUAAACUGUUUAGCAAUGCCCCCUUACCUGGCUCCCUGCUGGGCUCCGAUACUCCGUGGUGAUUCGGUGGUGAUGCUGCAGUGGUUGACAUUUAUUCUCUGAAAUAAUCAGUUAACCAAUCUCAACCACUCUCAACCAGCGAGCCACGAAAGCGGCACAGAAUUGACAUUAGCCAGCCCGGAACGCUAGUUCUGAUCUGGCUGAUGACACCCCUAUGACACUGCCAUAGGUAAAGUUACACAUUUGGCAGCAGAAUCCCUGAAUAUGCAGAAUUUCAAAGAGAAACACUGCACAUACAGACUGCAGCCACUGUGACCACUGCAAAUGACUGAAGUGGUCAUGGUCCUUGGGUUAACCCUUUAAUUUUGUUUAGGUAUAAAACAUAUAAAACUUGAAGACGUUGAUAACUAUUAAUGGAACAUUCUCAUAAUAAUAUUAAAGCUUUAUUCAACUAAUCAAUGAAUAAGCCUCAUUAUAAUGUAUACAAAUUUCUACUUACCAACUCAAUACAUUACAGUUUGCUUGUAACAAGCAUAAUAUAGCAAAUAUUAGACUUCUAAGUUUGUUCCAAAGCGUAUUAGCAAUAAAAAAGUUGCUAUUUAAAUUCCAGUGACUUAGGUCAGCAACUCGCAGUCGAUUUCAUGGUUCCUCUGGGAGAACAAAUGGAGCGUAAUUGCAAGCAUUGCAGAACCAGGAUUUAUAUAUCUUGUAUUAACAGCAGGCAAAGUAAAACAACAUUAACUGGAGUAUGAAUAUUAGUUCUAUAUUUUAUUAUACAUUCUAUGAUGCUGAGAAGCCAAUAGAAAAACUGCAAUUGACAGCAAACAGGAACACAAUGCUUUCUAACGCUUAUUAUUUAUUGUGAUAUAAUAUUCCAGCCUGUUUCUCCCAUUCAUUCAUGCUGUGUAAUAUAAAGCAGUGUCAAACAUUAGACAAACUAUGACAUAAAACAAAAACAUCCACACUGGGACAGAUGCUCUGAUCUUGUGAGCUUACAAUCUAGCGGCAGGUUGACAGUGAUAGAGACGCGUGUUACGGACAGUAGGUAAAUAGACUGCAAUAGUUAAUGAAAACAUGCUUUCAAGACGUGGAUGGAUUAAGUGAAAGCCAAAUAAGGGAAGUGGCAACAUGGGGUGACAUUAGCCAAGGAAGCUUGAGCUGCAGGGGUGCCUGGCCUUGGCAUUGGUACAGAGGUAAUAUUAAGCUAUUUUUUGGGGAGGGAGAAGGGGCUUGGUACCAGCAUAGGUAGGCUUAUACUACAACUGCUUUUUAUUAAAAUAACCCUUUAAGUGGUUGGCAUAGUGGGCUUGGAAGACCAACCAUGUAACUCUGUGUUUGCCACUUUUUAAUAUUUUAAAGGAAACCAUGGUAUUUACCAGGGCCAUACCUGACCUGCAUUUAGGGAAGGAAUUCUGCAAAAAAAUCAGAUCAGUCUGAUUACAAAAUCCUGUUGCAUGACCAGUCUGUUGGGUUGUGUUGUGAUCGUGAAGACAAAAGUGUCCGAGUUGCUGCUUUUUGGACCCAGUUAUGGCAGAUGAUGGUCUCACAACUAUGUGGAGAUCAUAAUCAGACCUUAACCGAGGCCUGAGUCCUGUAGUUGAAAACCAGUCAUUGCUUUUUAGCCGCGAAGAGGUCUCCCUAUCAUAAAGUACUCCCAUUGACUCUGUCACACACUCUUCUUUUCCUUUCUGCCAUUCAUUCUUCCCUGUCUUCACCUUGCAAAUAGAUAUCUCCAGUGACAUUCAAGGUGAUAGAUAUUGCUCUUUUCUUUAUUUUGCAUGUUUUUUUCCUUUCAGGUUUCAUCCUUAUUUUUCACAUUGCUGCUGGCUGGAUGUUCCUCAGCGUGCCUUGCUCUGAUCAUUUAACCACUUAUAGCAGAGAUUUCACUGGUUUCAAACUCAUCAACAUUUUAUUUUCACACCUUUUAUAUUUAUAGUGCAAUUAAACCUUUGUCCUCCAAAUCGUUCCAUAGUUUUCUCUCAAACUACUAACAAAAUGUACAAACCUUUGAAAACCCACCUAUUCAUAAACGUAUUCCUCCUCCCUUAACAGCCCACUAUCCUUUUUUGACCACAAGCAAUAUCCUCCACUUUCCAUUCAACUCAUCUAAUUUCCUAAUAUUCUCCUUUGUUCCAUGCCAAUACCAGUAUACCCAUUGACCUGCAUUCUACUUGUUUACCCCCAUUAAUUAAUCUUUUUUUAAAAAAAAAAAAUGUAUUAGUGUAAUAGUGGGGAACUAUAUUAUGGGCCCUGGAGAAUAAUGCUAUAUAUGUAAUAUAAGUAAUAUAAAGUAUUAAGUAUUAAACACAUUACAUUAUUUCUCCCUAAAUCCAGCUUCUUACCCGCACAUGUCUAACUCCAAGACCAAUUUUCCAAUAGUUCCCAAAUACAUAGAGUUGAAAUGGUAACAUUUCAAAUACUCUGUUUUGACAUUUGCCAUUCUAGAAUUGCCAUUGCAAUGGGUGAUGUCCCAAACCACUGAUAUUGAAACAAAAUUGUCUCUCCAGGUUUAUAUGAAAGUGUUCGUUCUUUAUGAUUUUCAUUCCUUCUCUGUAUAUUGUAAAUUAUUUAAUUCAUUUAUAUAGAAAAUGGUUUUUUUUUUUUUUUUUAUAGAGUAGUGUAUUAUUGGGAAUUCUCUUGAGAAUUUUGUUUUUUUAUGUUUAAUUGGUUUCAUAGACUACUCAUCACAGACAAGUCCAUAUAUAAAUAAUUCUAACAAUGUUCUAAUCACAUUUUAUAAACAUUAAUGCUAAGUUAGAAUGUUCUCCAGUUGUUAAUAUUGUUCUUGUAUGUACAAAAUGUAAUACACUUAAGGAAUCCAAUUAAUUACUCAAUUGAUUUUAUUAAAUGCUAUCAAUGAGAUAUAUAUAUAUAUAUAUAUAUAUAUAUAUAUAUAUAAAAAUAUAGAAAACCCCUGCACUCCAACUAUAACAAAACAAAAGAUACCUGGUGCUCUGGUGGCUGAACCAUAAGAGAAGGAAAAAAACGGCACUCAAGGAUUUCCAUAUGUUUAAAUCUUCAUUUAUUGCGAAGAAUAAAUCGACGUUUCAGCUCCUCUAGGGAGCUUUCAUCAGGACACCUGAUAAAAGCUCCCUAGAGGAGCUGAAAACGUCUAUUUAUUCUCCGCAAUAAAUGAAGAUUUAAAUAUAUAGAAAUCCUUGAGUGCCGUUUUUUUCCUUCUCUUAUAUAUAUAUAUAUAUAUAUAUAUAUAUAUAAUUACUAAACUAUUAAAUCAUUGUAAUCGCUAAGCAUUUAUUUAAUAUGAUACAUAUAUUCAUAAAGAGGUUACAUUUUGGUUGUUAUAUGAAUAUAUAUAUAUAUAAAUAACAUACAAUUAUUAAUGUUUUCUGCUGUCUAUUGAGUCUGACAAGUUUGGGAAAUUAACAGAAAGGAAUAUUGUGUAUUUUAUCUGUUCUCCCAGAAUGGGAGUGUUUUCAUACUGUACAGCAUGUCAGUAGGUAUCACAUCAAAUUCUUAUUUAAUUACACUCUCCAUAUGCUUAUAAUGUUUUCAUUCCAGCUCCAUGCUGCAUUACCAUUAUUUAAUGGGAUACUACUCUUAUGAGAAGAGUCUUACUUUAAGCUGAUAAUAAUGUAAUCUAUGCUUGCAUGCGGAAUGGGCAGAAAAUCUAUUAAUUGCAUAUCAUUUAUAAGUUGUUACCCAAUUUACUGUUUAAUUAGAUUUAUGGAAAUUUAGUGUGCAUGAGUGUUAUUAGACAUCUUCUAUAAUACAUUGGCCUAUGAGUUAUUUAUUGAUUAUAAUCAUGUGGGCUGUGGCAUACACAUGGAACUAGAAAAUGAGAUAUUAACUUUGCAAUCAAUGUAUUUUCGAGCCAUUUUAGGUAACAGAAUGUAUACAUGACAUUAUUAACAAAUGAAAAUACGACUCUGUCUCAUUCAUGAUACAGUAUGUUAAAGAGAUACGCUAAGAUGUUGUAGUGGUUGUGGUGCAAGGAUUAUUUAGGUUACUGUCCCACUUGCUUUUUAAUUCAAACUAUUGUUGUUCUGUUUCACAAAAAAAUGGGUAUCUCCUGCUACCCAAAGUCUGGCAAACCUGCUGCCGAUAAAAUAAUAUGGAAGUUGUACGUCUGCAUUAUAGAAGUACAUGGAUGUUGUACAUCUGCAUUGUAGAUGUCUUACGAGAUUUUGAUAACAAUGAUAAUGAACAGCUUAACACCUUAGUCAAUUUGUGAUGAACAAAAAAACCUUGAUUUUUAUUCAGCCAAAGUGACUGAAUCAGUAAUAUUUUGACCCUGGAUGGGUCUUGAUGGGUUGCAACAAUGAGGGUGGCGUUAUAUGGAUUUAUACAAAUAACUUGUAAGUGAAGCAAUCAGGUUAUCUGAGCAGCAACAUAUUGGCUGGGCAUUGGUUUCCAGGUGAACCCGUUUUUUAUUGGAGACUACUAGAAACGGUCAAGAUAAAAACAGAGAGGUGGAAUCCAAAUAUUUCUUGCACUGUUACCACUAAAGUAUUCCACAUGAGUUCUGGUGCUUUGAGUGUCCUUAAACAUUCAUAUUUAAUAAGUUGCUUUUUCAUGUAAUACAUAGUAAUUUUCAUCAUCUGUGAGCAUUACAUUUCUUUCUAUAGUUUCUCUUCCUUUUGCAUUUUCACAGCGAUCAUGUACGUCAUGGGAGCCCUUGGUCCUGCCGCAGGAUAUUUGUUAGGAGGGGUCCUUAUUGGUUUUUAUGUAGAUCCCAAAACCAUUGUCCAUAUUGAGCAGGGUGAUCCUCGAUUCAUUGGGAACUGGUAAGAGCAAUAUUUCAUUACAUGUACAUACCAUACAUUAACCUACGGUUUAUUUCAGAAGCAAAUCUUCAUGCACCCCCCAAUUAUGAUACAAUGAUUUUGGUUGAUCUAGUUAAAUAAUUUACAGACGGUAAAUAUGCUAAGUGACACUGAAAAUACUCAAACGCCAGUAAUAAUGUACCUUAACUAACCAAACUAUGAGCGUGGUCUCAGUUAACAUCCCCCCCAAAACUUCAACAUAUUAUGGACAAAGGAAUAAACAGAUGUUCUCAUAUCGUGACAUGCUCAACUUGACAUUGACCUCCAAAUGGUUAAUUCAUAGUUCAUAAAAGCAAAAACGUUUUCCAGUCUAAUGACUUCUUAGCCUGUUGUAAAAGAUUCAUAAUGUGCAAUGAAAUCUAGAAAAUGUGAACUGUACACUUCUAAAUCCUAGUUCUAUGGACAUGAAAUUUGUAAUUAAAGUAGUAAUGUGUUAAUAAAAAAUAUAUUUUUUGAAAUUCUUUAUUCAUGAGAGCCAAUCAGAAGACAUGUAUUACCUAUCAGAAGACAUGUAUUAUAUGCAUUAUAAGCAUAAACCAAGACAUUCGUUAUCAAGCCUUUGAAUGUAAGCUGAAUAUCUAUACAAAACAUACAAUAUAUUUUGUAGCAUAUCACAACUUGAAUAUAUAUUUUCUGAGAGCUCCAGCACUUACAGUACAACCCGUGGCAACUCUCUGGCAUUAAAGGGUCACUCCACUGCCCAAGAAAGCAAAAAAAGAAAGUCUCUAUUUAGUAGAUAUACCCCAAAUGUAUGCAUUCAUGCAUUUCUAUGCAUGUAUUCAUUGGAGGUAUAUCUUAAAAGAGUGUAUAUCUUAUGAGCUGUAGCCUUAAAAAGUCCUCCCUUUUCCCCCCCCAGAAGAGACUUUCAGUCUUUUCAUGAGGAAAUAACCAGCUUAUCAUGCACACGCGUACGUCUAGUCUGAGGCCUAGAGGAGCCGGGUGAGCUGAUCUAAAGGCUGUGGGGGAGGUGGCAUGCGUGCCUCCCCCCUUACAAUAUACAUCCCCCACAUACCUACAUACAGAGUACACCUCCCCAUACAAAUGCAGUACACCUCCCAACACACUUUACCUGCACAUAGUUGAUCUCCACACACUUCACCCCUAUACACAGACACUACAAAUCUUCUAUACAUACAUAACACAACAGCUCCUUGAUAGAGACACAGCGCAGCACAUAGAGCACCCUAUAUGUGCGCACACACACACACACACACACUACAGCUCCUAGUUACACAUUGUACACCACAAACAGACACCUUUACACAUUCAUUUACCACAGUACACCACAAACAGCCCCUUCUAGACACCAGCCCUGUCCAAUUUGAUAUUUGGCAUCCUACUUAUAGGGACACCAGAGACAAGACACCAGCAAACACAAUGCAAGUGUGUCAUUAAAUAUGCUUGCGCUGUGCAAAACAACCCCAGAGUAUUUCACCCAUCCCCGAGUGGUGUAAGCCUUGGGUGAAUUCCCACACUUUUCCCCCUAGGACUUGACCUCUGAUGAAGACAGUUUUAUUGGGGAUUCAGUCAAGUUGAAAUAUUUAAUAGUUUGAUUAUUGCAGUUCACUAGAGUUAGGUAUUAUGCAGUACUGGUAUUGGAGAAGCCUUCUACCGUGAUAAUAUUGAUACUGGAGAAUGAACAAUAAGCAAUAAAGUCCUUUGAUAGAUCGUUUCAUGGGCAAACUGACAUGAGGAACAUUUGUAACAGGCGAUUAGGCAGGGAUAAUGAGACUUAUGUAUACAUUGCAACACACCACAUUGAGAAAGGAGUCCUUCUCUAUUUUGGACUACAAAAAGCAUAUGAACAGUCAUUAAAUGGUAUGUCCCUCCAACAUGAAAUGGUAUGUCCCUCCAACAUAAAAUGGUAUAUCCCUCCAAUAGGAAAUGGUAUGUGUCUCCAUCAUGAAAUAGAAUGUCCCCCAGUAUGAAAUGGCAUAUCCCUCAAACAUUAAAUGGUAUAUCCCUCCAAUAUGAAAUGGUAUGUCCCUCCAACAUAAAAUGCUAUGUCCCUCCAACAUAAAAUGCCAUGUCCCUCCAAUAUGAAAUGAUAUGUUUAACAUGACAGCAAACAAGGGAUUUUAAUUCAGGAAGAGUAGAGCUUUCUUACUUCUGGAGUAACCCUGCUGGCAGUCAAUGCAGUGCUCUGUCGUGUACCUGCAAGAGGUAAGAGAUGCACACAAUAUUUCUUGGCAUUUGGCUUAUUAAAUGGGCUUGCAGUCCAUCUCUGAUACAGUAUAGAUGUGCCAAACAUAUUAUAUAGCAUAUGUAUUGGUAUGGUUUCUUAACCACAUGUUUGAGAUGGCAUAAAUGAAACAAUAUAGGGCAAGCUACCACUUGGCAUGCUGAAUAUUCAGCUAGUGAGUAUUCAGCUUUUUUAAAGCAUCUGGCAACACCUAUUUGUGCAGCCUCCAUAGGCGUGCGCACGGGGUGUGCCGGGUGUGCCUGGGCACACCCUAAUCCCCGUGGCACGCCUAUGGUUUGAGUCCUGCUGGAACGCUGUUCCUGCAGGCACUCAGCGCCCCACUCACCUCUUGCCCCUGUCAUGGGGGGGCAAGAGGUGAUGGAUUCCUCCCCCCCCCCGCUCUCCAGCUCAGCCGCAGCUGCUGUCUGCUCCCUCUCGCAGCGCGCUGAUGCCGGGAGUCGGAUUAUGACGUCAUAUUCCGGCUCCCAGCUACAGCAGACAGCCUGCGCGGCGAGAGGGAGCAGAGCGCAGACAGCUCCCUCGCCGCGGCUGAGCUGGAGAGAGGCGCCCGCCCCACUGGACCCCAGGGAAAAGUCCACUCCAGGUAGGAGGCUGGGUGGACAUUGUUUUUUUUUUAAAUAUAAUAAUUUGUUCUUGUGUGUGUGUCUGUGUGUUUGUGUGUGUGUGUCUGUGAGUGUGUGUUUGUGUGUGAGUAUUAAUACACUAAAAACUAUAAAAUAAGGAAAAUGUAUAAUAGAUAGUCCAAAUACUUGGUGUGCUUAUGAAAAAUUCCAAUGGAUAGAUGAAAAUCUCAGUACUUUGUGUCCAUCUCUUACUGUUUACGGCACAGAAGUGGUGUAUUCACUGAAAAACUUGAUCUUCUAAAGUAGAUAUAGAUGUAGUCUUGAUUCAAUGGAAACCAUGAAAAAUAAAGAGAGCAGAGAAAAUCCAAUAGUGUAGAUUGUCUGUAGAUAACUGAGAAUAUGAAGAAUAAUAGGGAGGUAAUACACUCACCUAUUUCAGAGCAUAAACUCGCUCUAGUAUAUUUGGCAUUCAGUGGCGUUUGUCCCCCACUGGUAGGAUAUAGGUGAAGACGGUUCCUCCGUAUGAGAAAAGUACUGAGAUUUUCAUCUAUCCAUUGGAAUUUUUCAUAAGCACACCAAGUAUUUGGACUAUCUAUUAUACAUUUUCCUUAUUUUAUAGUUUUUAGUGUAUUAAUAUAUAUUAUAGUUUUCAGUGUAUUACCAUAUAUUAUAUUUAUUUGUUGUAGCGCGACCUAUUUUUUCUGUUUUUGCCAUUUCUCUUUUGAGGAUUUUAGAGGGAACCUCAUACCUAUAGGUUGCAGCUAUCUACCUGUUUCUAGCCUCCUAGUAUAUCACGCAGCGCUGAUCCAUUUUCCUUUUGUGUGUGAGUAUGUCUGUGUGUGUGUGUCUGUGUGUGAGUAUGUCUGUGUGUGUCUGUGUGUGUUUGUGUGUGUCUGUGAGUGUGUGUCUGUGUGUUUGUGUGUGUCUGUGAGUGUGUGUGUCUGUGAAUGUGUGUCUGUGUGUGUGUGUGAGUGUGUCUGUGUGUGUGAGUGUGUCUGUGUGUGAGUGUGUCUCUGUGUGUGUGUGUCUGUGAAUGUGUGUCUGUGUGAGUGUGUGUCUGUCUGUGUGAGUGUGUGUCUGUGUGAAUGUGUGUGUGUCUGUGAGUGUAUGUAUGUGUGUGUGUCUGUGAGUGUGUGUGUGUACGCAUAUAUAUAAAUAUAUAUAUACACACACACACACAGAGCAGGCGCUAUCUGAGUGCCGGCUCAACUCUAAGCCUCCAUGGGCCGGCGGGGAGACCAAAGAUCUACCUCACCGGCCCACAGCAGCAUGGAGGGAGGCAGGAGAAGACCCAGGGAGCUCUAGACAGAAGCUCCGCCAGGUUCCUCUCGCGAUAUCUGAGCGUUGCUGCGGCAACGCUCAGAUCUCGCGAGAGUUAACUCUAGCCCCGCAGGCUAGAGUUCACUCUCCACUGGACCACCAGGGAUGGCACAUGGCAGCAAGGAUUUACUAAUCUGCCAAAUCCCUCCAAACAUACAGCACACACACAUACAGCACCUACACACAUACAGCUCACACACACACAGUACACUAACCGCACCCUCACAAACACACACAGCACCUUUAAAAAAAAAACACAACACCCUCACACACAGCACACUAACCCACCCUCACAAACACACACACAAACAGCACCCUCACAAAUACACGACACUCACACAAACAGCACCCUCACAGGACAAACAUACACACACAAACACCCUCACACACAAACAGCACAGUCACAAACACACACACACACAAUACCCUCACAUCACACUAACAGCACCCUCACACACACAUCACACUAACAGCACACACAGCAGUGUAUGUGUUUGUGUGUGUGUGUAUGUAUCUAUAUAUAUAUACAUAUAUAUAUAUAUAUAUAUACAUAUAUAUAUAUAUAGAUACAUACACACACACACACACACGGCGGGUGUUUGUGCUUUAGGGUGCACACCCUAAUGCAAUAGGCUGCGCACGCCUAUGACAGCCUCCAAUUGAUAUGACCACUCAUCCAGCUUUAUGAUUAUUAUUAAAAGCUCCCUGUUACCCACUGAGUAGUUAAGAGUCCCCUGGGCUUUAUAACUUUGUAAGGGAUGCUAAAACAGUCACUAUAACUAAGUAGUUAAGAGACAUUCCAAACCCCUUCAUCACUUUAGCUUGCUGAAAUCCUUUCUGUGUAAAGAGUGUGUCUUUUUCAUUUUACAAAAGUACAGAUAUCAACAAAAACUGGCACUUUUAUCAAUUAACAUUCUUACACCUCCUAGCUUUCAAUCAGACAAUCGACCUGUUACUUCCUGGUUUGUUUAGCUCAGUAGAGCUAAACUCAAGAAGCAGGCAAUUGCCCAGAGCACCUGUCUUGCAAAGACUUCUCAUUGAUCUGUUUUAAAAUGUCUUUGAUUGGACAUCCACAGAAAGUCUGGGCGGGGUUAGAAGAGGAGGGAUUGCAAAGGCAGCAGACAAAAGAUCUGCAGCUUUAGAGAGUUAUUUUUACAAAUAUCCAGAAUUAAAAAAAAAUGCUUGCCCCAUGUUUUAAUUUUGGGUAUACCUACUUAACAGUGUCAAGUAGGCGAGGCGCUGACAGACCAUCUUAAAAUGAUAUAAAAACUAUCUGUUGACUCACCAGUUAUUGUGCAUCACGUAAGUCAGGAAUAAAAUGCCGGAUUAAGAAGACUUUGAGACUUUAUUGAGUAAAGUGCUGUUCCAAAGAAAUCUUUUAUAAAUAUUACUUGUGGUAAAUGCUUUUGCUUGCAGCCCUAUAAGAACCUGUAAUAAUCACAUAUUACUUAUACAAUAUUACAUCUGCAAAAAUAUUUCUAAUCUUUCAUAACAGCUGUUACACACAUAUAAAGGAAAAUAUGUGUAGCUGUCUUUGUAUUGUGUACAAGACCAAUCUCCAGUUACAUAGCCAGUUAGGUACAUCAUUAGUUAGGUUACACAAAUGCAAAGUUCAUUUGGUUUAACCUUUCCAAAUAUCAAUAUUUGUUGAUUGAAUAGUAUACAAAGUAUUUCUAUAUAGGGAAGUCUUGCAUUGACCUUGAAUAUACUUGUUAUUGUAAACACCGCUCCCCAGUGAUUAAUUUUCUGCAGUGUAAGCACUUGCGAUUCGAAAGCUGUACCUCAUAGAUUCAAUAUUCAGUUUAUUUAAUUAUUUUUUUCUCAUCUGUGGUUGCCUUUCUGUAUUAUAUUGUCUGUCUUGUGAAGCACCAUGCUUUUGUGCUUCUACUAGAUAAACCUUGUAGAAGGGGCAAAGUAGGCAUAUGUUCUGCUUUUGGUAUGUUCUUGGUUCCAUUGAGUUUAUCUUUUCAUUGGGGACUUUAGUAAGUUCUAAGAGGAGCCGCUCUUUGGUUUAUGGAGUGAUACGAUCAAUUUAAGAUUCACGUUCAAGGAUAUUGUGAUGUGGGAGGGCACAGCCCAGAAAUGGACAUCAUUCAUUUAAAAAAUAUACAUAUUGAGGUUGGAGUUGAGGGUCUGAACCUCCGUCAUCCCAAGAAAGCAUGCUUGAUGGUUUUCCUUGAAAAAGAAAAAGCUCAGACUCAACAAAUGCUGGGGAAAGGUUUGAGAAAAUUUUCCUCCUCAAAAAAUGGGACAAUGUAGGGGGCGGAGCCUAACUGCCGAGCCGGGAGGUUGCAACUCGCCUGAGCUCCGGCAAAAAAGUGCCCAAACAGGGGUAAAUACCACUUGCACCGAGCCCAUCCACAGCCAGGCUACUCACCAGAGGCUGGAGAGACACCCGGUGAACGAGUACACCGCGACGAAAGUGUCGGCUCCGAAAUCGGCGGCAACUCAAACCGCGGCCUACCACGUGUACGCAGACGGGAGGUGGCCAGCCCCGCCGAUCAGGUACCUGAAGGCUUAAAGGCGAGUGUUGACCCCACCAGAGACCACUGCACCCCCCCCCCACGCCGGCAGGGGUAAUUGCUAGCACCCCUAACAACUUACAGCAACUAUGGGGCGCAAACACAAGAGGCUAAUGCAGAUGGAAAGGCAAGCACUUCAGGACAUAAGGCUAUCCUUCGAGAGAGCAAACCCGCCAGAACCCGCAAGGGUGGCACUGGCACCUGACCGUUACAGUGAGCAAGGGGCCUCAGACGACUCCCCUGGAGAGCUGGAAUCCAGUAACCCUCCCUACCCAGCUGGUGUAUACCUGCAAGCUGACUCAGAUGAAGAUUCCUCCCCAUCCACAAAAGGCGACAUUAAAAAGUUACUAGUGGACCUAAGGGAGGUGUGGAAGUCAGACCUCCGAGAAACACAAGCUGACAUAAAGGCCUUGCAGCAUACAGUAUCAGAGGCUGAGGUCAGAGAACAAGCUCGGGAUACUCAACUCAAAUUGACUACACAACGGGUGGAGUGUCUCGCCUCACAGGUCAAACAACUGCACAAAAUAGUGACCACACUGGAGUCCCGGCACCGAAGACGAAAUGUGCGCCUGAGAGGCAUACCUGAACAGGUAGAAGGGGGAGACAUACUGUCAUAUGUCCAAAAGCUGAUUAUCUCAAUGGGAAUUCAAAAGGCGACAGACACCCCAUGCAUCCUAGCUGCCUUUCGGGUGCGCAAAGCUGCAGCGGCACCAGCGGACGCACCAAGAGACAUUAUUGCAACUACCAAAGAUAUUGCGGUGCGAUCAGCCAUCCUGAAUAAAUCCAGAACAAUGGGUCGAGUACAUUUCGAGGGCCAUAACCUAUCCAUCUACAGUGACCUCCCAUUCCUUGUUCUAGCAGAAAGGAGGCAGCUGGCACCAGUGGCUAAGAAGUUGCGUGACUGCUCAGUCAAGUACCGCUGGAACGCAGAAGGCUCUCUGGCCGUCACACGAGGCGCGGACACAUUCACCCUGACAUCCUCGGAUGACCCAGAGACGCUCUAUCAUAAGUUAGGCCUAUCGGCCACCAACGCGUUAGAGGGUGCAACCAGGACAGAUACUCCACGUGAAAAAAGAACCUCAGGAAGAGCACACCAGCGGAGAAGUCCGACUAAACAACAAGUACCUACCGUCAGGGACAGUUCGGACACUCCAUAGCGAUUGCUAAUAGCCGGACUAUAAACUAAUUAUACUGACUUAUGUGGUCAACCGCUACGCCCAACCUAAGGACCAAUGCUAUUGUUUUUGAUUGACGCCUUUCAUUUGUCCUUUGUCCCUCUCACUUGUCACUUGUCUAUGCUCUACAUCUCUUGCUAACAUUAGUGUGUUUGCUGAACCACACUGAACCGUAUACUCUCUAUUUGUUUAUCCCUCGCAUAUAAUGGCACAGAGAUAUACUUGCUUAUAACUCUAAUAAAAUAUAAAUAAAAAUAAAAUAAAAAAAAAUGGGACAAUGUAAAAAAAACGUCUAGAUCUGAUCAUAGACCUCAUUGGUGUAGAUACUUGGUGACCUUAACACAGGUUGGUCUUUAUUCUAGAGCAACCUGCAGUCCUUUGUUAUAUCUAAUAGUGUAUCGUAACCAUCAAAACCAGUUAAUUCCCAAACUAAUAAAAAUAUAUUUUCUUUUUUUUUGUCUAAGGUGGAGUGGAUUUCUACUUUGUGCCACAGCAAUGCUUCUUGUGAUAUUCCCAAUGUUUACAUUUCCGAAAAAGCUUCCACCACGGCUGAAGAAGAAGAAAAAAAAGAGUAAUUCAUACGAUGUUUCCUCUGAUGAUGAUGUACUAAAGGAGAAGACGAGCAAUAAGAUCAAAGUAGAUGCUGGCACUGGUCCAUCGAUUGGGUUUGGAAAAAAUUUUCAAGGUAAUAGGCACUGUUGUAAUUUUGCAUCUGUGAUAAUUAAAGGAUUUAAUCACUAAAGAGAUGCACUCAAGUCCACUAUAUUCAACAUUAAGCGGCCUAAGUCUUGAAAAUUAAUUUUGUAUUUUUAAUUUACAUCAAUUCACUGAGGAAGCACUGAUAGUUAAUAAUAUAAAAAUAAUUUUAUAAAAUAAAGUGGUAUAAAUAGAAACACAUAUAAUAAAAAUAUUUAAUAAAGUGUGAAUUGUCUCGAAUUCAAAGUGAGUUUAAAAUUUUAGGCAAAAAUAACUGAAAAAAUUCUCCAUGUGAGCUGUGUUUUCAGAUCAGCUAUUUAGUCAUUAACUUUAAAAUGCACUUUGAAUUCCAGACAAUUCACACUUUUGUGCAUAACACUGCAAGUGUCAAAUAGCAUUCCUUUGCCAGCAUGAUCCUACAAUCCCCCCACUGGGAGAAAGCAUCUGUUUACAUGUGCUUGGCUCAAUGGGACAACCUACGUGUAUAGUUUAUGCUCCAUGCUGAAAAGAACUUGACUGGGUCCAAAAUAAUUAAAGUGAAAUUUUAAUGUGCAUUCUAAAUUCAAGGUAAAAACUGGAAAGAUUCUAUCAGUAGGUGCUAUCAGUUCAGCUAUUUUGAAUUCACUUUGAAUUCUCAUUUUAGUAAAUAGCCCUGAAUAACGUAUCUAUGUCUGGAGAAUGUAUUGAUUAAUUAAUAUACAAAUGGACUUGGCAAUUUCACUUUGUAGACUAAAAUAUUAAAAUUGAAAUCCAAUAAUUUUGCAAAGCUGGGAUAUUUUGGCUCUAACAUAUACAAUGCCCUGGCCGAUUUCCCCAAAUUCUGAUUAAAUGAAUUGUCCUGAUUGUUUGCUAAAUCAGUGAAGGUAAUCAGAAGAUAAAGACAUCAAGCAGGGUUAUUCACAAAAAUUUGGAUUGCUAGAAUUUCAUUUAGUACAUUUCAGCUCUUUUUGAGAAUUUUUCAAAUUUAGCUAUUUUCGCCUUAAAUAUAAAACGAAUUUUGAACUCACUUUGCACUCUCAACAAUUUACACCUGACCGAAUAACCCAGUAUGCGCAAACUGCUGCGUGAUUUCUUUAGUGUAGAAAGCUCUUAUCCUCUACAGAAGCUCUGUCUUCUUUUAAAGCUGCAUCUCAUGAAUGAGGUAGGAACAUUUUGAAAUCACUUUGGAAAUCACUCUGGAAAUUAUACCACUGAAUAAAACUGUGAAAAUCACUUAUAACUUGUGUUAACCUUUUCUUCAUGUUCUGUUUUUUUUAUUUUUUUUUUAUUAUGAAUGAAAAAAUUUAGCAGGUGGCAUCACAAUCCAGUCAGAGCCAGGGUACACAUCGCAACUUGGUUUCUCUUUCUCCUUCUCUCGCCAAGCUAAAUGACUGGUUUUAUACCAUUGUUUGACAAAUAGCACGUUAAUGAUAAUUUGUAGAUUGGAUGUAGAUCGGCUGUAGAUUGAUUCAGAUGAGUUUGGAAUAUCAGUGAUUUCGUUAUCUGAAGCAAUGUUACAGAAUCUGUCAGACUGACUGAAUUCUGACCGCAUAUGGCUUUACUGAAAAACUAGAAUUGCUAAUGCAAUUGGAAUUCAAACGGAAUUUGGACCAGGCACUGUAGCAACUCUGAAAAAAGAGAGAGAGUGAUAGGCGCUCACUAUAGUGAUCAGGCAGCAGUAUACAAAACAGGAGUUCCCCAAUCCUGUGAGUGAAUAGCAGAGAGAAAAGAGGGCGUAUACCGCGCCUAGUAAUUAUUUUAUACAGAAAAAUACAUACAUAUAUCCUUGGAUAUUCCAAUCAGUUGUAGCCUCAAAAAAAAAUAAAAAUUAGAAUAAAGAAUAAUAGUGCAAUACAGUAGAUGGAAUUAUUAAAUAUAAGCAAUUAUUGCUAUGUACAGUCCACUCACAUUUGAAUGAGCUAUAACAGAGCUCUACUGUAAAGCGCCUGGACGGUACAAUCCCCGUCUUAGGAUUCGUAGUAGUUGCCACGGAUGAUCUCAAGGUGCAAUGUGCAUAAUAAAUAUAAGAAGAGAUAGCAGCAAUAUGGUGAAGUAAGUACUAAUGGUAUAUUCAGUAAUAAAAGGUAUUGUACUUACACUUUUUAGAGCAUAUAACUUGCUCCAGUAUAAACAGCUUAGGUGGUAUAAUCCCCACCAAGGAUAUGCAGGAUCCAGGAAAUAAAAAAUACUAUAUAUAAAAAGUAACUUUUAAAAAUAAUAUAAAAUUAAAACAAUAUAGGAUAAAGGAAUAUAAUAGAAUGUCCCACUUAACGCGUUUCACCUUAACAGGCUUCUUCAGAAGUGUGGUAAAGAGUCCAAAAAGUCCAUUUUUAUAUCCUGGUUAAUGAAGUGAUGGUUUCCUGGUGUGUAGCUUCCUGGUUCCGGGCUCCGGUUGACAUGCACGCGUCAUACCGGAAGUGACACGCACGCGUCAUACCGGAAGUGACGCGGCACGCGUGUCAUACCGGAAGUGACGUGUCGCUCGCGUCGAGCUAGAAAAUACUUGCGGCAUCAACAUGAAAAAUAAUAACAGUAUUGUGGCGCAUUGGGACGCACGUAUCACCAAUAUAUGGUGUGCGUGACGUUCCGAGCGCUGCACGCUCUAAAGCCUCAUGGAGUGAGGUGUGGGCAUAUAGUGCUAUGUAAAUAGCUUGGCGGCCAUCUUUAUUUUGGGCAGCCAUAAACAAAAGAAUAAAGUGAACAUUAAGAUAUUACCUAUAUGUAGCAAGUGCAAAAAGGGCUAUACUUCAACAAGCUAUAUACCUCUAUUACAGGAAUAACAUAAUAAAGUAUCAAGUCAAAUGAUAAAUAGUAUUAAAAAACAAAAGGUCAAUACUAUUAUAGCACUUAGAGAGUCUAUAAUACGAAUAUAAAUAGUAAAUACCAAUGUAAAAUAAUAAUAAGAUAUUUUAAUAUUUAAAAUAUUUUAAAAAAUAGUAUCAAUAUUAAAACGUAUCUAUUAUAUAAAAUUAAUUAAGACUUAUACAAAAAAAUGAGUACAAUCUCUAGGCAUAUACAUGUAUAACAGGUUGAUUUACCGGAGAUGGUGAUAGGGAAGAUGUACAGGUGAGGGAGAUGGGGUGUUGUGCUGGGAAGAGUUUUGGGGAAAUGCAAUGGAUGCAAAUGCAAAGAGAUGUAUAGCAUUAUCCUGGGGACAUGGGUUGAUAUACUUAACGACAGGCAAGGAAGUAUGCGUGCAAAUUAUGUGACUGGGAAGAUGCAUCGAAGAUGGUAACGAGAAGAUAUAUUGGGGGAGCGGUGGGGGAAUGUACCGCUGGUGUGUGUGGAGAUGUACUGGAAGAGUUGUGGUUGGGGUGAACAUUCUGCGGAGAUGUAGGUAGAUAAACCGGGGUGAUAUGUAGGUAAAGGUGAUGUAUGGUGGGGUAUUUUGGCUUAGGGGAGAUGAAUUGUGUGAUAUAUCUUAGACAGAUGAUUGAGAGAACAUGGCUACGGAAAUAUAUUGCAUACAUGUAGAUGGGAGAGAUGAAUACCUCUGGUGAGAUGAAUCAGUGAUAGAUCAUUAGUGAAAUAUGUCAGUGGUGCAUGCAAUGGAGAAAUAUACUGGAUAUUCAAGAAGACUCUGGAAACUUCAGAUGACUUCAGAACACUCCAGAAUACUCACAAUAUUUCAUAAUACUCAAAGAUAUGCAGGCUAUUUCAGUGUUUACUUACUCAGCCCAUGCAAGGGUUCCGAUCAUCUCUUCUUGUUGUUUGUUACACAAUGCUUCUUGCUUUAUUUCUACUAACCUCUGACUUCACUGUGACUUUUUGUGUCUUUAUUCUCUCUCUCUCUUUUCACGAGCUUAGUAUAUAUCUCAUAUAUAUGCAAAUGCAAAUUUGAGUACAUAAUCAGAAAUGACUAAUAUUGUGCUUUACUUUUUAUCAAAGUUAUAUUUUGAGUUUUUGCGUGGAUUUUGUAUUUUAUUGUGUAUUAUAGUCUAUGAGCAAACAAGUGAAAGAACAAGUUGUGCAUUUGUCAAGAUUAUAGGACUAAUUCCCUUGUAUAAAGUCUAUUUGCCCAGCAGAAGCGAGGAUAUUCUAGAAAAAUAGCAUGUGCCAUUGACAUCAAACUCAUUUGAGAAGUGGUGAAAUCCAAAUAGUUUGCCUGCCUUAACAUUUUCAUUGAGCGUUCUUUUUUUGUUUUGUAUUGUUUUUUAUUUUUACUCUUGGUGGAGCUUUUUGAUUAAACUUUGGUCAUCACAGUGAUUUUGUAAUUUUGUUGAUUGUUUGGUAACCAUGUUUGCAUAAGUGGGAACUUGUUGGAUUUCAGCUGGAGUGUCCUGGUCCACCCUUUUUAUCUGGCUGUUGACGAAGUGGGCAGCCUAUUUAUCUUGUAGACUCAGUCUCGAAUCUGGUCGAACAACAGUUUUGCGGGAUGGACAACUCCCUUUUCACCAGAACCAUUUAUUCCAUUCACAUAAGUUGAGCUGUUUAGCAAGGGGAUCUGAUAAGUUCCUACGUAUGCUACAUUUAGAACUGUAUUUAUAUUCCUGAAUAAACUGUAAGCUUAAUGCCGCAGAACGGGCAAUCUGUAAACAAAUGGUAUCUUGGGUAUCCAUUACACGCUUCUCAUUUCUCAGGACAUACAUUGUUUUUUGUUUUUUUCAUUUAUUGUUUAUAAAAUCCAUUUCUUGUCAUUUCUAUAGACCUUCCAAGAGCAGCAGUCAGAAUUUUAAGCAACAUGACAUUCCUUUUUGUGAGUUUGUCAUACACAGCUGAAAGUGCCAUUGUCACCGCUUUUAUUACCUUCAUUCCCAAGUUCAUCGAAUCACAGUUUGGCAUCCCAGCUUCUAGUGCCAGCAUCUACACUGGUAAGAUCAUUGUGGCAUGGUACAUUAAGGGGUACAAUGGUGCAACAUAGAAAAAUGAGUCAUGUAAAGUGAAUUUGUGAUACAAUGAGCAAAAGCAGAUUGUUUACCCAGUAUGAUUUUGAUUCCGAUUGCCUUUUACACCAUAAAACAAAUUAUUAUAUAAAUUGUAUGGAUAUUAUAAUUGCGUAAAGUUUCAACACAUAAGACGUCAGUUUGAUGAGUUGGAUGUUUAAUAAUUACCGGCUCUAGGACAAGAUUCAUGUGUGAAAACUUGGCAAUGGAUUUAACGGUAAGUUCAAACAUAACAUACUUUAUAUAACAAACCAUAACAUGUCUAGAUUUUUUCUAAGAAAGUAUAACAAAUGAGGUUCACUGUAAAGCCAGCACACUGCUGGAUACCCACCAAUGGUUGGAAUUCUUCUAGCAUCCUGUGAGAAGCAAAAGAAAAGCAAAGGAUAAUCCAGUUGAUAAAAGGUAGAAAUAUAUUUUUUUAGACAAUAAAAUAGCACUAAAAUAUAAAAUAGGCACAAAACUAAUUGGUUAUGCCAACUGCUCAAACAUAAGCAAUGGCUCUAACCAUCUUGGCUCGUUAUUAGAAAUUGUCCUCCAUCAUGGAACAAAACCCUGAUAGGAACAUGGACAUGCAAGAUGGAAAUCCGAGAGAGAACUCUAGAACAACACUUAAACGAUAUUAAAUUAGUCUUCUUUCAUCUCAUGAAACCGCAGCUUCCUCGGGUUGACAACAAUAAGACAAGCAGACUAGCCGUCUUUUAAAAAAGUCCCAUUAAAUUUCUAUUUUAUUCAAAUUGCAGAGACAUUUGUGCCACACGUUUUUCCAAGACCUGGAUAGACUGAUUGAAAUUGUUUCUGGCAUGAUCAAUAAAAAAAGUGUGAAUGUAGAUUUCCCAGUGAUUAAUUAUUAUGAUCUAUGUGUCCAAAGUUCAGUCCUUCAAAGUAGACUGGUAUUUUCUAAAUUCAUAUUACUGCAUAAAAUGAAAAAAAAUUAUGAAUAAAAAUGUAUUGAUUCUAGAUGUAACAAUUGAUUGCAUUCCAAACAUGCAGAAUAAUUUAAAGGGACACUACUGGCAAGAGUUGAACCACGUCCCCAUUUCCAGUUUUUCUGAUAAUGACUUUAAGAUUAAUCGUGGGAAAAAAAAAAAAAUAGAAGAAAGAAGACGAAAACAUCUGCAGAGAUUCUCUUUACAAACCUUCUUCCUUGUUUUUGCAAACUUGGCAGGAACAUGGUAUUGGCUAAGCAUGUUUCGUCCAAUCAGUGCUUUCCCAAACAAAAAGAUGGAGCAACACUAAGAAUUUAUUUUCUGUGGAAGUAUGUACAGUAGUUAGAGAGAGUAUUCCUUAACUUCAAAUUAGCCAAUGGCAAAUAUAUAUAUUCAGAACAGUUUCCUUCUAUAGCUCUCUUAUGUAUUUGCCAUUAGUUACCUUAUGGCACUCCCAUGCCAUUCCAUAAAUACUGAGGAGGAAUCAUUUCGAUUGGUUAGUUUCAGAGCAUAAUACACAUUGGGCUCUCAGUUCAUCUCUUUAGAAAGCUCUCAGUUCAUCUCUUUAAAUCAGAAACAUUGCUAGAAAUAUAUUCCAGUGUACAAGAAAACCCAUGUGAUUCAAGACACACUUUCGAUGUAUACAUAGGCACUGAACUUUGGAAUAGUUUAGAGAUGUGUCCUUUGCCAUAUUAUUUAUUUAUUUAUUUAAAUUAUUUUCCAGAAAUGUUCUUGAGGAGUGGAUUUAUGCUACGCAAGGAAUGCUAUAAAUUUAACCUAUUUAAGGGUAUUUUCUUUUUUUGGUUUGUGCUAAUUUAAGAGAAAUCCAUAGAUUUAUAUUUGUAUGUAAGCCGUUUAUCCUUGCUCUGGCGAUGGUCGGGGUAGCUUUAUGGAUUGGUAAUCUGGGAGCUGUUUGAAGUAUAGCUCAUGGGCACUGCCAGCACAGUGAUAUGAAAGGGUUCACGCACACACAGUGCAAUGUAGAAUGGAGUCCUGUAGUGCACUCACUUAUGGCACAUAUUGGGCAUUUUGAUUGAUAACCCAGAGAAUCACGUAUAUAACUAGGGACAGAGAUAUUACCAGCCUGGGUUUGGGAAUAUUGAGACUCAUGAACAGACUCAACUAAAAUCUUGAUAAAUGUCCACCAUUGAAGCCAUUCCCAUGUUAUUAAUUUCUGACAGUGUAUACUAGGACAGAUAGUUGAGUGUUGGCUAAUCCUAGUUACCAAUUAAUUUACACAGUAGACGAAGCCAAUUAAUAUUUUUUACAGGGCCCUUGGAAAAGAAGUUUGUGAUUUAAAUAAUCCUUACAGCUACAUAAUAAUAACAUAAUGAGUGCCGAUAGUAAAUAACCAUCCUAUCCCAUUAUAUGCUGUAAGUCCCAUGAAACUCACCCACUAGUCCUUGAGUGCCAUAGCAUGCCUGAACGUAAGGCACUAAGAACUCAUGAGUGUCUACUUGAUAAUUCUCCAUUUUUAUAGUAGAAAGUAUAAAAGUAUAUUUUUAAUUACCGCUUAUUGAUAUUUUGCUCCAAAAGAACUGCGAAGCUGUUUGCUGGGUUUGAUUGAAAAAAAGGUACAUCAAAACCACAAUCUAUCUCUUUAAAUUGAGAACAGAGCCUUUCUGGCAGCAGAUUGUAUCCAUCAAUAUAAUAAUAAAAUCCUGGUAAUCUGCUCAGUCAUCUGGCAUUUUUCUAUAAUGUGAAACAUGCAAACACAGGCCGAAACCAGAGAUGUUUGCAAGGUUGUUAUUCAAUCUAUAAAAACUCUAUCUCUUCAAAAUAUUACUAAUCAGUUAUAAUAUAGAAAAAAAAUCAUGAUAAUAUAUGGAAAGAUGUUUUUCUGUGCAAGCAAUUCAUCUUUUAAUCUUAAAGGAUCACCAUAGGCACCCAGACCAUCUCAUUGAAGUAGUCUGGGUGCAAUGACCCUGUUCCCUUAAUCCAGCAAUGUAAAGAAUUGCAGUUUUUCAGAAACAGCAAUGUUUACAUAGCACGGUUAAGACUGCCUCUAGUGUUUAUUUACCAGACUGCCACUAGAGGUGGCACAUGCAGUUUUUAUGGAGUUUGAAAACAACAUUGGGCGUCCUCAUGGAAUGACGUUGGACGUUCUCUCUCUUUGCAUGAGGGCCUCCAGCCUGUAGAAUAACUCAAAUUGAAAGCAUUAAGCCAACGCUAUUCUACACGUAAGGCCUAAUGCGCAUGUAGCGCUCGCCUUGCAUGCUUAUUAGAUUCCUGGAUUGAACAGUCGUCGGUGGAGGAUGAGUCUGAUCCAGCGCCAAGGGAAAUCGUCGCUGGAAUAAAGUAAGUGUAAAUAGGGUUUAACACUUCACAUGGCUUGGGGGGGAAAGGGGGAAGGACCACAGGUGCAGAGGGACACUAUAAAGUAUUAGGUAUACAGAUUUGUGUUCUUAACACUAUAGUGUUUGUUUAACCCCUUAAGGACACAUGACAUGUGUGACAUGUCAUGAUUCCCUUUUAUUCCAGAAGUUUGGUCCUUAAGGGGUUAAACCUGAUGGUCACUAAUUGUCAGAAGCGACUGAAGAGCAUUAAAAUAUAUGACAAAUUACAAGUUUUGGAUUCUGUUAAAUAUAUAUAUAUAUAUGUGUGUUAACCUGCAAACAGAAAAUAAAAUAAAAUGACGUAAAAUGUCUGUUUUAGAUUUCUCUUUUUUAUUUUUUAACCUUGACUAUACUCUUGAGUGGGUGUAUUCAGCAUUCAAAAUUAUUUCUCAAAAAAAGUAAUUCUUAGUUGUUAUAUAUAUAUAUUUUUAAUAUAGAUUUUUUAAAAGGUAUCAACUGCGUAAUAUUUGUAAUUAUGAUUUCUACCCAUUAAAAAUAUAAUUUAGACCCUACAUUGUCCUCAGCCAAUGCUUGUCAUUUCUAAACUGUAAAAAAAAAUUGUGCUGUAAGUUUUCAAUAUACCCCUGCAUAGAACUGCUCAUUUAUUUAAAAAAAAAUAUCACAUUCAAUACCUGGAGUGUUUAUUACAAAAUGAAGUUGAAAAUUGCUGCAUAUAUCAUACUGAUUAUUAUUUUAUUAUUUAUAUAGCGCCAUCAGAUUCCAUAGCGCUGGCUAUGUAUAAUGUUAUGUUAUUAUCGAACCUUUAAAGGGGAAGCCCAGGAUUUUUAAUAUUCUGUUUACUUAGCUCCUAUAUUUAGAAAAUAUGCUUUUGUUAGAUCUGAUAAAUAAAGCUAAAUAUAAAAAUCCACAUAUAUCCUGGAACUGGGCACCUCCAUCUUUUCUCCUUCUCAUAGUUGUAAAUGUUGCCCGUUUUUUCCUCUUGAACAUAGUUCGUAGAAGAAGGAAGACUGAAACAAUGAGGGCAUUUAUCAAUGUUCUGGAAAGUGUCUUUGAAUUUUGGGGUCUUAUCUGUUUGUAUUUUUAUCAGCUUUUCUAUGUCUAAAUUCUGCUAUUUUUUUCAAAUAUCAAUUUCAGAAAAGGUUGACAAAUUUACAGUGGUGGAAAUAAUAUAAGUGAAAUAGAACACUUUUCAGGUGAAAAAAAAGCUGAAAUUUGAAAUUUAUAAAUUCAUUGUGUUGCUGAGACAAAUCGUGUACACUCAAAAGAGCAACAGAAACACAGGUGAAAACACCUGACAGAUCUAAUAAAUUGUGCAAAAAAAAAAAAUACAAAAAGAAAGGAACAAACCUGUCUAUCACACUUUGAUCAAUCUCCUCCACUGUUUUUAUUCUCCUCCUCCUCAGAGUGUGCUCUGACAAUGUUUGGGACCGAAGUGGAUUAUGCUGUCAUUGCUGAACCCUAAUAUCCUUAAAAGGACACAAUAGGCACCCAGACCACUUCAGCUCAUUGAAGUGGUCUGUGUGCACUGUCUCUGUCAGUUUAACCAUGCACUUGUAACUAUUGCAGUUAUUGAGAAACUGCUAUGAUUACAUUGCAGGGUUAACUCCACCUCUAGUGGCUUUGUACCAGACAGCCACUAGAGGCGCUUACGGGUCUUUAGGUGACUUUUGGUUGCCUAAUUAACGCUGGAUGCAUGAGGACAUCCAGUGUCAACUAAAACUUCACAGGAAACAUUAAUUCAAUGUUUGGGGUUGUCUUAAUGUGAUUACCGCGCAUGCGUAUUAGGUCCCCGACGUAGGGGGAGGAAUAGCGGAGGGAGAGCCUGGCCCAGCGCCGAGGGACAUUCAGGAUUCAGAUAAGUGAAUUAAGUGUUUUUACCCUUUCUGCACUGCAGGGGGGAGUGGGUGAAGGAGGGGGUGGGGGUCAUGUGAGCAAGGAGGGCACUAUUGGGUACUCUAGUGCUAGGAAUACAAUUUUGUAUUACAAGCAUAUAGUUUCCCUUUAAUGUACUUUGAAAGAGAAUUGAGCAAUACAUUAAAAAAAGUUAAAAGAAAUUAUGGAUACAUUUUUAAUGUUUUCUUCAAUAGUGUCAUUUCUUUAGAAUUAGCUGUUCGGCUUUAAAUCCAAUAGCAUUAAUUAUGUGCUUUCGUAGUAUUUUAUCUUGUAACAUGUGCGAAAAAAACUAAUAGAAGAAAGCAUACUUUAUUAACUAGAUACUUUAUUAACUAUUAUUUCAUUGUGUCACCUAAAUCUCUUUUAAUACUGUUCCGAUAGAGCUAUCUGUUCUUACUUGUCAGUGAGUUGAGUAAAAAUUGAUGGUUUUUGUUUUAUCUAUGGUAAUUGCUACAUCCUGAAGAAGUCUUAAUGCAGUGCUCGGGAUGUCGAUAUACUGUGAAAGCUUUUAGUGGCUCUCCCAUUAAAGAUAUAAAUACAAGGGAUUGUAUAUUUAACAUGAAUAUUGAAUCAGGAAACGAAAAGACUAACCUAUUUAUAUACUGGAAAAAAUGCAUUGUUUUGGCAGGAGAUGAUUGGGUUAAUUGGCUUGCAUCUAGUUAAACUCCGGUCUCGAACACUAAGACUAGAUCACAAGGUUCCCCAUCUGAUGUUGUCAUCGUCUGUAGACGAUAGCGGUUUGCCCUUGAAAAGUCCUUCUGCAUCAAGUUACAAUGUAAUACUUGAGUGUGAGUUCUAUUUAUAAUGGCACAUGUCUGGGAAUACAAUCAUAGCAGGUUGUACUCUGAAUUCUUCAUCUUGAAUACAUUAUUUUAUUGUGCCGUUUGAUUUGUCUGCCCCAAAAUUUUCGGUUUUGUUGAUUAACAAACUCAAGAGUACAUAUGGGUUGACCUCCCUCUUGAAUCAUCCCUACCAAAAUACGAGUAUUAUUAUUAUUAUUAUGUUAUUAUUUAUAUAGCGCCAACAAAUUCCAUAGCGCUUUACAGUGGGUGGAUGAACAAACAUGUAGUUGUAAUCAGACAAGUUGGACACACAGGAAUAGAGGGGUUGAGGGCCCUGCUCAAUGAGCUUACAUGCUAUAGGGAGUGGGGUAAACCAAAAAAUAGCCCCAUUAUAUUGUCUGAUUGCCUAAUUGCGUUAUUUGAUUGUUAGCUGGCUCCCAGUUCCAUCUUGAACAGUUACCCUUCUCCUUCACUGCUAUGCUUUUACAGGUACAUCCAGUGAUAAACGGGGAAGAAAAUCUGCUUUAACAGAUAAUUCUUUAGUCAUGUGUUCAAACACCAAAGUACUUACACUGAAAUAAUGUGCUCUAUGCAUUAUACAUUACAUUUAGAUAAAGAAUCAAUAUAAUUUGUUUUUAUAUUUUAGGUUUUUCAUUGCAUUCCGCAAGUUUAUUUUCCAUGCUACACUAAUUUAUUUUUAGUACAAAAGUAACAUAUUUUAGCUGUGCUGUGUACAAAUAAAAUGCAUAGUUCAGUAAUAUUUAUGCAUUAAAAAAAAUCACUUAUCCUCAAACAUUUGUUGUACAUGCUGUAAUGCUGCUGUAGUACUUAUGGUGCUAAAAGGCUGCAGGAGCUGCCCUCCUUUUUGUAGCCAAAUUACAUUUGAGCUGUGACCUUGAUUUUCGAAGGUCUUUAUAUUCUGCAUAAUCAUGUAUAGCAUGAUGAUGCUGCAUGCAUACAAUGGUAAACAAACAUCAGAUUGCAUCCUAUGUCCCCAAUGCUUCCCUAUGAGAAGCAAUGGAUGGACACUAGCCAUCAAUACUGACGACUUCGACAAGGGGGGAAUAGACUGCCACGACACUGGAUUACAUGCAAGUUUUAUUUUUUUAUUUUUAAACCAAGGGUGGUCUGAACACAUCAAGGAACACUCUAAAAAUAAAUAUACUCAUUUUUAAUGUUAGAGUGUACCAUUUAUAGUUAUAAAUCACCUUAAAUCACCACUAACACAGAAUUUGGCUAUUGAAAGAUGUUUGCAUUACGUACAGUUUUAUGAAAUAAUACAUUUGUUUUUUAGGUUUGAUAAUUGUUCCGAGUGCUGGCGUUGGUAUUGUGCUUGGAGGUUACAUCAUCAAAAAGUUGAAACUUGGCGCCAGGGAAUCAGCCAAGUUAGCGAUGAUCUGCAGCGGUGUAUCUCUGUUGUGUUUUUCAACACUUUUCAUUGUGGGAUGUGAAAGUAUUAACCUUGGUGGAAUCAACAUACCUUACACUACGGGGUAAGUUAAAAAAAACCUACCUUGUCUAGAGAUCCUUAUACGUAUACUAAAAUCUGACAUGAUCGUCGCACAGGUACACAGUAUUUGUUUGGUCUUUUUAAAUAGUUAAUAAAUAGACAGGUCACACUGGCCAGUCACGGUACCAUGAUUUGUAUGAUGAGCAGCCUUUAGUCGAAGUGUAACUGCUUCUCUCUAGUAAUUCCUGAACAUGUUGCCUAAUUGGAGGCUAUCCCUUCAAUUGUUUCAUUUAAAGAAAGUGAGAUUAAUUAUUCUGGAAAAAGAAAUGUUUAAUUAAGUAAGACGUUAGUUUAAAUAGAUUUAAAGAGAUAUAACUCUUUUGUCCAAAACAGCGGAAUAAAUUUUUUAAUUUAGCAAUGUUUGUUGAGCUGUUUCGGGGAUGGGGCUCUUCCGGGCACCCUGUCCCUUCUCAAUCACAUUGAGAGAGUAGUCUUUAUCCUUUGGCAUUAAUCGUAUGAAUGUUGUUUAACUGGAGAGCCAUGAUAGGCUGAGAGUGUUGGGGGCAGGUGACGGCCAUCCCGGCUGAACAUUUAUUAAUAUUGAUAAUGAGGAAAUUUAAAUGAAUACAGGGGUAGUGAGUGCCAGGGAGAUCUGUCAUGGUUAUGCUGGUUAGCCUGUCCCAUUUAGAUAAGAGGAAAAAGGGUUCCAAAUGACGAAAAUGAAGGGUUAGCUUGCAAUUUGGGAAGUAUAAAAUAGGAAUGCCCUACACGAGGAGCUGGUGACUUCAGAUACUUUUCAAUGAAGGACAUAGAUGGACAUAGAUUCUUUUGGAGGGUCAAGAAUUCCAAUGUAUACAUGAGUGGUUCCUGAAUCUAUGCUUGAUAACUAAAGACCCAUAAGCCAAAGAUUGUAUCACUACCCUAGCAUGUUAAAUGGGAAGAACAGGAAGACAAACUUGUGAUCUUAACUUGAGAUAAUUCAAACCCUAAUUCUCAACUUUCGUAACUCUAAGGUACCUGAUGAUGUUUAGCUGGAAGGAUCUAAAGCAUGAUGCCACUAGUUGUAGUGGAUAGUGGAGCUUGGACCCAGGGCUAGAGAAAGACAUUUAAUUUUCAGGUUCUCAUUGCAAAUUUGUACCCUCUGCUAGAACUUUCAAACCGUACCUCCUGAAGCCAUUUACACAAACAACACAUCACACACAAAUAUAACCGUCAGUUCGCAUAUAUCUAGCUAGUCAUACAUGUACACACAUAAGUAGCCAUUUAUACACACUUAAUUAGACGCAUGCAUAAUUAGCCAUGCAUAUGUAAUUACUUGCACACAGAUGUAACUAGCUACACUCUUACCUAGUUAGCAAUACACAAAACACAUUGACAUAUAUACACAAAAAUGUACAUAAAUAUAUUUUCACACAUAUACAUAUGUGUGUGUGUGUGUGUGUAUAUAUAUAUAUAUAUAUAUAUUUGCAUACACACUUAUUAGCUUUUCAAGGUAUUCACCUUCAGUCCUGUAGCUCACACAUGUUGGUGGUAGGAAGGAAGGACGGCAUAGGUCUUCUAUGUGCUGUCAUAGAUUUCCCACCUUCUCCUUGAAGCAUCACUCAUUAAGCAAGAUAUGGAUGCUAGGACAUGAGUUCACCUCUAGGCACCCACUGCCUGUCUCACAGUAAAUAUGUAAUGAUAGCUACUGACAGUAACACUGCUUUAAUAAUAAGAUAGUGGUCACUCACACCUUUCUAGUUGUUGCAAUCCUUUAUAUUCAGUACACAAAGAAGGACAAUGUUUCAGGUAACGUAUUUGCCCUCGUCAAAGUCAAUGGACCUCACAAAUGCUAAUAAGUUAGCUGAAACGUUGUCUCUCCCUAUGCACUGAAAAUGCACUAAGAAUUUGUGCUUGACCAUUAUCUAUUUAUUUAUUUCAUAUAUGGAUAACAGAUCCUGAGUUCACUUGCACCCUUCCACAAAUGUAUGUUUUUUUUUGUGAGUGCUCACCAACUAUAUAUUCAUUUUUACCUAGGUAAGACUGUUUUACACAUUGCUAGCUUGGUGUCAGUCAGUGGUUAAUGCUCUACCUGCCAUUCUGAGAUGCUAGUGGUGUUCCCUGUCAGGCCCCCAUGUUCACAGUGGUGUAACAAUGUGACAAUCAGCCAGCAGUCUAUGUGCACUUAGUUAUAUUGCUGGGAACCAGUGGGUAGUUCACUCACCUAGGGAAUGGCCUGUACAGGUAAACAGGUGACUGCCAAGAGUUCCAGUCAUGCGAGGUAAUGAAACAUGAUUGUGAUUACAAACUAGAUUAGCAAAAUACCCAUCUGAGUUCCUCUAGGACACAAUGGACCCACUGGAACCCCUAGGUCUGACCCUGCCCAUACCUAUCACUAUUACUGCUGCAGGUGUGUCUGUCCCUAAAAAUUACUGGGGUUUAAUCAUAAGUAUAUGUAGAUACCAUAUGUUUCUAUGUUAAUCCAGAACAAGUAAUGUAUAUUGCAUUGUUUAAUAAUAACUGAUUUAUGGUAUUGAUUCUCAAUUUUACAUAAUAUGUUUUGAAAGGUUAAAAUGUCAGUUUCUCAAAUUAAAAGCAACACUUUCAUUUGAUUGCUUUUUAUUCAAGAGAGAGAGGUUCUAAUCUUAAAUACCUAUUGUGGAGAUGAAGUUUAUUAAUUGCUUUUGAUUUAAUGAAUGGCUACACUCUUAACAAGUAGCAAAUCAAAUUUUAGUCCAAUAACUGAAUGUAGUGAUAGUUCAAAGAGUGAAAUGUUAGUUCUGUAACCAUGUUCUUCCUAUAUUCUGUAAUAUAUUUUUUUAUUUACUGCCUGUAUGUUUGUCUUUCUAUUUGUUGCUAUAUCUAAUUUAAUUUUUUGUAUUUAAGUGGAACUGUCACAUUUUGGGUCUUUGCAUAUCUUCUCGUAUUUUGACACCCAGGGUAAGAGAUAUAUAAAAAUAUAUAAAACUUUCCCAGCUCUCAACGCAAUCUUUCGAUCUCUAUCUUAUGAUAUUUUUUAUUGGGUUGGAAUUGCAGUAUAUGGGAGUUUUUUCAAGGAUUCUAUUUGAACUGUAAAGUCAGAAGUGACAGUUGUGCUUAAGUAAUGGCUUAUGCUUCUUUGUAAAGUAACGUACUUUAACUGUAUCUUUUCUAAUCUCUACAGUCCCACGCUAACCAUGACACACCGGAAUUUAACAGGUGGCUGUAAUGUUAACUGCGGCUGUAAAAUACAUGAAUACGCACCAGUCUGUGGAUCAGAUGGAAUUACAUAUUUUAAUCCUUGUCUCGCUGGUUGCAUCAGUGUGGGAAAUCAGAGCAUAGCAGUAAGUACACAAAGAGUGCAAACCUUUUAGACAGUGGCUGAUUGUGAGUGAAGAAAGACACUUGUAUACUGUUACAGCACAUCUUUCAGGUCUGUUCAAUGGGUAGGAAUAACAAAAAAUCGAAAAGUUCUAUUCCAGUAAGUAAGAAAGAAUGAAGCAUUAAAAGAGGCAUUCUAAGCAACACAAUCACUACAACUGCAAUGGUUAUGUUGUCUAGAUCAGUGUUCCCCAACCCAGUCCUCAUGGACCACCAACAGUCCAGGAUUUAUGUAUUUCCCUGUUUUAUACCAAUGGAGAUACUGACAAAACCUGGACUGUUGGUGGUCCAUGAGGACUGAGUUGAGGAACACUGGUCUAGAUUAUCCAGGUAUAAUAAUGAAGUGAUUAAGAAUGAUUUGACAUAAACUAAGGCUCUUCUUGGACACCACCAUCUCCUCAUUUGUACUGAUAAUGCAGAAUUUACAUCCCCAUCACUAAAUCACACACACACAAACUGUCAGACAGUUAUGGACUGGAUGAAACAGGCUUUGUUAAUAAAGGGUUAAUUAUGCAUUAUCAUUAUGCAUUAUCAGUGUAAAGAGGACAUGGUACAUUAUCAUUGUGCAUUAUCAAUGUGAAGAGGACAUGGAACAUUUGGAAUUCUCAGCAGAUUUCUUUUGGGCUGAGCACUCUACCCUUCCACUUCAGGUGACGUUUUGAAAUGGAGCACAGGGUUGCAUACAUUGUCAAGAGCCUCUUGCAGCAGUUUGAGGAAUAAGUACUGCAGUUAGCAUGUUUUCAAUUUAACUGUUAAUAGCCUUCCCUCUACCACCUUGCUUCCUCUCCUGCAACUGUACUAUUCAAAAAAGAAAACACCCUUCUCUUACCCUUUGUAUCACUUUACCCCACUCCCUCUAACAUGUAAGCACAUUUGAGCAGGUCACUCAACUCUGUUUCUGUGCGUCCAACUUGUUUGGUUACAAAUACUUGUCUGUUGGUCCACUAAUUGUACAGCACUGUGGAAUUUGUUGGCGUUUUAUAAAUAGUAAUAAUAAUUAUAAUAAUAAUAAUAGUGAUAUGAUUAAAGGUACACUAUAGGCACUUCAUCGUAAUGAAGUGGUCUGGGUGCCUUGUCCCUGUCAUUUUAGCUCUGAAAUGUAAAACAUUGCCAUUCUGUAGGAUUUAUAUGCCUCUAGUGUCUGUCACUCUGACAGCCUCUAGAGGUGCUUCCAUACAAAUAACCAAGUGAAACUCGGCUAUUUCAAUAAGAUGGUCUACUGCGCAUGCACCAUAGUCCUAAUAUCAGCCUUGGAAGCAGGAUGGCAGCACAGAGACUGGCGCUGCAAGGGAGAAAAGGUAAGUAGAAUGGAUUUUUUUUAAUAGAAAUGGGGUCACCUCACUAAUUAGAAAGGCAUUAUAGCAUUAGGAAUACACGUUUAUAUUCCAAACACUAUAGUGUUCUUUUAAUGUAUGACCCAGCAGUAUUACUUUAUAUACUAUAAAGCAGUGGCAGGCUUAAACAUGAUAUUGCCAUCUGUUGUGACUAAAUCCCCAUCAUUUUUUGUUAAAAUAGGUGAUUUUAAGUAGCCUUGUAAGCAGUGGCGUACCUACCAUGGUCGCAAUGGUUGCAGCUCACUCCAAAGGGCCCGGCCAACAUGUCAACCCCGUGACCGAGGGCCGCCAUAACUUCAUGGUUGGUUGCACAGUAGCACUGGGUGUGUGGUGGCCGGGUGACCAUCUGGUGGGGAACGCACAGCACAGCGCUCCCCUUCUGUCUCUAUAUGUAACAUGGCCAAGCGGACCAAGGGUAGAGGGUAGUUUCCUCUACCUGGUCUGGCAGGAAGUGCUCAUUAAGAGCACCUCCUGUCAGAUCAGGUACCGGGGUUCACUCUGCCAUGCUACAUGAGUGACAGCCACAAGAGGCAGGUUAACCUUGCAAUGGAAACAUUGCUGUUCCUGCAGAAUGGCAAUGUUUUAGUUUACAGGGUUAAAACGGUGGGACAUGGCAACAAGUUAUCUUCAUUAAGAUAAGUGGUCCCUUUAAUCUGUAUUUUGCCUAUAUUUGAGGUGUUACCCCAAUUCCAUUUUCUAUGUUUAUUUAGAAUCCUGACCAGAUUCCUUUUAGAUUGAAUACCCUGCCCUUCCACUCAAGCUGCCCCAAACUAGCAAGUUGGAGAACAGCCAGUGGAUCCCAAGAAGUAUCAAUGAUCUUGUCAAUUGCAAUAUCUUAUGUUACAUUAUUUUUUUUUGACAUUCUUUAUUUUUACGUGCUGAGACGUACAAAACAUCCUUGUAGUGCCACAACAGCAGGUGCAAGCUUAUAAGGAUAACUCAGAGUGAACAGUAUUAUGGCAGCACCUUUUUAAGAAUAAGUUUAGCACAUUUUAUAUGAAACAGAGAUUUAAUACAAUAUAAUACAGUAGGAGAGUUGCUUAACCUACUAACUCACUUGUUCAACAUUAACUAAUAGUUUGGUCAGAGGUGUGUAGACACAGAAACAAGAGUUAGGACAAGCUGUCUACCUUGUAAGAGUAGUGGUAUGUGAUUCAGGAAGAUGUAAAGCCUUAUGGCUGGUAUUUGCUUAAAGACUGCUUUGUGUUGUGUCAUAAUUCCGGCUAUAUGCUAAGGCACGUAGGCUAAGGUGAGAUACAAAAAACAGUAGGAAUUAAACACGCUAGACUAAAGUUAACAACAAAUUAGCUUAAUGGGUAUUCAACACUCUUGAAAAGCUCAGAGAGGAGAACAGAAAUCCCAAUACUGACAGUAAAAUAACAGUGAAGUCUCUGUUCAUCCGAUGCCACAGAGAGGCCUCCAGAGACCGGUAAUUUCCAUGCUGGGCCAUGGCAAAAAGACCAGCUCCAUAGCUGUGGUAAUUCCCACUUUCAUAUCCAUCAGACCGGGUGAGCAGUGCUGUAUGUGCCUCUGGGACUGCAGCUCCAUGAAUCUUUGGCUCCAGGCCUGAUAGGAAGCCCCUGCCUUUAGUCCCUGGAUCCCCCUUUCCGUGGUGGUAUGAUCAUGGGUCUGCAGGAUUGCUGGCUUCUAGAGAACCCUCGGGUAUGAGGUUGCCGGCGUGGAGGUUUCUCUGAUUGGGCAACCAGCCCAGAAUUGGUACAAGCAGGUGACACUACUCUGUGGCUUCGCUGUGUAUCAGGAGUGGGGAGUGUGUCAGUUCUGUGGGCAAUUCGCUUCUAGAACCUCUGGCAGAUAUCAUCAAAGUGUGCAUUGAAGAGGUCUCUUCACCCCAGGCCCUGAGGGCCCACUUGGCACUGUUGAGAUUAUUGCAUGUCAGCCAUCUUGGGCACGCCACGCGGCUUCUAAGGUUAGCCGAAUGUCUUGUGAUGCGGGUUAAAUGUGACCCAAUGGGGACCAGAAUGACCUCGCCAGUCCAAAGGGGAGGGAAUGAGUUGGUAGGAAGGGAGGGAUUUUAAUUAAAAUAAACUACAAAAAAAUCUGUUUAGUUUAAUGCAUGAAGGUGGACGGACUGCACAGAUGGUAAGCUUCCCUUUGUAUGUAUUCUGCCUGCAAGCUGUGCGUGCUGGCGACAGAUAUAAAAUAUGCACAGAAUUCACAGUAGGCAGCUCAGAACAGAGUUCCAGAAACGCUGCACAUCCAGCAUGCUUGGCUUUCUGUGGACUUUUUAUGGGUCCUAGAAGUGGAAAGCUGAAGUAUAAUCCAAGGGUAAGACAGGGUCCCAAAAUUGGAACUGGUCUGCUAGCCAUACGCCAUUUGGGUAGUAUACAUUAUGGUGUAAAAGUAAACUAGGGUAAACUGGCUCCAAAAAAAUAAAAUAAAAAAGUGAAAAGUAAACAGUUUGUUCUUUAAGGGUACACUUCAAUAAUUAAAGAUUUUGGUGCUAGGACUGGUGCAGUCUCAAAAUAAGUAGUGAAACAGUUUAAGAAAGGUUUGACAAUUUACCUGGGGCGUGCCAGGUCCACUACCACCUUCUCUGUGUCUGGAAGCUCCUAUACUGAGCUAAGUCUGGAGGUGCACGGUCACGCUCAUUAGCUGAUAUUAGGGCUUAUUUCAAUAGAGCUAACGUGAGGGGGCAGUAGCGAUGGGUACCAAAGGUAAAUUGUCAAAUGGCUUUUAAAUAGAUUGGCUGCUUGCUCUGGAAAGGUGCCAGGGCUGUCCUGGGACCACAACUACUACAGCAGACUGCAGUUGUUUUACUAUUCUAGCAGGGUUGUCAGAUUACCACAAGCAGGGAUUACUGAAUACAUCGGCUAGUGAAUGUAUAGGCCACAUACAGGUUAAUUUCAGAAUGAUGUCACACUGUACAUUUAUAGACUCGUAUAUGAUAAAAAAAAGACAUUCAAAGUACAAUGAGUAGCUACCUAAAAUAUAGCUUCUACAUUGUGCCAUUACCCCCAUAGUGACUAUUUCACUCUUAAUGUAAAAUGUAUGUAAAAUGUAAGUUUUAGUUUAAUACAAUCUAUUCAUAUAAAAGUAAAUAAGCAUAGAGUGUUGAAAAAGUAUUUUCGACUUUUUGUCAUACUAGUUCAGUUCCUUACUAAUCAUAUCCUAAGGCCUAGGCCAGGGGUAGGCAACCUAUGGCACUAGUGCCAUGAACAGCACUAAAGGUGUCUCUGCAUGGCACUCAAGGCUGCUACAGCCAAACAGACUCUGGCCUAUCAGGAGUCCCAGUGAAUCUUCAGAUAUCUGCUAAUACGAAAAGGUGGUGAAGGACAAUCCUCAAUUUAUCUCUCAGAUCACUUCCUCCCAGCACUUGUGAAUGGGAAUCCACACUAUAGUAGAGCAGCCUGCAGCUGCUGUUGCAGCUCCUGUCCUUGACCUGUAACUGGCCAGCCUGGUCCCCACUUGAACCCAGGGAAGCCUGUGCUAGAUUUACACAGACAAAAAACCCUCCCCUCAUACAAAUAAUACGAACAGCCCACAAACAAACAUACAUACAAUGCUCACAAACGUAACCCGCUAACAAUCCACAUACAUGCACACAACCCCACGUGCAGCCUCUCACAUGCAAUACCCCAAACAGCCCCCACACAUACACACUCUACCAAACACACAAUGUGAUAUCCAUCCACACACACAAUUCCACAAGCAGCCCCCAUACACAGCCCACAUUCAUAUGUAUCAUACACGAUACCACAAACUACUCAUGAACAUAUGCAAUAUAAUAGCUUAUAGACGCACAAAUACAAUGAUACAAAGCAAUUACAGUAUAAAUAACACAAGAAGAAUACAGCAGCAUACACACCUCAAUUUGAAAAAAUUGGACUGGCACGCUACGAUACAUCACAAUCCUAUAUCGGCACAGUGCUGCUAAAAGGUUGCCUACUUCUGGCCUAGGCUCUUCAAUGUGAUUCUUUUAUAAUUCUAUCUUCAUACUUGCUCUUUUGUGUUGAGUUUAAUGUAGUGUUCAUUAUUAAUUUGACCAGCAGUGCUGCUUAUUUUUUCUUUAACUUCUUUUUCCUUAAAAUUAUCUUUUUGUAUAUUUUAACUUUGACCUAAUUUUAAAGACCCUCCUAUUCACCUUCAUGUGGCUAAGCAAUGUGGUAGCUUCUAGUCCAUUAUAAAUACUCAUGGACUUAUGCUCAGACACUUGAUACCUGGCUUUUUUUAAAGAUCCAUUUUAGAAGAGUUGACAAAAAUGUUUUGCUGAUUGAAAAUUAGCUCAAGACAAGGAGCUGGGGUGUCCAGACAGUGUAUCAAUUACCAUUUUAGGUGGUGAUCUCAGUGCUCGGGAAACAAAAUCACAGCGUGUUGGCAUUCCAUCCUUUCACUGUCAAGCUGAUGUAAGAUGAGAACGUCAAGUCAUUGGUAUCAUAUCUUUCUAUGUCUGAAGGUCAUCAACGCUGAGGUUCCUUUUACUUUUUUUUCUUUUUGUUUUCUUCUGAUCUUAGAAUUCUGAUUGUGCAUUCAAAAUAGCAGUGUUUUUUUAUCUAUAAAAUGUGAUCUAAAUUUUUGUAAUCUAAAAAUCUAAUCUUUGUCAUCGUGGUUGCCGAUGGUUUGGUUAUAGCAAAUAUAUUUUUUCGAUAUGUUAAAUUAUAUAUUGUUCUGAAUGCCUAAUGCAAUCCGAAGCAGGCAGCUGCUCUUUAAUAUUGAGCAUUGCUUGCAUGAUCUUAUUUCCAGUUAGUUGCUUUCUCUUAUUCAUAUAAAGGGAACUGAUCAGUGUCAUUGAUUUAAAAAUUUUCUUUGAUUUAUUUAAAAAAAAACUUUACUAAACAGUUUAUUAAAAGCGUCUGCACUUUGAAGCCAUAAUAACUUAAUUAUAAUUGUUAUAUGUCAAAAAUACCUUUGUUCUAGAUAUGUCAAGAUAUUAUCUCACUUAUUUCCUACACUUCAUUGGAAUUAAAAUAUGAUAUUGUAAGCUGAGCACCGCAUAUAUUGACGGAGCCAAGAUAAACUAGCACAUCUGUGUGUGUUUGUGUUUGUUUUGAGCUUACAUGGUAACUAAGUGCUAUAGUACGUACUUUUUUAUUUUUUUUUAUUUUACUAAAUUCCUUCAAGUUUAAUUCCAUGCUGUAGAUAAAAUAUAUUCAUACAUUACAGAUUUGAGGUCAAAAUACCCAAACCAGAAAAAUUGUCAAGUUGGAAAUAUUUUUCAAUUUUUGUUAUUUUUGCCUAAAACCAUGUUCUCUAGAAUUCUUGGUUUAUUGAACAACCCAAACUGGGUCAAGUUAGCAUAACUCAUUUAUGUGCCUUUUAUCGAGACCUAUGGUUGCAUGAUGGGAAAUGUAUUUGCACAGCAUCUGAUGAUCAUCCUCGAUCUAAAAAUGGUUUGGUAAUUCUUUUCAAUAUUAUAGGAAAUGGCAAAAAAAUAAAGAAGGAAAAAAAAUAUAUAUAAAAAAACAAAACACAAAAUCUUCAAGUUUUGAUUGUUUUUAGAAUAUAUUGCGUAAAUGGUAUGUGGUUUUUUUUCCAGCUUGCUUUAUAUAAAUAUAUAAAUGUAAUAUUUUAGCACCUCCCUUAUGUGCCAGUUGUUCCUAUUUUAAGCAAAUACUACUAAUUACAGCAUUUACGUUUUAUUCAUAGCAACGUUUAACGAAUCACUUUAUUUUUGCAGAUAUCUAACUAAACAAACUAAAACAAAUAUACUAUUAAAGAAGCUGUGAUACCUAUAUAAUGUAGUAGAAUCACCAUGUUCUUUUAGCGAGCUGUAUAGCAUAAUGAGUUUGAUUCCAUUAUGAAAGAAAGACAGUGUCAAGGCUUUAAAAAGACUGACAGAUAAUUACAUGGUAUCCUGGCAGACUUAAACAUUCCCUAAAUAUUAAAUUGUGAUGAAAUGGAAAAUGCAUUGCAAUCUCUAGUUGUAAUAAAGUUGGAUAUAUCCUAUAUAUUGUCUUAAAUUUUGCGUUUUUGUUUGUCAGUUUGUCAUUAGUCGUUGAAUAUAUCUUUCUAAACUGGUGACACUGUGUACUGAAGUAGCACACCAACAAAUUAUAAGUACAGACAGUGUUGACAAUGUAAACAAUUUUGCCGUUCCAACAUUUACACUCCUUGUAUGUGUUUUUUAGAUAAGAAAUUAUACUGAGUGCGCCUGUGUCCAAAGUCGUCAGGUGAUCACUCCGCCAACAGUGGGUCAGCGCAGUCAACUUCGAGUGGUUAUCGUCAAGACAUACCUAAAUGAAAAUGGCUACGCUGUGUCUGGAAAAUGUGAUCGAACCUGCAACACACUCAUUCCAUUUCUCAUAUUCCUCUUCAUUGUUACCCUCAUCACUGCGUGUGCACAGCCCUCUGCGAUCAUAGUUACCCUCAGGUGAGACUCAGCAGUGUCAAGUCCUAACCACCUGUGGGACAGAGAUGUGACCAGGAAUGGUGGAAAGGUGGUGAGAUACAGAUAAACAUACGCUUCCUGCUUCCAGGAUCUUACAUUUUUCAUUUUAAUGCAUGAUGAUAAUUUCCACUGCGAGAUGUUAGACUUAGAAGUGUUGUGUUUUUGGAAUGUGUGCACAUUUUUAAAAAGAUUUUUAAAGAAAAAAUUUAAGCUCAGAGAUAUGGUUUGAACUAUUGGGAUUUUUAAAUCAUAUUUCUGACCUAGCCACGUCUUGCAGUAAAAUAGUAGUUGCAGAAAUAAAUCAUGGAAAUUAAUAGUUACCCGAACAGAAAUAUCUUUCUUUUUGAUUUUAUUAUAAUUUGGCAAUACCGAAUAUUUCUCCGAACACUGCAAGCAAUUGUUUUUGUUUAAACAUAUAUUUUCUGGUUUCUACUUUACAGUUUUCCUUUACUUACCCUUUCUGACAAAUAUAUGAAAAUCGAGUCACCUUCCAUGCUUAUCAUGUCUUCCCGAGGAUAUCUCCCUCUAUGUGUCUGUCUGUCUUUCUGUGUAGAAUAGCAUGAUGCAUUAUUCUGCUAGUUAGAAAUCAACAAAUAAUGCUGUUGAAAUCAUAUAUUGUUGAACAUACUAAAAAAUAUUUAGGCAAAAGGAGAACUUUAUCUAUUUGGAUAUAAAUGAAUAGAUAUAUGUAUUAAUAAUAUGAAGCAGAACAAAGUUGCUUUUCCCUUAUCACGUGAAGAAUGUGGUGAUGUAGAACAGCUGUCUGAAUAACUCCACUGAUCUCUGCAUAGUGUAAUGUGAUAUGACUCAUGCAGCUAAUAGGAAUUAUGCAUACAGCAACUCUACUUUCACUAUAACUAAAUAAUUAGAUCCAGGUUCAUAAAGCCACAGUUUAUAAUCAUCAAAUUUCCAUCUCUUACGUAUAGCUUGUUGUUUUGAUUUUUCUUUUUUCUUUUUGGUUACUGAAGAAUUAUUGAUUUGAUAAUUGUAGCAGAACCCUUUUGGCUGUCCAAACUAUUCCCUUUUUAUGGUUGGCACUUAAGAGUUUUCACUGUGCCUAGAUUAUACAGGAUCACCUACCACCAUAGGUGGCUACACGUUGUUACAUUCCCUUGAACGCACGAACACUCUGUUGUAUUCCCUGGGUAACCACAAUUUCGGCAGCCGAACACGUGGCGGCAGCCAUCUUAAACCCGCGAACAGCGGUGUUUGGUCGUCGAGUGUCUGGAACUCAAAACGGACACUCGACUAACCGAACACCGCUAAGACCUCCAGGGCUUCAGAAAAUACAGAUGGAAACGUGCGAACGGCCCGUCGUUCGGUAGGAUGAAUCUCACGAAUAAGGGAAUUCAUCCGGUUACAACCCUAAUUGUGGAUGGCAAAGCCUUUCGGGACUUUUGAGGCACGAACAGAGACCGACCGCAGGGCCAGAUCUCAUGGAACUAAUUUUGGCUUCUUUACCCAUGAGGUCGGUCAAAUCUUUACCUUCUCAUAACUCCCGAACCCCUGGUCUGAUCUGGGUGAUUUUUGGAUAUGUUCCUCACCCAGAUAAGGGCUACCACGGGGUACCAUAUUUAAAGGUGUAUCCCCCAUAUUUGGGGUACAUCUAAGAAUUGGGGAAAAGUACGUAAUAAUUAUAAGUAUGUAUAAUUAUGUUAACUGUUAAUCUAAGGGGAGGAGAUGUGUGGGAGAUAACGUCUAUGGGAUUGGUGUAACGGAGUCUUACCUGAUAGGGAGUCCAGCUCGCAGAGUUAUACGCUCACCCUUGCAAAGUAGACACAGACCAGGGUGACCAGGUAAGACGCCACCUGGCCUGUGAGUCUGUGCACGGGGGCUUUCCAGGAAAAGUGCUCCAAGACUCAGUACAGCAGGGAUAAGCAGAAGCGUGGUCAAGGGAAGCCAAAAUCAGGGAAGCCAGAGGUCAGAGUAGUCCAGGAGGAAAGCCAAGGUCAGAAGCCAGAAUUAGACAAGAAUCACUGGAACGCAGGUACAGAGUAACAGGAACCAAACAAGAGAACCAGAGUCAAUGAACUGACACCCCUCCCAGGGUGAGGCAGGCUUUUAUAUCCUGUUAAUUAGGAUCAGAUUCAGCUGGAGAGUUACUGACAGAUCAGAGCCUUUGGUGAAGUCCAGCCCCCUAGUGCUGCAGGCAAUACAAGAAUAAACAGGGAGUUAUCCAAUGUCCUGAAAUGGCUCAGAGGAAGAACAGCAGGACACGGUCCAGGAGAACCACAGUUCAAAAUCCCCUAUCGGGCGCUUCCGGAGCGACCACGUCUGGCAGACUGGAUGUCACGGCGUGAACCGUGACAAUUGGUUACUGUAGUAAUUAUGGUGAGAAUCUCAUAAAAGCAGGAGUGUUGCCAUUAAAAGUCAGUUCUACUCCUGAUACUGUGUGUCGUCCAAUGAUUGGGGAAGGUGAUGGGAUACUGUUGGAUUUUAUUGCUGAUUGUGCUGGUUACCCUCUUGGAUUUACUACUUGUUCCUGCAUUCUUUUCAUAUCCCAGUGGAGUUAAAGCUGUGGGAAAUCAGCUCUCCGCUACAUUGGUUGGCAGCGUCGGGAUCCAGAUCCACAGAGGAGCAAGUACCAGGAAAGGCAACAGCACUAAUGGAUCACGGAUGGAGAUCGAUUACACCACAUUUAAGCGAUCCACUUUAAAGGACCUCUUAUCCCCGCCAGUAACAAGACCAAGGCAGUCCUGGUUACAGAAGUCAUGGCGGAAUACAGAGCAGAGGAGGGUCCGGCUUUGGUACAGAACAACUCAGCAGAGGAACAGGGGCGGUUGGAAUUCCAGAGAGAGCUGCAAUUCUGCCUGUCAUUCUAUGGGGAAAACCCACCAGCAGAGAUUAUCUCAAGAACCAUGACGGAGGUACAGGAGUUCGUGCUAAGACAAAGGGUGCAACAAACUCCAGAGAGGAACCAGACAGUGCCCACGGUACAGGAGAGCAAACCAAAGGUACCGUAUCAGGCUUUUAAAACUUAUGUAGAAGCAGAGGAAGAAAUUGAUGCCUUUUUAGAGGACUUUGAGAGACUGUGCCACCUACAUAAGAUAAAUGUUGAGGAUUGGGUUCCUAUUCUAGCAGGUCGGCUAACAGGAAGAGCAGCUGAAGCGUACCCCAUGGUACCAGAUGGAGAACUAAGGGAUUAUCAUAUUAGCUAGAUAUGCUAUGACACCAGAAGCUUACCGGAGAUGGUUCAGGGACCUUAAAAAGACUGGUAAAGAUUCUCACACAGAGUGGGUUUGUCGAAUACAAAGAGUGGCACUGGGUUGGAUACAGGCGAAUAAAGGGCAAUCCAUGGAGGAUUUAUUGCAGAUGAUACUUUUGGAGCAAUUCUUCGACGGACUGGAACCAGACAUGCAGGAGUGGGUGAGGGAUCGCAAUCCUACAAACCUCACCGAAACAGCCCGAAGGGCGGGUGAUUACCUAGAUGCCCGGAGACAGGGCCGGACUGGGGAAAAAAUUCGGCCCAGGCAUUUUUAAUUACAGCGGCCCACUGAAAAGGGGGCGGGGCCAGAUAGGGUGUGUUUUGUCAUCCCCAAUGACAAGCAUGCCCCAUCUCAAAGUGAGCAUGUUGGUUCAAUGCUCUUCCAGGGCAUGAGAAAAGGGCCCUGUAUUUGAUCUGCACAGCGCAAGCAAAUUUAAUAACAUGCUUGCAUUGUGUUUGCUUGAAACUUGUCUCAGGGGUUUCCAUAAAUGGAAUACUCACUGUAUUUUAAUACUCACUUUGCUUAAAGGGUAUCUAGUGUGUUCAUAGGGGAUCCUGAGUGUGUAUGUCAGAAAUGUAGUGUUUGUGUAAGUGGUGCAGCGACUGUGUGUAGGGGAUCUAGUGUGUGUUUGAAGGACUCAGGAGUGCGUAUAGGAGAUCUAGUGAGUGUGUGAGUGGUGCAGUGUGUUUGGGGGGUGCUGUGUGUGUGAGGGGUGUAGUGUGCAUUUGUGAGGAGUAUAGUGUGUGUGUGGGAGGGUGGUGUGUGUGGGGGGGUGCAGUAUGUGUGUGUGAGGGUGCUGUGUGUGAGGGCGCUGUGUGUUAGGGCACUGAGCGAGGGUUCUGUGUGUUGGGGUGCUGUGUGUGUGUUGGGUUGCUGUGUGUGUGUUGGGUUGUUGUGUGUGUGUUGGGUUGCUGUGUACGUGUUGGGUUGCUGUGUACGUGUUGGGUUGCUGUGUAUGUGUUGGGGUGAUGUGUGUGUGUGUGCUAGGUUGCUGUAUGUGUUAGGGUGCUGGUGUUAGGGUGCUGGUGUUAGGGUGCUGUGUGUGUGUUAGGGUGCUGUGUGUGUGUUAGGGUGCUGUGUCAAUGUUAGGGUGCUGGUGUUAGGGUGCUGUGUGAGUGUUAAGGUGCUGGUGUUAGGGUGCUGUGUCAAUGUUAGUUGUGUCAAUGUUAGGGUGCUGGUGUUAGGGUGCUGUGUGAGUGUUAGGGUGCAAUGUUAGGGUGCUGGUGUUAGGGUGCUGUGUGAGUGUUAGGGUGCUGUGUGUGUGUUAGGGUGCUGUGUCAAUGUUAGGGUGCUGGUGUUAGGGUUCUGUGUGUGUGUUAGGGUGCUGUGUCAAUGUUAGGGUGCUGGUGUUAGGGUGCUGUGUGAGUGUUAGGGUGCUGUAUGUGUGUUAGGGUGCUGUGUUAGGGUGCUGUGUUAAUGUUAAGGGUGCUGGUGUUAGGGUGCUGUGUGUGUGUUAGGGUGCUGUGUCAGUGUUAGGGUGCUGUGUGUGUUAGGAUUCUGUGUCAAUGUUAGGGUGCUGUGUGUGUGUUAGGGUGCUGUGUCAAUGUUAGGGUGCUGGUGUUAGGGUUAGGGUGCUGUGUGUGUGUUAGGGUGCUGUGUCAAUGUUAGGGUGCUGGUGUUAGGGUGCUGUGUGAGUGUUAAGGUGCUGGUGUUAGGGUGCUGUGUCAAUGUUAGGGUGCUGGUGUUAGGGUGCUGUGUCAAUGUUAGGUUGCUGGUGUUAGGGUGCUGUGUGAGUGUUAGGGUGCUGUGUCAAUGUUAGGGUGCUGGUGUUAGGGUGCUGUGUCAAUGUUAGGUUGCUGGUGUUAGGGUGCUGUGUGAGUUUUAGGGUGCUGUGUCAAUGUUAGGGUGCUGGUGUUAGGGUGCUGUGUGUGUGUUGGGGUGCUGUGUCAAUAUUAGGGUGCUGGUGUUAGGGUGCUGUGUGUGUGUUGGGGUGCUGUGUCAAUAUUAGGGUGCUGGUGUUAGGGUGCUGUGUGUGUGUUGGGGUGCUGGUGUUAGGGUGCUGUGUGAGUGCUAUGGUGCUGUGUGUGUGUUAGGGUGCUGUGUCAAUGUUAGGGUGCUGUGUGUGUGUUAGGGUGCUGGUGUUAGGGUGCUGUGUGUGUGUUGGGGUGCUGUGUCAAUGUUAGGGUGCUGGUGUUAGGGUGCUGUGUGUGUGUGUUGGGGUGCUGUGUCAAUGUUAGGGUGCUGGGUGAGGGUGAUGUGUGUGUUUGCAAGGAUUUUGUAUUGGGGGGAGGCAGGUAAAUGGCACUAUUAAUGUUUUACUAAAAAAUUAUAAUAAUAAUAAUAAAAAAUACAUAAUAAAUAAUAAAUACAUAAUAAUAAAUAAUAAAUACAUAAUAAUAAUAAAUAAUAAUAAAUACAUAAUAAAUAAUAAAUACAUAAUAAAUACAUAAUAAUAAAUAAUAAUACUAAUAAAUACAUAAUAAAUAAUAAAUACAUAAUAAUAAAUAAUAAUAAUAAAUAAUAAAUACAUAAUAAUAAAUACAUAAUAAAUAAUAAAUACAUAAUAAUAAAUAAUAAUAAUAAAUACAUAAUAAUAAAUAAUAAAUACAUAAUAAUUAAUAAUAAUAAAUACAUAAUAAAUAAUAAAUACAUAAUAAUAAUAAUAAAUAAUAAUAAUAAUAAAUAAUAAAAAUAAUAAUAAUAAUAAAAAUAAUAAUAAUAAUUAAUAAUAAUAAAUACAUAAUAAUUAAUAAUAAUAAAUAAUAAAAAUAAUAAAUACAUUAUAUUAACCCCCCCUCUAUUCUUACCUGUAGUCUGGAAGGGGGGGGGGGGAAUCGUGCUCCUGCCAGCCAUCCCUGGUGGUCCUCGUGGUAAGUGAACUCUAGUCCUUUGGGGCUAGAGUUCACUCUCGCGAGACCCGGCCGGUUGCCAUAGCAACGGUCCGGAUCUCGCGAGAGAAACCCGGCGGAGCUGCAAGUUAGAGCUCCGCCGGGUCCUCUCUCCUGGCGGCUGUCUCCCUCCCUCUCUCCCCGCCGGCGGCCGCGUUUGAGCGCAUGUGGGCCGGUGAGGGAGAUCUUUCAUCUCCCCACCGGCCCUUCAUGGAACAUAGCGGGGCCGGCGCUCGGAUAGCGCCGGCCCUGCAUAGACCGGCAGGGGAUGUCCUGGGAUCUCCCCUGCCGGUCUCGGCCCCGCGGCCCACCGGGCAUUUCCCCGGUGUGCCCUAUGGCCAGUCCGGGCCUGCCCGGAGACAACAGAAACCAGCCUUGGGUAAAACCAUAACACAGCCAACUAUAGCAACCACCUAUCCGUCAAGUGCAACCACUCCACCACGACAGCUUCCACCACCUGCAGUCGCCCAACCACGGUUCAGACAGCCUAACACCAUUCAGUGUCAUCAAUGCCAGCGCUGGGGACACUACAAAAGAGACUGUCCGCAGCUUCGGGAUCGCACCAAAUGGAUCCGGCCCGGUCCACCACCACUUCCAACCAGAGCAGCAGCCCAUUGUUACCAAGCAGAGGCCGCAAUGACAUAUGAUGCAGGAGUUCCCACCACUACCGUGGGACAGUGAGAAGUACUACAUGAGGCAGAUCCCCUACAGGCACACGCAGACAACCGCCAACACCAUCGGCAUACAGUCUACCUAGAGGGAAAGGCAGUACAAGGGCUUCGCGAUUCUGGAGACACCAUUCCUUUGGUAAAGAGCCACCUAGUUCCCACGGACGCAAGAACCAGCAGAACUGUAACUGUAAGGGUCGCCGGGGGAGCAGUAUACCGGCUGCCCACAGCCCGAGUGCAUUUGAAUUGGAGGGCAGGUCAUGGGAAGGUGGAGGUGCCACAACUACCUGCGGAAGUUUUAUUGGGGAAUGACUUGGGGAAACUAACGUCAGCGUAUGAACCUCAGAAACCAGCUGUUGGAGAGGCUCACCCCGUGGUUACACGCCAACAGGCCCGCACCCAGGACUACAACUCUCACCCGGAGGUUCAGGUAAGAGACCCUUCCCCAUCUAUGGAAUGUGUACCCUGGGCCCCACCUAGUGAAUUUAAAGCCGAGGUAGCUACAGACCCUACGUUACAGGUAUAUAGGGAUAAGAUAGCCACAGGGCUGGCAGGAACAGACGGAGAGAAAUUCAUAUGGGAGGGCAAGUUGUUAUACAGGGAGACAGAGAAAAAGGGAGACCCGGUUAUUAGUCGUCAGUUAGUGGUACCACAGUGGGACCGAUCCGAGUUACUCCGGAUAGCGCAUGAUAUACCGCUAUCCGGACACCUGGGGGUCAGUCGCACCCGGUAUCGACUGACCCAGAGUUUUUUCUGGCCGGGGAUAAGUCAUGGAGUCCGGAGGUACUGCGGUACCUGCGACACCUGCCAGAGGGUAGGAAAAAGGGGGGAAAGCCAAAUUACACCCCCUACCCAUAGUGGAGGAACUGUUUAGCCGAAUAGCGGUGGACAAAGUAGGUCCCUUAAAGAAGGCUAGCCCCUCGGGCAAGAAAUACAUAUUAACGGUAGUGGACUAUGCUACCAGGUAUCCCGAGGCAGUAGCGCUAACUAACAUUCAUGCAGAAACAGUGGCCGAGGCCCUCAUGCGGAUUUUCUUCCGCGUAAGAUUACCCCGGGAGAUUAUUUCGGAUCAAGGCACUCAGUUCACUGCGGGGAUCACCCAGCAGCUCUGGAAGUUCUGUGACAUUAGGCCGAUCAUCAGUGCCCCAUAUCACCCCCAGACCAAUGGGCUCUGCGAGCGGUUUAAUGGAACAUUAAAACAGAUGCUCCGAACGUUCGUGGAGACCCAUCAGGACUGGGAAAAAUUCCUACCUCACCUCCUGUUUGCAUAUCGGGAAGUGCCGCAGGAAUCCACGGGGCUUGAAUUGUUGUAUGGGAGGCGGGUCCGAGGUCCCCUGGAUCUCAUUAAAGAGCACUGGGAGGGAGACCACAGCUCCACAGGUACUCCCUUCAUACCAUAUGUACUGGAGUUUUGGAACCGACUAGAGGAAUUUACCCGAGCAGUACGGGAGAACCUCCAAGCGGCCCAGACACGCCAACGCACAUGGUAUGAUCGGAGCGCCAGGGACCGUAGCUUUCAGGUGGGACAGAAAGUUUUAAUUUUAAAACCUGUUCUGCAUGACAAGCUACAGGCCGCCUGGCAGGGCCCUUAUAAGGUGCUGGAGCAGCACUUCGACACCACCUAUAUAAUUGGCCCAUGUGCUGGCUCGAGGGGGCGACGCAUGCUCCAUGUGAACAUGCUGAAACCGUACCGGGAGCGCUCAGACGAGGUGACAGCCAUCUGUGCACCUCCCUCUGAAGAGUUUGACUACCUUCCCCUUCCAGACCUGCUGGAGGACGGAUAGUUGGGUAGUGACAUAGCCGAGGUUAAGCUGGGGGAGCGGCUAAGUCCCCAGGAGCGUAUGGAGAUACAACAGUUGUUGAGGGAAAGACAAGAAACUUUCUCUAAUGUGCCAGGCUACACGCCCCUGGCCACUCACCGCGUAGAAACCCCAGGCCAGUUACCUAUGCGCCAAACCCCGUACUGCAUCCCAGAGGCGGUGCGGGCGCACAUGCACCAGCAGAUCGAUGAGAUGCUCCAACUGGGAGUCAUUGAGCCCUCGGAUAGCCCCUGGGCUUCUCCGGUAGUCCUCGUACCUAAACGGGAUGGUACCACCCUUUUCUACGUGGACUACCGGCGAUUAAAUGAGAAAACUGUAUCUGACGCCUAUCCUAUGCCCAGGAUAGACGAAUUGCUGGACCGGAUGGCUAGGGGCCAAUACCUCACUACAAUUGAUCUUUGUAAGGGGUAUUGGCAGAUUCCGUUAGCCCCAGACGCUAUCCCUAAGUCGGCGUUCGUCACCCCCUUCGGUUUGUACCAAUUUAAGGUGAUGCCGUUUGGGAUGAAGAACGCCCCGGCCACAUUCCAGCGGAUGGUAGACCGACUAUUAGAUGGGUUCCAGGACUAUGCCUGCGCAUACCUCGAUGAUAUUGCCAUCUUCAGCAAUACCUGGCAGGAGCACUUAGCCCAUAUAGGAGCAGUGAUAGACAGGAUCAGGGAGGCAGGGUUAACUUUAAAACCGGCCAAGUGCAGUAUUGGGAUGGCUGAGGUUCAGUACCUCGGCCACCAAGUAGGUUGCGGAAGGCCGUAGCUCAGUGGCCAACCCCUAGAACCAAGACCCAGGUGUUAGCCUUUUUAGGGACUGUGGCGGAACCAGCCUCACCACUGGACAUUGGAGAAGCCUGUUUGCCCGCCUCCUGUCUGCUGACUAUGGCCCCUGGGAGAUUUGGCCCUUUUAAUACAGUAUUUGGGCAUAUUGUAUUUUAUUAUGCCGCUGGCCCUUUAAGAACCAUCUGGGGAACAAUGCCCCUUUAAGACUAUGGCCCUUGGAAGAUAUUACCUGUUAAAGACUAUUUUAGCAGAUUGGAUUUUAAAAGACUUGCUGCCCCUUUAAAUUGUAUUGGAGCAUUUCUGCAGCUUUAAAUUGGCACUUCGGAUGCAGCCGAAGUAGUCGAAGCUGCCGCCAUUCGACAAACGAACACGUGGCGGCGGCCAUCUUUAAUUCAGCUGAAGUUUUACCUUCUCCAGACUUCAAUGCAUUCGACAGUUCGAACGCCAUUCGACAGUUCAUUCAACAGUUCGACAAUUCGAAUGGUUGUCGUUCAUCUGUUUGAACUGACUUUAACAUGGGAAAUAGACCGACCACACAGCCUGAUUCUCUGGAACUGUUUUGGGCAUGAAAAUGUGCUUGCGGUCGGUCAAACUUGACAUAUCUAUCUCCCGAACGGCUGAACGGAUUCAAAUGAUUUUUGGGUAUGUUUAUAUUUGAAAUGUGCUGAUUAAUAAAAUGUUUUUAUUAAGAUUGGAUGUAUAUUUGGAUGUACAUAUAUAAAAACUGUAUUUUUCCUGCUUAUGAUAAUUAUGUUAACCCAUUGUGUACCAUAAUUAGAUCACAGGCAGAGGGGAGGAUUUUGUGUAUAAUUGCUGGGAGUGUUUUCUGUAAUGUACGUGUGUUAUUGGUUGUUCUGUAAAACCCUGUGGGCAGUACUAAGUUUGUGAAUUGUGAAUAAAAGGGGCUGUAUGUGCCAGUACAGACAGUUCUACUUCACCCUCAAUUUGGAGUGCCGUCUCUUAUUGGGGGAAUCUGCUACAAGGGAUUGCUAUGCUCUGCAUACUCCCUUGCUAUAUUCACUGCUAAGCUCUUGUAAGAGCUUGCUCCUGUCUUGCUCUCUGGAGGAGUCUACGGUGGUUAUGGUGUCGACUGGAGUGCUUGGAGCCCUCAGGAAGCGCUAGGAGCAUCCAUCAACGGAGGUACCCAGUCGAGGUGCCAGGUGAUCCGUUACAGGGACGGCAGGGUAUUAUAGAAAGUUUGUGCCCAAUUAUAGUGCCCUGGCCAAACUCCUUACCGACCUUACCCGUAAAAACCUUCCCCGUCAGGUCACCUGGACCCCGGAGUGUGAGCAGGCAUUCCAACAGUUGAAGAACGCACUUGUAAAUGCUCCUGUCUUGGCAGCCCCUGAUCCAACUAAACGCUUUCUUGUUCACACAGACGCUUCUAUGUUUGCAUUGGGGGCAGUACUGAGCCAAGUCGGGGCCGAUGGCGGAGAACAUCCCGUGGCUUAAAUCAGUAGAAAGUUGUUGCCGAGAGAAGUAAGCUACGCCGCCAUCGAAAAAGAAUGCCUGGCCGUGGUGUGGGCCCUGAAGAAGUUACAACCCUAUCUGUAUGGACAGCCAUUUUCAUUGCUCACGGAUCACAACCCGUUAGUAUGGUUGAACCGGGUGGCGGGGGACAAUGCCAGGCUGCUGCGCUGGAGUUUGGCGCUGCAGCCCUUUGACUUUAAUAUACAAUACCGCCCGGGAAAACAGAAUGGGAACGAUGACGGGUUGUCUAGACAAACUGAAUUGGAAAAAUGAUCCGUGAGCAUCCCUGGACAUCCCCAAGCCCAUCGGUGCUGGAUCUAACUGUGUAUGCCGGCUUGUGGGCAAGGGGGAGCAGUGUAGCAGAACCCCUUUGGCUGUCCAAACUAUUCCCUUUUUAUGGUUGGCACUUUUUCCCUGUGCCUGGAUUAUACAGGAUCACCUACCACCAUAGGUGGCUACACGUUGAAGGUAGAAAGAUGUAACAGCUUACAUGUGAACGGCUAUAUUCACCAUACGAAUUAAACUACCGAACAACCGGACCACCCUGAUGUGAAGGGUGGCUGUAAUUUACCUCCCUGAUUGAUUUUUACAUUCCCUUGAACGCGCAACACUCUGUUGUAUUCCCUGGGUAGCCGCCAUUUCGUCAGCCGAACACGAACAAGAUUCUGUUUUUGUUUUUUUAUUUUACACUAAAAAUGUAGCAAAUUACAUCAUACUGUAGUUCAGACAAGGCAAAGCCAGGGCAAACAUUGCAAAUGAAGACGGGGAAAAGGAAACAUUGUUUCAGUUCUUCUCUUGUCUGUGUCUUUUAUUUAUGCCUUUUGCCAGGUACAAAGGACAAUGCUUAUAGCAAUGAUUGACAGGGAGCUAAAAUGGAGGUGCCCAGCAACAGCAUAAAGAAGGGUGGAUUUCUACUUUGAAUGUAGUUUUUCACACCACACAAGCAUAUUUGCUAACCAUAAACAGGGAUAAGUAAACAUAAUAUUAGAAAUUCCGGGAAGUGACAGUUCCCCUUUAAGACUGUUCUUUUUAUUAGGAAUUUUAUGUCGUAGUUUGCUAUCCAUGAUUCAGGCAUGGUCUUGCACGCAGCAUGUGCUUGUUGGGCAGGUAUAUGCUGACAAUGUCUCUCCUCUCCUUUUUCCAGUUCUGGAGUAGACUCCAGCAGUACUUGUGUGGCAGCAGCUUGGAAAAUCCCUGCACACAGCUGAUUCAAACUGUGAAUAGCCUGAUAGCAGCCACAGAGUGACCACUGUCACCUCUAUAGACAAUACCACUCACCCUAUGUGAUAAUUGGAACUACUGAACUACAAGUUCUAUUAGAAAAAACAACAGUGCAUAUAGUAAAUAUAGAUCAUUUAUGCAACUGACUUGAACAAACUUGCAAUUCAUCAGAUGUAGUGAGUUGCAAUUCCCAUCACUGUGUGGCUUGCUGAGAGUGUUGAGAGUGGUUUUACUGUAAGCAGCAGUUUAAGGGCGCAGCUCUAAUCCAUCAUUUCUUUUUUACGUCCAGAUACUCCGUUUAUAUUAGUUUGAGGCAUGGUAUGAGUCAGAUUUAAUUAUGUGCGUCAUGAAAUGAAUGACAAAUAUUUUAAGCAUGUCGCUCGGAUGUUAAAAAAAAUGUCUAAGAUAUUUCAUAUUCGCAUUAUAUUUAUAGAAUUCCCAAACAGAUAGUGAAUCGUCGUUUCAGUCUCCAGAUGAUGCAAAUGAUAACGUCUGUAUGGAGAUGACAUUAGCAUUCUGCAUAGAUUGCAUUCUCAUCAAUGUCCUGGGAGGCACUCAACCAAAUACCGUACUACACAACAGUUUGUUCAGCUUCAGCCCCGGGCUUUUCUGCACUGAAGUGGUGACUUUAAUUUGCUGACGUUGCACAAGAUCCUGAAUGCCGAUGAAUAUAUAUAUUAAAAAAAAAAAAUCAUGUUUUUGCUAAUUCCAGCAGUUUCUUUCAGAGGAAUGUAAUUUUUCAUCUUCUGCAAUUCAUGCAUAUAAACCAUUCUGCUUUAGCACAAAUGUCACAUAGUAAAAUUGUAGGAUAUAGAUGAAUAUUCUGUAUAUACACAGCUGUACAGCAAACUAGCAGCUGCAUAGCAGGAGAAUAAGCUUACAUGACUAUUUUCAAGAUUCAGAAAAAUAAGCGCAACACUAAACUUAAUUCCUUUAUUCAUAGCCCUAUCUCUUCACCUAAUAGCCCUAACACUUUGCAAUCUUUUUUCAUUCAUUUGACAGUUGACUCAAGUCAUCUGAUAAUUUGCAAGUGAUUUGUAAUUUCACUAAAAUCUAGAACAGGAGGCAAACAUUCAUUGGCAGCUGAAUUUUUCCUCCCUCUUAACAUCUGUAACCUGGCUACACGUUAAGUUGUAACAAGUCUCUUCCAGUGCUGCUAAAGCAUGAAUUAUGACCUGGGAGGUACCUAACCAUAUGAGCUGACACUUUUAUAUUUGAUAAACAAGCAUUUGUCCUCCGUGGUGGAUAUCAUGGCAGCCAGAUGUCUGUUUUUGCCAUUAUGCUAAACUAAAGCUUCUGGAUGGCUUAACCAGAAUAUUUAGAACAUUUGUCUUUAAAAUACUCUGAAUGGGUUAUAAAAGUGAGUUUUUGAGAAACGAUUGCCGAAUUGCUUGUGAAAAUGGUGGAUGGAGGAAAGUUGUUAUUGCUUAAUAUCCUACAUGAUCCAUAGGUAUGCCCCUCCUCGUUCCCUCCGCUCUGCCCGUGACCACCUCCUGACCGCUGCUCGCACCCGUACAGCCAACUCGUGCUUGCAGGACCUCUCACGGGUGGCUCCUUUCCUAUGGAAUAGCCUGCCUACCACCAUCAGACUCUCCCCUAGUCUUCAAUCAUUUAAGAAGAGCCUCAAAACCCAUCUCUUCAGGAAAGCUUAUGGCCUCCCAGAGUAAUCUCUACCUUACAUACAUGUCUCUUGCCCUCUCCUAAAUGGCAGCACUCUACCCUCUCCUCCAGCUCUGCUUCACUCCCACCCUAUUUGAUAUUUCCUGUCCUAACGUGUCUUAUACCCCACCUCCUAUAGACUGUAAGCUUGUUUGAGCAGGGCCCUCUUCAACCUAUCGUUCCUGUAAGUUUUCUUGUAAUUGUCCUAUUUAUAGUUAAAUCCCCCCUCUCAUAAUAUUGUAAAGCGCUACGGAAUCUGUUGGCGUUAUAUAAAUGGCAAUAAUAAUAAUAAUAAUACAUGGCAAUAAAAAUAACUAACUGAUAUAACUCACUAGGGAACUAGUCUACAGCAUUAUGUGUCAUUGUGGAUUUUAGGUGAUAUUCAGUAAGGACAAGGAUUUCAUUGUGUCUAAUAGGCUAAUAUUGGGAUUUAAGCCUUGGAGAGAGAGAAAGGAAGCAAGCUAGGUAUGGGUAGGGACAGAUAACUCCAUAUGAUGUAAUCUCACACCUUCACACUAGUAACAGCGGGCAGGUUGUAUAUUCUUCUAACAAGUAUUGGAAUGCUCUGGUUUAUCAUUUCCAUAUUAAGGUGUCCACAGUCAUCAACCAUACCCUCAGUAUGCUGGCAGAACAGAGCCCCUUGUGACCUGUAUCUGUAUUUUUCUGUAUGCAAUCUAUUCCUUGCUCCACCACUGAGCCGAAAGGAAAUUGGAUUUGGGAUAUAUUUGAGUUGCUCAAUGACUACUGACUCCAUAGAGAAAUGACAGAAUAACAAACCUGUAAUGAUUUAUAUGCCCAAACCACAAGAUAACAAAGCCAACGCUGUAGUGGCAUACAUUAAACAUCAUAAUAAUAUAAUGGGUUCUGAUGUACAAGAAAGUAAUAUAAACAUGUAAUGAACUGGUUAUAGUAAGAGAAGCAACAAUCAGCCAUCAGUAAUGAGUGCAUUUCUUUUGAUUCCAGGUCAGUGGAGGAAGGAGAGAGGCCCUUUGCCUUAGGAAUGCAGUUUGUUCUCCUGCGGACUCUUGGUAAGUAUGCGCUGUCACUAUCACAUUGCUUAGUGCAUGCACUUUCUUUAAUGUCUAUCCAGCCAGGGAUAAACAAUGUCUUAAUUCUAACUAUGUAGCUAUAUUAAUGGGCCAGUUUGGCACUUUUGUGAUUAAAAGAACAAUCCAGACACACUUUGGGCACCAAUACAAUUAUAGAAACACAAUGGGCACCAACAUAAAGCAAAACCCUGUAACUACACGUUCUCUUUUUUACAAAGCAACUUCUUUAUUAGAUAUAUUCUGAGUGCAUACUCGGCUCAGCCAGUGAAAGAGGCUGGGUUACUCUGUAGAAAGCAGUAAACAUUUUUCGUUUUUUUAAUCAAAUGCAUUUGCGUUCUAUUAGUACAUUUAAGGUGGGAUUUAUGUCUGUGAGUGACUGUAUGUAAAGCCCACACCCUACACACCUUUAUGUGAGAUCAAAAGAUCUUUUUGUCUGGGCCUUGGAUAGCUGACCCAAAGAGGGGUCUCUAUGGCUGGUGGGGAAAUCAAAGACUCUCCUACUGGCCUGUAAAAAUGAAAAUCCAGCGCAUUCACUUAUCUACUAAACAGUUAUUUUAGUACUGAAAACUUUUGUUAGUUUUAUUAAAAACACCUAAUCUAGGCAAAAAAAUAAUGGGGGUUUAGUUACAUUAUAUGAUCAUACAUUGCAUAAGCCUGCCACAACGCAAGUGUACCCCAUCUUUGGCAGGUCCUACUCUGUCUGCUAAAUGAGCUACUCACUUGGGGAAAUCCUUCCAUCUCGAGUUCUCUGCAGUACAAGGCUAAAUAGGGUCCUGAGAUGAGGCACCUGUAACAGGGAGGGGUGCAAAACCAAGGAGCUGGCUAGACUCCUAAAUAUAAACAUAUAGGAGAAAACAAGGGUUUGGCUGCAAUCACCUAAACAUACUUAAAUGGGGUGCUGCUGGGGGCCAAUAAGUACAGUAAAAAUGAAAAUCCAGCGCACUCACUUAUCUACUAAACAGUUAUUUUAGUGCUGAACAAUUUUGUUAGUUUUAUUAAAAACACCUAAUCUAGGCAAAAAACAAUGGGGGUUUAGUUACAGUAUAUGAUCAUACAUUGGCGUUGUGGCAGGCUUAUGCAAUGUACGCUAAUGCUGGAGGAGAGGAGGAAUUACAUUUUAGUUUUGAUUAAUUUUUUUUUAUAUAUAUAUACUUGCCUAUCACCCCCUAUCCUCACUACUUGAAAGAACAUCUCCCACUACAGAAUGUAUCCUUGCCAUAUUACGCCCCAAUCCCCCACCUACAACAGCCCAUAACCCAACAUACUACACCCCCUUUAUCCCCAUACACUAAAGUCUCUAUUUGCCAUCAGCCACUGUCUCCCCCAUACAUUACUGCCACUAUUCCUCCGCACACUACAGCCCCUAUACCAUAGUCCCUGUCCUCCCCACACAUCCAUCUACUUGCCUAUCCCUCCUGCUACAACCCUAACACACCCCACGUACCACAGCUCCUCCACCCCACAUGCAACCCCAUAAACAGAAAUCCAAUACGAAGACUCCCACAAGUAGUCUCCCAACAAAUGCAAAAACAAGCAGAAUUCCCACGCAUGCACCCCACACACACUCCUUACACAACGAACCACAGUAUUCUACCGUACACAUGCAGUCCCAUAUAUAGGAUAUCCUAAAUACAGCCAAUACAGGACUGCACUCAUUGACUGAGUGGACUCAGCUGACGCUCUCAGCCAAUGGGCACAGCCCUGCAUAGCUCGGUGGAAGUGAACUGGAUUGCUGGACAGCUGCCGGUGCUGGCCCUUGGUGGUUCCAUGUAAAUUUGUUAAACUGUUAUAAAACAAUAUGACUAAUUAAGCUAGGAACAUGACAGGGCUGUCCUGGCACCAUAACCACUUCAUCAGGCUGUAAUGGCUGUGGUAUUUAAAGUGUUCCUUAAAAAAAUACUUAUAUAAAAUAAAAAAUAACAUAGGGAAAGAACUCCCAGACAAAUGUAUUGCGUACACAUAUGUGCCGAAUGUGUAACCUCCCCCUUAAAUUUUAUAUUAAAUUUAAAUUAAUUGUAUACUUUUAAACACUUAUGUCGGGCCCCUAAAUAUAUUAAGACACACGUGUGAUGAUCGGCAUUAAUGAUGUAAAGGGCUAUGCUUAACACAGACCUCUAGGGCAGGGGUUCCCAAUUAAUUUUUUACGUGGAACCCUUUGACAUAAUACGCUAACAACGUGAAACCCCCCCAAAGAAUAUGGUGUCCUGCAAAGUCGUUUGAUUUAGUGCCAAACUAAGCCUGGCUUUGGUGCAAUCUGAGCAUAUCUUACAGUACGCAACUGUAGAGAUUCUAAAUUGAAACAAAAAAACAGAAGUUUGAUUUGUGUCAAAUAAAUCCGCAUAUAUAGAGAUACCCUUAAAACAAAAAGGAAAAGUAGCUAAGCGAAUAAGCCCUCUUUAAGAAACAGCGUCGGACACUCCUUGUAUGUCAAAAUCCUUACUAAACUCAGGAAACAAGGCAAAGGCAACUCUUUUUGUUGGGGCUGCCCCACACUCCAGUUAUCUUUUCUUCCGUUGUUUCCUUUUUAUUUAUUUUUUGUUUUUUUGUUUACAAAAAUUUACAAUGACAUUGAAAAAAAACUUAGAUACAAAGCGAGCCAUUAACAAGAAAGAAAAGAAGUCUGAUAAUAAAACCGAAAAACAGCUAUCCUUCUUCUCUCCACAAUCUAGUAGGGCAGACUCCAAACCGCAAAAUUAAACUGAGCCUAUAGCGAAAGAACUAGCGGUAGAACUCACCAAACCGAAGAAAUAACACCCUCAUUACAAGAAUAUUUAAAUACUUGUUUUGAGAUUCAACUAGAGAAGAUCAAAUCUGAAAUCCAGCUCAACAUGAUGGUAUUUAAAACAAAAUUAUCAUAAGGCACCGGAGUUAAAUUAACUGAGAAAAAAAAUUAAGUGCUAUUUUUUUUCUCAACAAUAUAUUGAUCAAAAGGAUCGAAAGAUUCUGAAAAAAAAAAGGAUAGAAGAAAUGGAACAAAAACUGGCCGAUGCAGUGGAUAGAGUUAGAUGCAACAACUUUAGGCUCAGAGAUAUAACAGAACAAAUCACUAAUGACAAACUAGAAGAAUUUGUUUUAGAAUUUCUUCAGAAAUUAGGAAUUUAGAACGCCACCAACUCAGCGAUACUGGAAAGAUGCCAUAGAACUAUGAGAACACGUCAAAUGCCGGAACACUCUCCAAGAGAUGUAUUAAUAUGCUGCACAUCAUAUAAAACAAAGGAACAUGUAUUAAAACUAUCAAGAACAGCGCAACUGGAGGACCCCUUUAACAGAAUCAAAAUAUUUUAAGAUUUUUCCUAUUACACAAGAGCGAAAAGAAGAUCGUUUGUUUACGUUCUGUACAAAAAUUUUAAGGGAAAACAAUAUCCGCUAUAAAUGGGGUUUCCCAACUAGACUCAUUAUUCUCUAUGAAGCAACAUCUUACAUCAUGGCAGAUCCAGACUCAACAUUUCAGUGGCUUAAAUCCAAGAACCUGGAAGAAGUUGACACAUAAAAUAAAGAGACACAGCAAAGGAACACAAAAGAGAAAGGAGCUUUUGGUUAUUUUUAUUUGUACUUAGAAGUUUAGUUACAAUGCCACAUGGUUCAACAAGAAGUAGGAGGGAAACUACUAAAAGGAGAAAAAGCACAAAAAAAAAAAGUAGGUAUUAGACAUACAGAUUUCGGGGAACUCCUCCGUUUUGAGAACUGAUUAAUUAGUAUAAAGCACAUAUAAGUGGGAUAUGAUAAAGGAAAGGGGGGAGAAAGGUACUAGGGGGAAAAUACAUAUAAGAAACAAAAUCAAAUAAAAUCACUAAUGGGCGUAAAGGAAGGUCACAAAGUUUGAGAGAUUGAGAUUGUUACACUAUAUAAGAAAAAUAAGAAACUGAAAUAGGAUCCACAGAAAAUACCGUAUUUUUCGCUCCAUAAGACGCACUUUUUUCCCUCAAAAGUGAGGGGAAAUGUCUGUGCGUCUUAUGGAGCGAAUGUGAAGAUUUACUUACCUGUCUUGGAGCGUGGGCCGGCUUCACAGCGCGCUCCGCGGUCCAGGAACUUCUAUUUCAGGUUCCGGUUUCCGGCGGGACUGAAAGGAAGUGCACAGUGUGCACACUUCCUUUCAGUCCCGCCGGAAACCGGAACCUGAAAUAGAAGUUCCUGGACCGCGGAGCGCGCUGUGAAGCCGGCCCACGCUCCAAGACAGGUAAGUAAUUAUAGGACAAUGGGAGGGGAGACACUAUGGGAGAAAGGGGAGGGGGAGACACUAUGGGAGAAAGGGAGGGGAGACACUAUGGGAGAUAGAGGAGGGGGAGACACUAUGGGAGAAAGGGGAGGGGAGACACUAUGGGAGAAAAGGGGAGGAGACACUAUGGGACAAGGGGAGUGGGGGACACCUAUGGGAGCAGGCGAGGGGGGACACCAUGGGCGAAAAGGAGGGGGCACCAGUGGACAAGGGGAGGGGAGACACCAUGGGAGAAAAGGAGGAGAGAUACCAUGGGAGAAAGAGGAGGGGAGACACCUGAAGGAGAAAGGAGGGGAGACACUAUGGGAGAAAGGGGAGGGGGAGACACUAUGGGAGAAAGGGGAGGGGGAGACACUAUGGGAGACAAUGGGACAAGGGGGGACAAGGGGACACUAGAAAGGGAGGGAGACACUAUGGGAGAAAGGGAGGGAGACACUAUGGGAGAAAGGGGAGGGGGAGACACUAUGGGAGAAAGGGGAGGGGGGACACUAUGGGAGAAAGGGGAGGAGGAGACACUAUGGGACAAGGGGAGGGGGAGACACUAUGGGAGAAAGGGAGGGGGAAACACUAUGGGAGAAAGGGAGGGGGAGACACUAUGGGACAAGGGCAGGGGGAGACACUAUGGGACAAGGGCAGGGGGAGACACUAUGGGAUCAGAAAACUAAUGGACAAGGGGAGGAGGGGUUAAAGAACACUAUGGGACAGGGUAGGAGGGGUUAACAAUCACUAUGGGACAGGGGAGGAGGGGUUAACAAUCACUGUGGGACAGAGGAAAGGGGGGUUAAAGAUCAUUAUGGGACAGGGGAGAAAAAAAAAUAUUCUGAACAUACUGUCCCAUAGUAAGAAACACUAUGGAACAGUUUGUUCAGAAUAAUUUUUUUACUGGGUUUCCUCCUCUAAAACUAGUUGCGUCUUAUGGUGAGGUGCGUCUUAUGGAGCGAAAAAUACGGUAGUUUUUCAGUGGAUCCUCUGUAGAUUAAUUGCACAGUAUUAAUUAUAGGUUUCACUUAAUAUCAUUUCAGGUCAAUAAGUCGACAGUAUAGAAAUACACAAUAAGAAUGAUAAACCAAUGUUAACAUGGAUAAAUAAAGGGAAAAAAGAUGAUAGACAUAUAAAGAAAAGAUACUGUUGAACAUUAAUAGCUAUCACUAAAGUUUUAAUAGGUCAAAAAGAGUAUUAUUUUAGGUUUGAAGUAACACUAAGGUAAUGUUAAUUACUAAAUAGUUAAAAAGAAAGGGAAAGGAGAAAGGGAUUUUUUUUUUAUGAAUCCAACAACAAUUUGUCUCUAACAUAAAGAAUGUCGUGCCUUUGAAAUUAAUACGAUUGCUCGGGUUGUAUCUCCACACCCUCAGCUCAUAGAUUUAUGAGGUGGGUGAAGUGUCCCUGUAGCCCAUAUGAGCCCAGGAGAUACUUCCUAAAUUCCCAAUUAAUGAUUUGAGUUAGUUUUAUGGUUUUUAUGUGGUUUAUGUUUUUUUAUGUACAUUCUGGGACCAUGGAUGAAAGUGUGGUUGGAGACCGCUUGCGUGUACUGGUCAUUUUUUGAUGGUUGAUGGUUAGGCUGGUCUCAAUCAAUGCCCAAGGCCUUAAUUCAUUUCAAAAAAGGAGCAUGCUUUUAGAUUGGUUAAAAAAGGAAAAAGUUUCAAUAGGAUUUAUACAGGAAACUCACUGGAGACUGAAGGGUAAAAUAAGACAGACAGGAAUCUCAUUUAAUCAAGCUAGUAAAUUUAGUCAGCUAAUUCUAAGAGUGUCCUUAUUAGAUACCUGGAGGACAUUACACCCUAAAAAGAGAGAUUUUAAGUUUUUCUAAGUCCCAUUGCGCCUAUUCGCAUAUAGAUAUGAUUUUAUCGCAUGUAGGAGUGCUGACCAGGACAGAGGCCUCAGAGAUAAGGCUGGUUCCAUGGUCUGAUCAUGACCCUGUACUGUUAGAACUGCAACAACAAUUAAUUAAACAGAGACCAGAAUGGAAAUAACACGACAGGAUACUCUUGCCAGAGGCAAAUAGAAAACAUAUAGCAGACUCAAUAUUUUGAGGAAAAUAAAGAGUGUGGAGUCUCUAUUAUGACAAAAUGGUGUGCACUUAAAUGUGUGAUUAGAGGUCAGUGGAUAAAAUUAGAUGCCCAAAUGAGAAAAAAUAGAGAUCUCACCAUCUAGCGGAGAUCUCACCAUCUAAAGAAACUAGUGAAAAAAUAAAGGAUGUAGAAUCUAAAAUUAACAGUCAGUUAUUAAAUAAAGCAAAUAGAAGUCUCCAAACGUUAAGAACAAUAUACUAUUAUAAAGGAAAAAAGGUGAAUAAAUUGCUAUCGAAUAAAAUUAAAAGGAAUAUCAGCCAAGCUAUUAUGGCCCUUUAUUCAGCUCCUUUGGGCAGAAUUAUAGGACAAGGGAUCAAUUCUGAUUAGUUAGACCUGGGAAAUGGAACCUGCCAGGGAUGUCCUCUCUCACCUUUCUUAUUCAUACUAUCAGCUGAACCUCUAGAAAUAGAUAUCCGCUCUAAUCAAAAAAAUCAGGGGUUAUAAUUCUAAAAAUAGAGAAAUAAAAAUAAGUCAGUACGCAGAUGACACUUUGUAAGACUCUCAUAGAUCCGUUCAGAUCUACUAAAGAAGCAAUGCAUUUCAUACAGAAAUUUGGCAGCGUAUCUAUUUAUACGUUAAAUGUGGCAAAGACUGUGGAAAUGCCACUACAUAUGAGGAACCAAUAAAUUAAAGAAUUGGAUAGGCAAAAUGGAUUUAGAUGGGGAAUAAAUAGCUAUAAAUAUAUAGGAGUUAACAUCACAGCACAUCCCAAUAAGAUAAUUGAAGCAAAUUUCUGGCCACUAUUGAGAGGUACUUAUCAUUCGUUGAAAUGAUUGAGAACAUUAGAGAUUUUGUGGUGGGGUAGGGUGAAUAUAUUAAAAGCAUACAUUGUACCAAAAUCUAUUUACUUUUUCAGAAUGAUACCACUAGAGGUCCCUACUCCCUGGUUAAAAAUGCUCAAUAAAGCUUUCUCUAAAUUCGUAUGGCUCGGAAGAAAGCCUAAGAUAAGCUCAAACCUCUUAUCCCUAAAACAAAAAAAAACCAUGGAGGAAAAGGCUUCCCAGAUAUUUUUUUAUAUCAGAGAGCAGCUCAGUCCUUUGAACUGAUUAUGUAUUGUAUGUAAUGUCAGUCUUGACAUUAAGCUUUUUGUAAUUAGAUAAUCGUUAACCGAUCAAAAUAUUAUGGUGAAUGUUUUGUACUUUAUGUAAGUAAUUUAUUAUGAAAUUCUAAAUAAAAUAUAAGUUUGGAAACAUAGGAUGAUAGCUCAUAAAGUUAGAUCAAAAUUGUAACUUUGUGUACAGAUUGCUCUUUAGGGAUACCUAUAAAAAUUAAAUUGUAUACAUGAAAAAAAAAAAAACUUGUAUUUUUUCCAUGAGAAACUGUAUCAAUACUGGGGUACACAAAUAAUCCCUUAUCUUGUAAUACACAUUUAUGCUUGAAAAAAUAUGAAAUACUUAUUCAUUAUAAAAAAAAAUAAAAAAAAUAUUUCAUUACACCAAGUGCAACUCAAGAGAAGUCAAAUCAAGAGAAGUAAUGGAUUCUUUGGAAGUUAGGCCAUGUUACAUUAGAAAAAUGCAGAGUGAACUCUAUACAUGUACACACUCUCGCCCAGCCCACUUUGCAUAUGUGUAUAUCGUGGGUGCAUUGAGGAUACUGGCUUUGGGACAGCAAUUAGGGUAAAUCCGGCCGCGCCUAUUGGAUUUCUAUAACAAAGUUAUUUUGGAAUCAAUGUAUAGACUCUUGCAGACUUGAAUGUAUGGCAUAAUGAAUUUUGUUACUUGUAUGUAUUUUAUGCAGUUAAUGUGUACAAGGCAUAAGGAACAAACUCAAAAUCACAUGCUGAUAAAUAUUUAAGAUCUGGUUAGCCUGAGAUUAAUUUACUAAACACAGAGUGGACCCAACAUGGGAUCAUUAUCUCUGCAAUUAUUUAUUCAUUUUACAUAGUGAAAGCUAAAGCAAUAGGCUGUUUGCCCAUUUUGGCCCAAACUGAUUUUUUAGCAAAAUGCUUUUGCAGUUAAUGAAAAGGCAACCACUAUGGAGAUUUCUUGAGGAACCUGAAGUAAUCAAAGGGUGCAAAGCUGUAAACGUGAAUGAAUCACCUAUGAGAUUAUUUUGCUGUUUUCAAUGGUUUCUAUGGUGAUGUUCCAACUUUUAGAACUUUGCAUCACUUUUUUUCACUUUUUAAGUGUUCAGCUCCCGAUCACAGUUCAACAAGGCAAUAAGGAUAUUUGUAUGAAAACCUAGGUUAAGAAUGAACUACUGUGAAUGAAUGCACCAUACACACACAACCAGCCCAAAAUAUAAUAUAUAUAUAUUUCCAGAAUAAAGUGGAUGGCUUCUCUUAGGACUUUGCCCACAUUCCCAAAUAAAAUGCUGAUAAAAGGAGAAAAAAUGUUAGAAAUACAAAAUGAACACAAAAAAACACAUAGUGUAACACACACAAUAAAAUACAAUAUUGUAUUGCUUCUGAUUUAUUGGACUAAUGUAAUAUUUCAAAGACACGCUUUCGAGAGAAUUCCUCUCUUCCUCAGGAAAACUCUUGAAAGCUUGUCUUUGAAAUAUUAUGUUGGUCUAAUAAAAAAGGUAUGAUAUACGGCUACUCUAAUCUACACUUCUGAUUUUAUUACAUAUCCUUCGGCCUACCUUCGGCCAAGAUCCUUGAACAGAGGUUGAAGUACAUCACACUGACAGAUUUAUUCACAAUUAAAAGUGAAUUUUAAAUUAAUACAUAGUAGGGAAAAUAUUCUAAGUCAACUUUGCCUUCAGUUCAGCAAGUUUAAGCUAAAAUGUGAAAUUCUCCUUGAAUUAGAAUUCUCACUGCGUGAAUAACCCUGUGAGUACAUACAAGGCUAUUGUUUAUUGUUUGUGAGUGCAAUAAUUAUUAUUAAGGUUUGUAAUUGUGUUACACCUGUGUUAUUUUGAAUUCCUUUUGGACUGUCAGUGUCUCUGCUUUGUUAAGGAAAGAAAACCACUAAAUUCACAUUCUGCCUUUUCAGACAAUUUUAUUCUAUAGUUAAACUAGUUUUUCUUACAUUUAAUAAAUCAAGAUUUUUUUUCAGUUUAUCAGUACAUGAGUAUAAUUCCACAAAAUCUGUAAGUUUGCAGUUUUCCACCUCCUACUAAUGCUUCAUCUACCGAGGACCACAGUUCCUGCUAUGCUUUGAGAGCCAGAGGUCACCUUUUUGUGGCAAGCCCUGUUUUUAAUAGAAUUAAUACUUCAGCAAUUGCUCAUGGUAAAUUAUAGUUUCAUUUCAAUUACUCGUAUGUUGUUUACAAAGAAUGGCCAUUAGAUGGCACCAUUACACAGCAAUUAGACUUGGUGCACAUGUAUAGCUUGGUUUUCAUUUUAGAGACUAUUUCACAUAUAUUGAACAUAGGUGCAUUUCAUGUUAUAAUUCAUGAGUUUUUCAAAAUCCUGCAUCACUGCAUACACUUUGCUCUUCUGUAUUCUCUCAGGUUUGUUAUAUUGUUGAUUAUGUUUAUGCAGUUUCAGACACAUUUGCUUUAGUAAUUAUUAUUAUUUUUAUUUUUUUUAGCAAAUGCACUUAUUUUUUUUAGGAAAUCUGUAGGGAGGUUGUGUGAAUCUCAAAAGGGGCUAUGGCUAGUGCUGGAUAAGCAAAGUGAUUUAUCCUUUAAAUGGCUGAAAAUUGAACAGUGAGAUGGGCAGGGUCUGUAAACCAAAACCGCAUCAUUAAGCUAAAUAAUGGGGGACGGACAGAUAACUGUCCACCCCCUGCCCUCACCUAUGGUCAGCAGGUGGGGGCUAAUAUCAGGGGGAUAAUCUAGUUUCUUCCCCCACUCCCUACCUUUAGGCAGUGGUUGUGGGGCCUAAUUAUAAUAUUCACUGGGAAGAACCUAUUGGCAUGUAUAAUUGUGGCCUUCACUGCUACCAGGGGAGGACACUAGGUGUGGGCCAGGGGAGGACACUAGGCUCUCACCCCUUUUCUUUUUUAAAUAGCCCCCAUACACUGAUAUUUAAAAAUCCACCGUACAUAAAAUAUUCUAAAAUCCACUGUAAAAUACCCAUACACUGAUAUUUUAAAAUCCACCAUACGAUGCCCACAGGGUAUGUUAUUUAUUCAGUGGGGAUGGUGCCAAAAGUUCAGUAGGUAUGCCACCACCUGCCACAUGGCAGGUGGGGGCAUAACAACAUUUUAAACCUCCCUUAUUGUAAUAUGGUGCUCUUACUGAUCCCCAUAGGUUUUUAUUGAUUAAUUUUAACAUUUUUAAUGUGGUGGCUGACUAGCAAGUGCCACAUAAUUAACCCUUGUACCGCUGAGGGUUAUUAACCAGUUUAGGUUUAGCCCUGGUUGUUAGUGCUGCCAGUGGACAAACAGCUCAGGUUUUUUUUUUGGUUCUUUUUUUAAAUCCGGGCCCAGAUUUGAAGCAUUCAUGUCUGCUUUUCAUCUAUCUGCCAACGUCUGGUCUGACUAAAAUCUUAACCUCAAUUCAGGCCAGUUGAAAGCCUGAAUUGCAAAAUCUGGACAUUAUUUGUUAGUGUGAAUAAUGUUCUGAUUUUUCAAUCAGAAUGGCCCUGUAUGCAGCUUGACUGUCUUGCCCUAUUUGGUACAUGGCUAUUUGAACUUUGAUAAAUAACCCCUAUAGAUAUUUCUAUUAUUCCCCUUACAAUAAGUAAUAAUUAUCAUUACAGUUAUGUUAACGAUCAAUCAUUAUUCAAAUAACUGAGAUUGAGAUGUUUCAUAAAUGUAUGUUUAUUUUAUUUUUGCAGCUUACAUUCCUACUCCCAUCUACUUCGGGGCUGUUAUUGAUACAACUUGCAUGCUUUGGCAGCAGGAUUGUGGAGUUCAAGGCUCUUGCUGGGAAUACAACGUGACAUCAUUUCGUUUUGUUUAUUUUGGACUGGCAGCUGGUCUGAAAUUCUUAGGAUUCAUUUUUAUAUUUUUGGCUUGGUAUUCCAUAAAACACAAAGAAGAUCAGUUGCAGAGGAGGCGGUGGAGAAUGUCUCCAAUAAGCACAGUCAGCGAGAUGGUUGGGAAUACAAGAGCUGAGCCAAAUUAUGCACGAACUAGAUCUUGUCCUGCCUUCGGUGGUCGAAAAGAACACAAUGAAAAUACAAACCUCGAUGGAGGAAUCCAGCAUGUAGCACAAACCUAUCCUGGGCCCUUUCUGGAAGCAAUAAAUACAUCCUUUGAAAAUUCUCAAGAAGAAACACCGGCCGACACAUAA
This is a messenger RNA of Pelobates cultripes (western spadefoot toad), 91334 nucleotides long. The record is from the annotation of a GenBank genome assembly. Lineage: Eukaryota; Metazoa; Chordata; Amphibia; Anura; Pelobatidae.